AUGACGUGUGUAUGUAAGAGAGUGUGUACAAUCUGCAGUUCAUCAACUUUCUUGAGGCGUGCCCGUGCGUGCGUGCAUGGGUGUGUGUGCGUUUUGUGAUGGCCUUGACAAGGGUGUGUCUUUACACUUGCCUCUCACUGGCGUUCAUCCCAGAAGGGUCGUGCCAUGGCCAUGUAAACUCAACCCCAAAAGGUCAGAGGUCACCUGCUGGGUGAGACUGAAAUACCCUGUAUUUCAGAGAGCAAGAAGGCAGGCAUGCUUAUUUGAAGGUCUACAGUACCAGUCAAAAGUUUGAACACACCUACUCAUUCCAGGGUUUUUCUUAAUUUUGACUAUUUUCUACAUUGUAGAAUAAUAGUGAAGACAUCAGAACUAUGAAAUAAAGCAUAUGGAAUCAUGUAGUAACCAAAAAAGUGUUAAAUAAAUCAAAAUAUAUUUUGUAUUUGAGAUUCUUCAAAGUAGCCACCCUUUGCCUUGAUGAAAGCUUUGCACACUCUUGGCAUUCUCUCAACUAGCUUCAUGAGGAAUGCUUUUCCAACAGUCUUGAAGGAGUUCCCACAUAUGCUGAGCACUUGUUGGCUACUUUUCCUUCACUCUGCGGUCCAACUCAUCCCAAACCAUCUCAAUUGGGUUGAGGUCGGGUGAUUGUGGAUGCCAGGUCAUCUGAUGCAGCACUCCAUCACUCUCCUUGGUCAAAUAGCCCUUACACAGCCUGUUGAAAAACAAAUGAUAGUCCCACUAAGCACAAACCAGAUGGGAUGGCGUAUCACGGCAGAAUGCUGUGGUAGCCAUGCUGGUUAAGUGUGCCUUGAAUUCUAAAUAAAUCAGACAGUGUCACCAGCACCAUGCUUCAUGGUGGGAACCAAACAUGCGGAGAUCAUGCGUUCACCUACUCUGUAUCUCACAAAGACAUGGCGGUUGGAACCAACAAUCUCAAAUUUGGACUCAUCAGACAAAAGGACAGAUUUCCAUCGGUCUAAUGUCCAUUGCUCGUGUUUCUUUGCCCAAGCAAGUCUCUUCUUCUUAUUGGUGUCCUUUUUAGUAAUGGUUUCUUUGCAGCAAUUUGACCAUAAAGGCCUGAUUCAUGCAGUCUCCUCUGAAAAGUUGAUGUUGAGAUGUGUCUGUUACUUGAAGUCUGUGAAGCAUUUAUUUGGGCUGCAGUCUGAGGUGCAGUUAACUCUAAUGAACUUAUUUGAGCUUUUCUUGCCAUAAUAUGGACUUGGUCUUUUACCAAGUGGGGCUAUCUUCUGUAUACCACCCCUACCUUGUCACAACAUAACUGAUUGGCUCAAACGCAUUAAGAAGGAAAGAAAUUCCACAAAUUAACUUUUAACAAGGCACACCUGUUAAUUGAAAUGCAUUCCAGGUGACUACCUCAUGAAGCUGGUUGAGAGAAUGCCAAGAGUGUGCAAAGCUGUCAUCAAGGCAAAGGGUGGCUAUUUGAAGAAUCUGAAAUAUAAAAUAUAUUUAGAUUUGUUGAACACUUUUUUGCUUACUACAUGAUUCCAUAUGUGUUAUUUCAUAGUUUUGAUGUCUUCACUAUUAUUCUACAAUGUAGAAAAUAGUAAAAAUAAAGAAAAACCCUGGAAUGAGUAGGUGUGUCCAAACUUUUGACUGGUACUGUAUGUAUAGCAUAGGAUGGCUGGUCUGUUGAUGGCCAGUUAGCCAACUAUACAGGUGGUAGUACAGUGGACUUAACUUAGUACAUGUCUAACAUGUUAACAUGUAAUUUUACAAGUUGGAGGAUAAACCCAGGCCUGACAUAUUUGAGAGAAAGUGUGUGUGUCUGUUCGGCAUGCACAGACAGGUCUUGUACAGCUCCCUUGUUCUGUUGUCACUAAUUAAGGGAUCCUGCUCCGUUCAAACCAUGUCAUGCCAUGCCUACUGGCUAACAGAGCUGUGUUCUGUUUCAAUGUACUGGUGCAUCUGUGUGUAUCUCUGUGUGUGUGUGAGAGGGAGAGGGAGGUACGCCACAGGGCUGAGGGUUUGGGAUGUCUUUCUUAACCCCUGUACAGCGCUCCACCUCUGCCCCCCCCCCCCCCCCCUCCCCCCGCUAUAGGAGGCCCCCUGUCCUGUACAGAACAGUGAGUGCUUGUCAGGGGGACGAGUUAUACCCCUGUAAUUUACCUCUACUUCUCUCUGCCUGAGCAUGAAACAUGGCGGGCCUAUAGACACUCUAAUUGUGUGUGUGUGUGCAGUAUUUCCCCUAUAUUAAUUUACCCCCGGACCCCCCCAGCAAUGCCCAUCCUAGGCAUACAUUUAGAUAUGUUGAAGGUUGGCACAGACAGCUGAAGUUUAACACCCAUCUGGUGUGUGUGUCUGUCUGUGUUAGUCAGGCGAUAGGAUUUGACACAGCAGCUUAAGCCAAUUAAAUGUCUCUUUGAGAUCCGCACUGUUCAGAUGUUCGCUUGUGAAAAGACACCCUUUGUACUCAACGCUUGAGUCUCAUGCCAUCUCUCUACCAUUUUCCCACUGAAAACCUGCCCUCCAUCCUAGUCCAGUUACAUACCCACAACACGCUAUUUUAAUCCACAAACAUUCCUAAUAAAACAUUUGUGUAUGAUAAUACAAACAGUCAUUAAACAGACAUUUUUAUAUUUGUGUCCACAGAAUGGCAAACAUAUUCCACACUGCGGAGUUCUCAAGACCCAUUCUUACCAAUGAUUAAACUCAAUCCCUAUGGGGCCUAUCGGUUUGGCCUCAUCAUGUUAAGUAGUUGUUUUAUGGCUAUUUAAUGACCAAUCAGAUCUGACCUAGAGAGAGGGGUCACCGCCCCACUGGACAGGACUGUCAGUUGGAGAAUGUUCCCAUGGUGCGAUUCCAUGCCAGCAUAGCCCAAAAGUGUUUUCGGUAACUCAGAUUGUUCUGGCAAUUCCCACAUAGAAACUUCAUCGGGAAGAAGACUUCAAGCACGUAAAAUUUCCAGAGUGGGCUUUCUGGUACUUUUGAAGAUAUGACCCAUUUUAUACAUAGAUAUUGACAAUAUAGGUCAAUAACCAAUCACAGCCCUCCUUUAGCAUUGCACAUUCAGCAAAUCACCAGCAGAGGGAGGUCCCUUUGAAUCCAUUUUCCCAUUCACUGUGUUGGUUGUGCUCAUAACAUUUAUCAUAACUUCAAAAUUAGUAGAGAGCCCACUCUAAAAAAUGGAUGUACUUGUUGUUCCAAACAAUGUCUUAAAAUAAAAAAUAAAUAAAAAAGGUACUUUUGAGAUAUUAUGUUUUAUGUUGAAUAAGUGAAUGUGAAAUAUUGUAUUUCAGAAUCUAGACAUACUCCUUAUUUUAGAGCACACUCUAAGGAGCAUAAUGACACCAAGAUGUUGUCUGUAUCAUGUACGGUUCACGGUUCAUAGGGUCUUAUAAGAGGCAUGUAUAGGUCUAAGGGCCUUAAAUGGCUACUUUCAGCAUUAUUUCCUCAUUGUUUGUGAUACAAAUGUAAAAAGCAUGUCAAACAUCCUUCCUCCCAAUGAGGUUUCUAUGUUAGAAUUGCCAGAACAAUCUGAGAUGGGGCAAAAAAUAAAAAAUACCCUGGCGUGGAAUCGCCCCAUACGACUAGUGUUAUUUUUAUGCAAGUAGAGCAGAUUCCAGCGUUCUAAGUUUAUCAGUUGUAGCUGAAGUCAAACUGGGAAACUAUGUGUGUUUUAAUGUUGUGGGGAGAACACAUUCCUUUGUCUCAAUAAUAUUAACCCAGACCUGAACAGACCGUGGGAUGAAGCGGUUAGUGGUAGAGUGGACUGCGGAGAUGGGGUUAUCAGGGAUCUUGACCAUCACAAGCUGGUUUGAUCCAAUGGAAAGUCUUGUUUUGAUUGUUUUCAUGUUAUUACGCAUAAGCUGGAACUGACCAGACAUAAUAAACCCACUUGUCAUGUUCCCCCCAAGCCAUCAAUUUAUGGUUCAAACCUAUAUAGUUUAGUCUGCUCUGUCCCCAAGCAGGAACCAUAGCUUGCUGGUCCCUGGUACAAAAAUCAUUUGAGAAAUCUAACUGACACCACAGGAUGUAGGGGGCCCAGGUAUCUGAUUAAAAGCUCUGGCCUACAGUAUGUGAAGGUCCUCGGGCUCUCUCUCUCUCGCUAUCUCCCCCCACAUUGCUGUCCAUAAGGCCUGUAUUUGUCUGGCCUCUUUCCAUCACUCCUGUUAUGUCUACACAUACUGCACUAUUUUUGGCAACCUGUCAUUUUAAUAUAAAUUUGAAGUACCCUGCCAGGAGAGAGGGGGAAAGCGAAGGGGAGAGGGUGAGGGGAGAGAAAGGGGGAGAGUAGCCUCUUAAACAAAGUGGGGUGUGGAGGUUUGCUGUUUGGCUCUCCUGUUGCAAGCCUGUUUUCCCCUCUGUUUUCCUGUACUUUUUUUUGCUGAGUGUUUUGUGGCGAUGCUUGGUUUGGUUAGUGGGAUCCAUGCAGCUGUAUUUGGACAGUGCUCAGGGCUACAGUACCAAACAAAAAGACCAGGCCUGUCACCCCCCAGGUCACACCAGCUGUCUGUCUGCUAGAUGGAUAGGGGUUUAGACUAGGCCUACCUAACGCACACACUUUUUUAGCACACACACUUGUUUUACCCGUCGCACACUCGUUUUAACACGCGUACAAUACGUAACACCUACUAUAUUACCUAAACAUUUUAUACCGGUUCUUAGGGACUGGAUGUUAUUUAUAUUGAGGGAUAUUUGGAGGUAAUCUGACCUCUAAGAAAUGAAAAUGGAUGGCCCUCCCCCUGAGGAAAAUAUAUUUUUAGCUGGCCCUCCCCCUGAGGAAAAUAUAUUUUUACCUGGCCCUCCCCCUGAGGAAAAUAUAUUUUUACCUGGCCCUCCCCGAGCGUUUGAAAAAACAAAUGUGUAACCCUCCCCCUCCAAAAUGAUAAUUAAAACAAAAUAGCAGGGAAUAUUAAAUCCGUUUUUAGUAGGCUAUCAAUGUUGCAGUCGUGAUUUCUAUCAAAUCAACCCGUGGUUGAGAACCACUGCUGUAUUCAUACCAUAUUUAUGUUAUCCGCUAGAAGGCGGCAUUUACCAAUUUAAGCUUUAAGGGCCAAUCCACACCAAGGACGAUAACUAUAACGAUAAAUUAUACAUGAGUAUAAAACAAUGGCGAGCAUACACACUAGAGGAAAAUGUAUCGUUCUACAGUAGCCUACACUGUCAAUCAACUGAUCAACUGAUCCUACUUCACACUGUAGGCCUAUUAAUAAGGUGGUAACACAGAUCAUUUAGUGCUUCAGGGUGUGGUCAUUGUCAUAGUGACAACUGCAAAUAAUACUUCAAUGUAGGCUACAUGUAGCCUAAUGAAAAAAAUUAUAUAGAAACUCGUAUUUAAAUUAAAUGUAGAAAUUCAACAACAAACGCGGUAUAGCCUGCGCAUCUUUUACAUGUUGCUCAAGUGGUUUGCAAGCGAUUUCCAUCAAUUCGUUUGGAUAUUUUUCACUGUGCUCCUCAGUCUGUCAUGUGCAACCAUUUCAAUAGGCUACACAAGUGCAACAAUGUUAUUAUCACUGGCCAGUGAUGCACUCUCUCUCCGCAACUUUCCCCGGCAGUUCAUUUGGCCUAUUUUACAUUCAGCUAUUAGUAAGAGCAGCCUGCUUCUCUACGAAAAGCCUAGUAGGCCUAGUAUAAAAAUGGCAAAAAAGUUAAUGUCCUAUAGCUUUUGUAGCAUAUAGCUUUUGUAGCCUAUAGCUUUUCCUGGGACUUCAGGAGAAGAGGAAUAGCGGAUGCUUGUGUUUGUAGCCUAUAGCCUAGAAGAGCGAGGCGAGAGUUGUGUAGCCGAAUAAGCAAAAUAUUAGCUAGAUAUUAGGCCACUAAUUAGUUAAAUAUUAGGGCUAUAAAUAUUUACCUGUGAAAGUGUAAGAAAAAAAGUUAGGUUAUGAAAUGGUAGAGCUGUGCAUUCCUCCAGGCUGCGCUCUGCAGCAGUCGGGCAUGCAAAGGCCUAUGUUUUUAGACAAAAACAUUAUUCUACCUAGGCUACAACAACACAGUGCAAUGAGGAAAGUAUUAUUGUUAUCAAGUGAGUGCACAAUUAUUGUCUAGGGCUGUAAACUGCAGAGAUGUAGGCUAAUUUCGGUUUGUAUUUUUUUAUUCAAUACGUAAAUUCCAAAAAGUUGACAAAUACUGACAUUUAAUCGCUUACAAAUUACAUGAUCCUCGCCUAAAAAAAAAACCUGCCCCUGACUGAAAUUGAAAAAGCAUGACCCUCUCCCAUUUUCUUCGGGUAACAAUUGCGUAAGUUUCGACCGGCCCCUUCGAAGUAAUAAAUGUGCAUUCUACUACUAAUAUGGAAUCCCUGAAGGCCCUGUUGUGGUGUACCAUACAUGUAAAGGAACAUUCCAGGUUUAGACGGGGGUAAAGGUGAGGGUCCCACCUGUACCUCCUCCUCCUCCUGGUUUCAUGUUAAAAGGCAGUGUAGGGUUGUCAUCACCAUCUCCGUGUUAAGCAGAUCUGUCAGCGCUGUGCGUGUCCCGACUCUGGAGUGACACCAGCAUUCUAAUAAGGAACAUUCCACAGAGAAGGGAAUAGAAUAUACUUAAUGGGAGGGGGGAUUCAAUGUAGACAUGUAGUGUAUCUUUGAGAGCUGGGAAUGUGAUAAUAUGAAAUGUGCACUGUCGUCUGGAUUUUAAAAAAGUAAACAAUUUAAUUUAAUUUUCAAGAUGCUGUUUUCAGUAUGUUCUGGAGAGGAUACUUAGCUAUGAGUUGCACUUGUGCUUCUCAGAACAUGUGAUUGUAUUGAAUGUGUUUGUGACAGUAUGCUGGGGGCUAGAGUGUUCCAAGAGGGGGUUGGUCACCCUUACUAAAGUAUCCUAGACGGGACACAAACAUAAAAGUAAUUUAUUUCACAGAGAAAAGAAAGAGAGGAACCCCCCCCCCCCCCCCCCCUCUCUUGUUUUCCUUUUUUCCUUUGGCUUCCCCUUCACCCCCCUCUACCACUCAGCAGCUGUUUCUCUCACUUUCUUUUGCCCCCGCCAACCCCCUUCCCUAAAUCCCUCCCUCACCCCCUCUCUCCCCCCUGCCUGAUGGCUUUGUGUGUUUGGCUGGAAACCCCCUCACUACGGCACAGGGGUCCAGUAACCCUCAGAACACUGGGCUGUAGCUGGUCUGUAACGGUGUUUAUGAAGAGAUAAGCAGAGGAUUAGCACAGAGAUGGAGGUUUGGCGUCUCUGUGGUGUUGGAGCUGUUGCAUGUAACCCCUCUUUGGCUAAACACCUGCUUUAUACUUUCAUAGCUGGAUUCAUGAUAUUGUUUUAUUGCGUUUUUGUUCAAACUUGAAUUUCCGGUUACAUUUGUGCACCAGAAAUGUCAGUUGAAACAUGUCAAAUGAACGUGUUUUAAAUGUAUGGCCCUGGGCCGUAUCCAGAAAAAGCUGUUUGAAACGGGGAGGUAGCCUACUAUCCAACUUGUCCAAUAUGAGCCUACUGAACACAACCCUGAUGUUGACUAGAUGUUAGUGUUUGACACCCAGCUCUGUGGUUGUUUCAGUGUUGUUUAUGGAAAAAGGGACUCAUGAGUUCCGCUAGUCAGUGCCUAAAUUGGAACUAUUAUAGUGGAUUGGCUCAACUGAUAAGACUGUUACACAUUAUGCCUAAAUAUCAACUCAAACUCAAUGUUUUUUAGUACAACUUUGAAGAGGAAAGAUGUAGCAUAUCCCUGAAUGUAUCACAUCACUUUUCAUGCCUCAGACUCAAACACAUUGUUGUCAUUGAAAUAUUCACUACAAAAAAAACAAUGGACCGAAAAACACUCUCAGUUGAGGACAGGAAAUACACAGCGGCUUCAUCCGAAAUGACACCCUAUUCCAUACAUAGUGCACUACUUUUGACCAGAGACCCGUCUAUGGGUCCUGGUCAAAGUAUAGUGCACUACAUAGGGAAUAGGGUGCCAUUUCAGACACACCCAGCGUUUAUUUGUUGCGUAUACGAACGACCAUUUCCUGUACGGGGGAGGCAGAAACAUUUAUGGUGCCAAAAACAGCAGCCCUUCCUGCAUUGCCAGCCUAGCAAAGUAUCACCAUGAAACACUAAUGGUGUCUGUGGUGCUAGAUGGGAAGGUUCCCAAGGGUGGUGUGUACGUACAGUAUUCCCUCAACAGCUGAUCUAGGGCCUGUUUGACUUGUUCUGCUCAUAGUCGUUGAGGUUAAGUUUGCAAUGAAGAGAGCUGAUGUUGAAGUUGGCAGAGCUGAUCCUAAAUCUGGUGUUAAGGUCCCUAGUGCAGUGUUUCUCAGUCCUGUUCCUGGGGACACAAAGGGGUGCACAUUUUAGUUUUAGCCCUAGCACUCACACACCUGAUUCAAAUCAAAGUCUUGAUGAUGAGUUUAUCAGUUGAAUCAUGUGCGACCUUUUGCGUCCCCAGGAACAGGAUUGAGAAACACUGCCUUAGAGGGUAUCGGAAGCAUUGUGACAUGCCUAAAGACAGCACUCAUUUACUGAGGUGGGUAGGUGCUUGGUUGGUGGUGAGUUCAGAGAUUUUAAAAAUCUGUACUCAGACCAUGUCCCACCCCUGGCAGUCAUAAUGACCCUGGUGUUUACCCCACAUGGGCCACUUUGGGGCAGUUGCCCUCUCAAAGGAAAUGACACAGAGUGGGGGGUGAACCGGGGUGGAUGCCAUUUUUUUGCUAAUGGCUGGUGUUUCCACAUUCACUGUGCUUUACAUCUGUGCGUGUGCCCGGCUGUACACGUAUGUAUUUGCAUAGUGACUGUGUACCCUGUAGUAAAUGUGUGUGACCCCCUAGGUGAAGGCUAAGCUGCGGGAGGCUUUUUAAAGGCUUAAACUGACAUCCUGUAAUAUUCACUGAUAUGAAACAGACUGGGGGUAUAAACAACUGUUAUCUGUGGCACUUAGCUAGGUAUCCUACUGUACUAAUACUAGCCACUGCUUAGCUGUGUGUGGUGUGUAUGUCUGUGUCAGGGAGAGACAGAGAUAGACGGAGCGAGAGAAGGGGAACGACAGUGAAUGGUCAGUGUCAGUAUGUAACAGGUGGCAUCCGCUUUUGGAGUUUGUCAGUGCAGCCGAGACAAAUAGCUGGGGAUAUCUGUGAAUGCUGGCUUGUCUGGCUCUUUGUGCAGCAGGAACCCAACAGAUGUGUGUGUGGUGUGUGUGGUAGAGAGAGAGAGGGAGGGAGCAAUGGAGAGCGUAAGACAGAGAAAUGAUGGAGAAGUGUGGGUGUGGCCAGUGCUGUGGCCUGUCCAUUGUGCCCUCAGCCCUCACCAGAUGUGGCCUGAACAAUGAACUGGGUCAAUAAAAGGAAGUGGUGUAUAAAUAGCCUCUUACGUCUGCAUGGUUGGAGUUUGUGUGUAUAGUUUGUGUGUGAUAUGAAUGAAUGUGUUCUGGAAGUUCCCUGGCAAUGAGUGUUCUCUAGCUGCAGCAUUCUAAGCUAGAGUCAGGCAAAUAUGUACCAUUUUUAUGAUGCCCUGCAGGUCUCUCCUUCCUGUCCUGUUCUUUCUCUCCCUCUCUGGAUCCAAAGGUGGACACACUGAGCGGUAGUCAGAGGUGUUGGUUUUGCUUUCUCAGCCAAGGUCAGAUUUCUAACCCCUCAGGAGGAUGACACUUAGGGCUGGUUUCACAGACACAGGUCAACUAAAUACAUUUCAGAAAGCAAAAAAAAUAUUUUUGUGUGUGUGUGAUUUACAACCGUGUCUUUUGGGCAACACUCACAUUCUGACCUGUGACUGUAUGAAUAGGCCUAGUAUAAUAUUUUCUACAGUAGCUAAGUGUUGUAGUGUAAGAGGCCUAUUUAUGAGCAGUGAUUAAAGCCAUGUUAGGAGCCUGGUCCUAAAUCACAUCCUGGUUAUAAGUGUGCUAGGGCACACGGCUAAAAAUACUCCUCACCCCCCCUUCUCUCCUUCCCUCUGUCCCUCCUUCUCUCCUUCCCUCUGUCCCUCCUUCUCUCCUUCCCUCUGUCCCUCCUUCUCUCCUUCCCUCUGUCCCUCCUUCUCUCCUUCCCUCUGUCCCUCCUUCUCUCCUUCCCUCUGUCCCUCCUUCUCUCCUUCCCUCUGUCCCUCCUUCUCUCCUUCCCUCUGUCCCUCCUUCUCUCCUUCCCUCUGUCUCUCCUUCCCUCUGUCCCUCCUUCUCUCCUUCCCUCUGUCCCUCCUUCUCUCCUUCCCUCUGUCCCCCCUUCUCUCCUUCCCUCUGUCCCUCCUUCUCUCCUUCUCUCUGUCCCUCCUUCUCCCCUUCCCUCUGUCCCUCCUUCUCUCCUUCCCUCUGUCCCUCCUUCUCUCCUUCCCUCUGUCCCUCCUUCUCUCCUUCCCUCUGUCCCUCCUUCUCUCCUUCUCUCCUUCCCUCUGUCCCUCCUUCUCUCCUUCCCUCUGUCCCUCCUUCUCUCCUUCUCUCCUUCCCUCUGUCCCUCCUUCUCUCCUUCCCUCUGUCCCUCCUUCUCUCCUUCUCUCCUUCCCUCUGUCCCUCCUUCUCUCCUUCCCUUCGUCCCCUGGUCAUCUCUCUGCGCCUCCUGUAUCCAGGCCAUAUAUAGUGCCAUACACACUCACCCACACCUACUCAGUUUUCUAGGCCACCUCUUGAGCUGGCCUGCCCCAGUCGGGGAGCUUCUAUCUGGGGCUGAACUAGCCAAGCCUCAGCCUGCCAACAUCCACCAAUGGCCAGUGCAGACAUGAUGAUGGUACGGUAUUGUAUUAUAUUAUGUUCAUCUAUAAGAGACAAUGAGGUGGAUCUCUCUCUCUCCCCCCUCUCUCGCACUCUCUCUAAUUGUGGUAAAUACUAAGUGGAUCCCAGUGGGAUGGUGACAAACGAGCUCCCAAGUCCUAAUGAGCAUUUAAUUGCAGCUGUUACCGCAAACCCAUACACCCAUACUAACACACACACACUCACACACUCUCCUUUCUGCAUCCCUAUAUAUCCCUCAUUAAUCCUGGCUAUGCAUUUCCUCUGGAUCUCUCUUGCCCUUUCUCUCUCCCGUUCUGUCUGUCUUCCUUUCUCUCUGCAGGGAAGUUGCAGAUUGUAGUGAUAGAAGGUCUUUGUUGCCGAACAGAUGCAUUUCUGAGGCCGUGAACGAAUUUCACCCACUAUCUCGAGAUGUUGACGGGGUGGACACACACCUCACGCGCACACACACACCUCACACACAAACAGCCACACACAGACACCCUUGACAAAUGGAUAAGGUUAUAUGGCUUCAACCAUUAGUGCUACUGCUAAACCAUACAGUCUUUUGUAGUUCUAAAGAGAUAUGAGUCAUCUCGAUGUAUCAUAAACGACCUGCUCUCUCAGACCAGGACACAUCUAUGAUUGAUCUCUAGGAGAAGUGGUUUAAAUGAGGUCAUACAGAUCUGGACGAUAGUGGGGGAGAGAAGGGAGAACAGUCAAUGUGACCUGGAGAAAUACAGGCCCUUGAAGAAAACUGGUGCAUCAAACUAUCUAGGUUCUACAUGAAAACAAACAACCAUGUAGUACUCAAAUCAAAUUUUAUUUGACACAUGCGCCGAAUACAACUGAUGUAGACUUGACAGUGAAAUUCUUGCUUACAGGGCCUCCCGAGUGGCGCAGUGGUCUAAGGCACUGCAUCGCUGUGCUAGCUGUGCCACUAGAGAUCCUGGUUCGGGUCCAGGCUCUGUCGCAGCCGGCCGCGACCGGGAGACCCAUGGGGGGGGCGCACAAUUUGGCCCAGCGUCAUCCAGGUUAGGAGAGGGUUUGGGGUAUGUGCAGGGGUAAUAGCUAUAUACAGGGAGUACCAGAUCAAUGUGCAGAGGCAAAAGCUAUAUACAGGGAGUACCAGUACCAGAUCAUUGUGCAGGGGUAAUAGUUAUAUACAGGGAGUACCAGUACCAGAUCAAUGUGCAGAGGUAAUAGCUAUAUACAGAGAGUACCAGUACCAGAUCAAUGUGCAGAGGUAAUAGCUAUAUACAGGGAGUACCAGUACCAGAUCAAUGUGCAGAGGUAAUAGCUAUAUACAGGGAGUACCAGUACCAGAUCAAUGUGCAGAGGUAAUAGCUAUAUACAGGGAGUACCAGUACCAGAUCAAUGUGCAGAGGUAAUAGCUAUAUACAGGGAGUACCAGUACCAGAUCAAUGUGCAGAGGUACGAGGUAUUUGAGGUAGAUGUGUACAUGAAGGUGGGGUAAAGUGACUAGGCAUCAGGAUACAUAAUAAUAAGAGUAAAAUAUAGAACAGAGUAGCAGCAGCAAAUGAUAAGUGUGAAAGUGUGUGUAUGUAUGUAUGUAUGUAUGUAUGUAUGUAUGUAUGUAUGUAUGUAUGUAUGUAUGUAUGUAUGUAUGUAUGUAUGUAUGUAUGUAUAUAUAUAUAUAUAUAUAUAUAUAUAUAUAUAUAUAUAUAUACAUACAUACAUACAUACAUACAUACAGUGGGGAAAAAAAGUAUUUAGUCAGCCACCAAUUGUGCAAGUUCUCCCACUUAAAAAGAUGAGAGAGGCCUGUAUUUUUCAUCAUAGGUACACGUCAACUAUGACAGACAAAUUGAGCAAAAAAAAUCCAGAAAAUCACAUUGUAGGAUUUUUUAUGAAUUUAUUUGCAAAUGAUGGUGGAAAAUAAGUAUUUGGUCACCUACAAACAAGCAAGAUUUCUGGCUCUCACAGACCUGUAACUUCUUCUUUACGAGGCUCCUCUGUCCUCCACUUGUUACCUGUAUUAAUAGCACCUGUUUGAACUUGUUAUCAGUAUAAAAGACACCUGUCCACAACCUCAAACAGUCACACUCCAAACUCCACUAUGGCCAAGACCAAAGAGCUGUCAAAGGACACCAGAAACAAAAUUGUAGACCUGCACCAGGCUGGGAAGACUGAAUCUGCAAUAGGUAAGCAGCUUGGUUUGAAGAAAUCAACUGUGGGAGCAAUUAUUAGGAAAUGGAAGACAUACAAGACCACUGAUAAUCUCCCUCGAUCUGGGGCUCCACGCAAGAUCUCACCCCGUGGGGUCAAAAUGAUCACAAGAACGGUGAGCAAAAAUCCCAGAACCACACGGGGGGACCUAGUGAAUGACCUGCAGAGAGCUGGGACCAAAGUAACAAAGCCUACCAUCAGUAACACACUACGCCGCCAGGGACUCAAAUCCUGCAGUGCCAGACGUGUCCCCCUGCUUAAGGCAGUACAUGUCCAGGCCCGUCUGAAGUUUGAUAGAGUGCAUUUGGAUGAUCCAGAAGAGGAUUGGGAGAAUGUCAUAUGGUCAGAUGAAACCAAAAUAGAACUUUUUGGUAAAAACUCAACUCGUCGUGUUUGGAGGACAAUGAAUGCUGAGUUGCAUCCAAAGAACACCAUACCUACUGUGAAGCAUGGGGGUGGAAACAUCAUGCUUUGGAGCUGUUUUUCUGCAAAGGGACCAGGACGACUGAUCCGUGUAAAGGAAAGAAUGAAUGGGGCCAUGUAUCGUGAGAUUUUGAGUGAAAACCUCCUUCCAUCAGCAAGGGCAUUGAAGAUGAAACGUGGCUGGGUCUUUCAGUAUGACAAUGAUCCCAAACACACCGCCUGGGCAACGAAGGAGUGGCUUCGUAAGAAGCAUUUCAAGGUCCUGGAGUGGCCUAGCCAGUCUCCAGAUCUCAACCCCAUAGAAAAUCUUUGGAGGGAGUUGAAAGUCCGUGUUGCCCAGUGACAGCCCCAAAACAUCACUGCUCUAGAGGAGAUCUGCAUGGAGGAAUGGGCCAAAAUACCAGCAACAGUGUGUGAAAACCUUGUGAAGACUUACAGAAAACGUUUGACCUGUGUCAUUGCCAACAACAGGUAUAUAACAAAGUAUUGAAAAACUUUUGUUAUUGACCAAAUACUUAUUUUCCACCAUAAUUUGCAAAUAAGUUCAUUAAAAAUCCUACAAUGUGAUUUUUUGGAUUUUUUUUUCUCAUUUUGUCUGUCAUAGUUGACGUGUACCUAUGAUGAAAAUUACAGGCCUCUCUCAUCUUUUUAAGUGGGAGAACUUGCACAAUUGGUGGCUGACUAAAUACUUUUUUUCCCCACUGUACAUACAUACAUACAUACAUACAUACAUACAUACAUACAUACAUGUGUAUAUAUGUAUGUAUAUAUAUACACACACAGUGGGGAGAACAAGUAUUUGAUACACUGCCGAUUUUGCAGGUUUUCCUACUUACAAAGCAUGUAGAGGUCUGUAAUUUUUAUCAUAGGUACACUUCAACUGUGAGAGACGGAAUCUAAAACAAAAAUCCAGAAAAUCACAUUGUAUGAUUUUUAAGUAAUUAAUUUGCAUUUUAUUGCAUGACAUAAGUAUUUGAUACAUCAGAAAAGCAGAACUUAAUAUUUGGUACAGAAACCUUUGUUUGCAAUUACAGAGAUCAUACGUUUCCUGUAGGUCUUGACCAGGUUUGCACACACUGCAGCAGGGAUUUUGGCCCACUCCUCCAUACAGACCUUCUCCAGAUCCUUCAGGUUUCGGGGCUGUCGCUGGGCAAUACGGACUUUCAGCUCCCUCCAAAGAUUUUCUAUUGGGUUCAGGUCUGGAGACUGGCUAGGCCACUCCAGGACCUUGAUAUGCUUCUUACGGAGCCACUCCUUAGUUGCCCUGGCUGUGUGUUUCGGGUCGUUGUCAUGCUGGAAGACCCAGCCACGACCCAUCUUCAAUGCUCUUACUGAGGGAAGGAGGUUGUUGGCCAAGAUCUCGCGAUACAUGGCCCCAUCCAUCCUCCCCUCAAUACGGUGCAGUCAUCCUCUCCCCUUUGCAGAAAAGCAUCCCCAAAGAAUGAUGUUUCCACCUCCAUGCUUCACGGUUGGGAUGGUGUUCUUGGGGUUGUACUCAACCUUCUUCUUCCUCCAAACACGGCGAGUGGAGUUUAUACCAAAAAGCUCUAUUUUUGUCUCAUCAGACCACAUGACCUUCUCCCAUUCCUCCUCUGGAUCAUCCAGAUGGUCAUUGGCAAACUUCAGAUGGGCCUGGACAUGCGCUGGCUUGAGCAGGGGGACCUUGCGUGCGCUGCAGGAUUUUAAUCCAUGACGGCGUAGUGUGUUACUAAUGGUUUUCUUUGAGACUGUGGUCCCAGCUCUCUUCAGGUCAUUGACCAGGUCCUGCCGUGUAGUUCUGGGCUGAUCCCUCACCUUCCUCAUGAUCAUUGAUGCCCCACGAAGUGAGAUCUUGCAUGGAGCCCCAGACCGAGGGUGAUUGACCGUCAUCUUGAACUUCUUCCAUUUUCUAAUAAUUGCGCCAACAGUUGUUGCCUUCUCACCAAGCUGCUUGCCUAUUGUCCUGUAGCCCAUCCCAGCCUUGUGCAGGUCUACAAUUUUAUCCCUGAUGUCCUUACACAGCUCUCUGGUCUUGGCCAUUGUGGAGAGGUUGGAGUCUGUUUGAUUGAGUGUGUGGACAGGUGUCUUUUAUACAGGUAACGAGUUCAAACAGGUGCAGUUAAUACAGGUAAUGAGUGGAGAACAGGAGGGCUUCUUAAAGAAAAACUAACAGGUCUGUGAGAGCCGGUUGGUAGGUGAUCAAAUACUUAUGUCAUGCAAUAAAAUGCAAAUUAAUUACUUAAAAAUCAUACAAUGUGAUUUUCUAGAUUUUUGUCUCUCACAGUUGAAGUGUACCUAUGAUAAAAAUUACAGACCUCUACAUGCUUUGUAAGUAGGAAAACCUGCAAAAUCGGCAGUGUAUCAAAUACUUGUUCUCCCCACUGUAUGUAUGUAUGUAUAUGUGUGUGUGUGUGUGUGUGUGUGUGUGUGUGUAUAUGUAUGUAUGUGUAUAUAUAUAUAUAUAUAUAUGACAUAUACACUGCUCAAAAAAAUAAAGGGAACACUUAAACAACACAAUGUAACUCCAAGUCAAUCACACUUCUGUGAAAUCAAACUGUCCACUUAGGAAGCAACACUGAUUGACAAUACAUUUCACAUGCUGUUGUGCAAAUGGAAUAGACAACAGGUGGAAAUUAUAGGCAAUUAGCAAGACACCCCCAAUAAAGGACUGGUUUUGCAGGUGGUGACCACAGACCACUUCUCAGUUCCUAUGCUUCCUGGCUGAUGUUUUGGUCACUUUUGAAUGCUGGCGGUGCUUUCACUCUAGUGGUAGCAUGAGACGGAGUCUACAACCCACACAAGUGGCUCAGGUAGUGCAGCUCAUCCAGGAUGGCACAUCAAUGCGAGCUGUGGCAAUAAGGUUUGCUGUCUCUGUCAGCGUAGUGUCCAGAGCAUGGAGGCGCUACCAGGAGACAGGCCAGUACAUCAGGAGACGUGGAGGAGGCCGUAGGAGGGCAACAACCCAGCAGCAGGACUGCUACCUCCGCCUUUGUGCAAGGAGGAGCAGGAGGAGCACUGCCAGAGCCCUGCAAAAUGACCUCCAGCAGGCCACAAAUGUGCAUGUGUCUGCUCAAACAGUCAGAAACAGACUCCAUGAGGGUGGUAUGAGGGCCCGACGUCCACAGGUGGGGGUUGUGCUUACAGCCCAACACUGUGCAGGACGUUUGGCAUUUGCCAGAGAACACCAAGAUUGGCAAAUUCGCCACUGGCGCCCUGUGCUCUUCACAGAUGAAAGCAGGUUCACACUGAGCACAUAUGACAGACGUGACAGAGUCUGGAGACGCCGUGGAGAACGUUCUGCUGCCUGCAACAUCCUCCAGCAUGACCGGUUUGGCGGUGGGUCAGUCAUGGUGUGGGGUGGCAUUUCUUUGGGGGGCCGCACAGCCCUCCAUGUGCUCGCCAGAGGUAGCCUGACUGCCAUUCGGUACCGAGAUGAGAUCCUCAGACCCCUUGUGAGACCAUAUGCUGGUGCGGUUGGCCCUGGGUUCCUCCUAAUGCAAGACAAUGCUAGACCUCAUGUGGCUGGAGUGUGUCAGCAGUUCCUGCAAGAGGAAGGCAUUGAUGCUAUGGACUGGCCCGCCCGUUCCCCAGACCUGAAUCCAAUUGAGCACAUCUGGGACAUCAUGUCUCGCUCCAUCCACCAACGCCACGUUGCACCACAGACUGUCCAGGAGUUGGCGGAUGCUUUAGUCCAGGUCUUGGAGGAGAUCCCUCAGGAGACCAUCCGCCACCUCAUCAGGAGCAUGCCCAGGCGUUGUAGGGAGGUCAUACAGGCACGUGGAGGCCACACACACUACUGAGCCUCAUUUUGACUUGUUUUAAGGACAUUACAUCAAAGUUGGAUCAGCCUGUAGUGUGGUUUUCCACUUUAAUUUUGAGGGUGACUCCAAAUCCAGACCUCCAUGAGUUGAUACAUUUGAUUUCCAUUGAUAAUUUUUGUGUGAUUUUGUUGUCAGCACAUUCAACUAUGUAAAGAAAAAAGUAUUUAAUAAGAUUAUUUCAUUCAUUCAGAUCUAGGAUGUGUUAUUUUAGUGUUCCCUUUAUUUUUUUGAGCAGUGUAUAUACUACCAUUCAAAAGUUUGGGGUCACUUAGAAAUGUCCUUGUUUUCUAAAUAAAAUAAAAUAGUCUUAAAAUAACAUCAAAUUGAUCAGAAAUACAUUGUUAAUGUUGUAAAUGGCUAUUGUAGCUGGAAAUGGCUGAUUUAAAAAAAAAAUGGAUUAUCUACAUAGGCGUACAGAGGCCCAUUAUCAGCAACCAUCAGUCCUGUGUUCCAAUGGCAUGCUGUGUUUGCUAAUCCAAGCUGAUCAUUUUAAAAAGCUAAUUGAUCAUUAGAAAACCCUUUUGCAAUUUAUGUUAGCACAGCUGAAAACCGUUGUGCUGAUUAAAGAAGCAAUAAAACUGGCCUUAUUGAGACUAGUUGAGUAUCUGGAGAAUCAGCAAUUGUGGGUUCGAUUACAGGCUCAAAAUGGCCAGAAACAAAUAACUUUCUUCUGAAACUCAUCAGUCUAUUCUUGUUCUGAGAAAUGAAGGCUAUUCCAUGCGAGAAAUUGCCAAGAAACUGAAGAUCUCGUACAACGCUGUGUACUACUCCCUUCACAGAACAGCGUAAACUGGCUCUAACCAGAAUAGAAAGAGGAGUGGGAGGCCCCGGUGCACAACUGAGCAAGAGGACAAAUAUAUUAGUGUCUAGUUUUGAGAAACAGACGCCUCACAGGUCCUCAACUGGCAGCUUCAUUAAAUAGUACCCGCAAAACACCAGUCUCAAUGUCAACAGUGAAGAGGCGACUCCGGGAUGCUGACCUUCUAGGCAGAGUUGCAAAGAAAAAGUCCAGUCUCUGUGUUCUUUUGCCCAUCUUUUAUUUUUAUUGGCCAGUCUGAGAUAUGGCUUUUUCUUUGCAACUCUGAAGGUCAGCAUCCCAGAGUCGCCUCUUCACUGUUGACAUUGAGACUGGUGUUUUUCCGGGUACUAUUUAAUGAAGCUGCCAGUUGAGGACCUGGCAUACUUCCAAAGUUGUGGCAAUAUGGCUUAAGGACAACAAAGUCAAGGUAUUGGAGUGGCCAUCACAACCCUGACCUCAAUCCUAUAGAAUAUUUGGGGCAGAACAAAAGCUUGCGAGCAAGGAGGCCGACAAACCUGACUCAGGUUCUACCAGCUCUGUCAGGAGGAAUGGGCCAAAAAUUCCCACCCAACUUAUUGUGGGAAGCUUGUGAAGGCCCCAAAACGUUUGACCCAAGUUAACAUUUAAGGCAAUGCUACAAAUACUAUUGAGUGUAUGUAACUUUGACCCACGGGAAUGGUGCUGAAUAAUAAAAGCUAAAUAAUCAUCUCUCUCUACUAUUAUUCUGACAUUUCACAUUCUUAAAAAGUGGUGAUCCUAACUGACCUAAGACAGGGAAUUUACUAUGAUAAUGCCCGGAAUUGUGAAAACUGAGUUUAAAUGUACAGUGAGGAAAAAGUAUUUGAUCCCCUGCUGAUUUUGUACGUUUGGGCCCACUGACAAAGACUGAUCAGUCUAUAUUUUAAUGUAGGUUAUUUGACAGUGGAGAGACAGAAUAACAACAAAAAAAUCCAGAGAAACGCAUGUAAAAAAUGUUAUAAAUUGAUUAGCAUUUUAAUGAGGGAAAUAAGUAUUUGACCCCCUCUCAAUCAGAAAGAUUUCUGGCUCCCAGGUGUCUUUUAUACAGGUAACGAGCUGAGAUUAGGAGCACACUCUUAAAUCUCAGCUUGUUACCUGUAUAAAAGACGCCUGUCCACAGAAUCAAUCAAUCAAUCAGAUUCCAAACUCUCCACCAUGGCCAAGAUCAAAGAGCUCUCCAAGGAUGUCGGGACAAGACUGUAGACCUACACAAGGCUGGAAUGGGCUACAAGGCCAUCGCCAAGCAGCUUGGUGAGAAGGUGACAACAGUUGGUGCGAUUAUUCGCAAAUGAAAGAAACACAAAAUAAUUGUCAAUCUCCCUUGGCCUUGGGCUCCAUGCCAAAUCUCACCUCGUGGAGUUGCAAUGAUCAUGAGAACGGUGAGGAAUCAGCCCAGAACUACACAGGAGGAUCUUGUCAAUGAUCUCAAGGUAGCUGGGACCAUAGUCACCAAGAAAACAAUUGGUAACACACUACGCCGUGAAGGACUGAAAUCCUGCAGCGCCCGCAAGGUCCCCCUGCUCGAGAAAGCACAUAUACAGGCCCGUCUGAAGUUUGCCAAUGAACAUUUGAAUGAUUCAGAGGAGAACUGGGUGAAAGUGUUGUGGUCCGAUGAGACCAAAAUGGAGCUCUUUGCCAUCAACUCAACUCGCCGUGUUUGGAGGAGGAGGAAUGCUGCCUAUGACCCCAAGAACACCAUCCCCACCGUCAAACAUGGAGUUGGAAACAUUAUGCUUGGGGUUGUUUUUCUGCUAAGGGGACAGGACAACUUCACCGCAUCAAAGGGACGAUGGACGGGGCCAUGUACCGUCAAAUCUUGAGUGAGAACCUCCUUCCCUCAGCCAGGGCAUUGAAAAUGGGUCGUGGAUGGGUAUUCCAGCAUGACAAUGACCCAAAACACACAGCCAAGGCAACAAAGGAGUUGCUCAUCAAGAAGAAGCACAUUAAGGUCCUGGAGUGGCCUAGCCAGUCUCCAGACCUUAAUCCCACAGAAAAUCUAUAGAGGGAGCUGAAGGUUCAAGUUGCCAAACGUCAGCCUCGAAACCUUAAUGACUUGGAGAAGAUCUGCAAAGAGGAGUGGGACAAAAUCCCUCCUGAGAUGUGUGCAAACCUGGUGGCCAACUACAAGAAACGUCUGACCUCUGUGAUUGCCAACAAGGGUUUUGCCACCAAGUACUAAGUCAUGUUUUGCAGAGGGGUCAAAUACUUAUUUCCCUCAUUAAAAUGCAAAUCAAUUUAUAACAUUUUUGACAUGCGUUUUUCUGGAUUUUGUUGUUGUUAUUCUGUCUCUCAUUGUUCAAAUAAACCUACCAUUACAAUUAUAGACUGAUCAUGUCUUUGUCAGUGGGCAAACAUACAAAAUCAGCAGGGGAUCAAAUACUUUUUUCCCUCACUGUAUUUGUAUAAGGUGUAUAUAAACUUCCGACUUAAACUGUAUAUAGCGAGUGUGCGUAAGGUCAGUGCAAGAUGGUCUAUUUAGCAGUCUGGCUAUUAAUUGACUAUUUAGCAGUCUGGCUAUUUAGCAGUCUGGCUAUUAAUUGACUAUUUAGCAGUCUGGCUAUUUAGCAGUCUUAUGUCUUGCGGGUAGAAGCUGUCUCGGAGCCUGUUGGUCCGAGAUCCGAUGCUCCGGUACCGUUUGCUGUAGCAGAGUGAACAGUCUAUGGCUUGGGUGGCUGGAGUCUUUGCCAAUUUUUCUUCGGGCCUUCCUCUGACACUGCCUGAUAUAGAGGCCCAGUCCUGUACUAGGCUGUCCGCACCAUACUCUGUGUAGCGCUUUGUGGUCAAGGGCGGUGCAUUUGCCAUACCUAGCGGUGAUGCAGCCAGUCAAGAUGCUCCCGAUGGUGCAACGGUAUAACUUUUUGAGGGGCCGCACCGAGGGGGUGUGUGGACCAUGUUAUUAAGUCUGGGGUUUUCCUCUUGCUUACUUACUAUUAAAUUAAGAAAACAUUUCCAUGGUUACAGUUGCAUAAUAUAAGAUCGGUGUACGCUAAGCGGAAGCACAGCUCUGAUCCAGAAUAUUUUUCCCAAUAGCUGUCCAACGCCUGCUCUGUGAUUUGGCUCUCGUUCUCUUUUUCUCUCUCUUGCUCGCCCUCUCUCUGUUGCUUGCCCUCUCUCUCGCUCGCCCUCCCUCUCUCUCUCUCUUUCUUAGCACUGGGUGUCCUAGAUCCUGAGUUCUGUUACAGCACCUUAGGGAGCCAGGCGAGGAGGGGUGGGUUUGGGCUGGGAGAACUGGGUGUUGUCAUUGAAGUCACAGUUGUCCUGUAUUAGCGACACACUUCGGCUGAAACAUAAUACAGGUAGCCAAGGCUGCAGAUCAGUUUAAUAAAUAGUUAUGGAGAGAAUGAGGGGGAAGAGAGAGAGAGAAGUGUGGGUUAUAGGUUGGAGUGGUGUCUGUAUAUACGUACUAACUACUGUAUGUCCUUCUAUUAAAUCGUGACCACUGGUGUGAUAGUGAAUAAAGCCUUUGACUGUGUUCCCCCAUAUCUGUGUGUGCUUCAGAGUGAGGUUUGAUGUGAUGCAGUGCGAGAGCUCCUGUUCCCAUUCGUUACCUCUAGGACUUGAUCCAAUUAACACAUGCACAUGCACACACACACUAUCCACCCUGGCCACAGUGCUGCCUAGUUAAUCUUACCCUUGACCUGCUCACACAGUAACUGUCAAAGGGGUUUUGAGUUCAGUGCUGGGCUCCUAGGAGAGGAGCAGUCUAUCACAUGAUGCCUGUAGGAAAUUAAGGGUCUGCAUUGCAUUAAGCUCUGACUCACUUCAGAAUUAGACGUUCAUCCAUGUUUCUCAAACAUCACAUUUCGAAGUUGUUCCAAACGUCAAAUUUCAAAGUAUUUAAGGCUAAGUUUAGGCAUUAACUCCGAAAUCUUAAGGUUAGGCAUUAACUUCAAAUGGUUAAGGUUUGGGAUAGGCUUAAAAAACACAACAAAAACGUUUCAUCACUGGAUUCAAACAUGCAACCUUUUGGUUUAAAGGCAGAUGCUUACACCCAUCCGCCAUCCCCGUCCACAACUCCUUUUCAAAACCGAAACCUACUUGAAGGUAACAGCGCUCACUGUUGCCCCUUGUGGCCGGUUUCCAAUUCAUCUCCCGACGUCCUCAGACAUGGAUGGAUGUCGAAUACUGACUUGUAUCACGGGUGACCUGGCUGCUGCAUUGACGUUCUGUGUCUGAGGAUUUGGGCUAGAUUAUUCUCAAUCCCCCAAUCCCUCCCCUCUAUGGUCCAUUUGGUUUAGGAAGUGCUGUGUCAGGAUAUCUCCCCAUGUUGAAGUGUUUGGAUGCCCUUCCUCGCUUAGACCUAUUUACUGGAUUUGGUUAUGUGUUACUUCAUCUGGAUUUGGUUAUGUGUUACUUCAUCUGGAUUUGGUUAUGUGUUACUUCAUCUGGAUUUGGUUAUGUGUUACUUCAUCUGGAUUUGGUUAUGUGUUACUUCAUCUGGAUUUGGUUAUGUGUUACUUCAUCUGGAUUUGGUUAUGUGUUACUUCAUCUGUGUGUGUGUGUGGGUUUAAGUAGGUAUUACUCUGGUUUUUCUCUUGUUUUUUGUGUGUUCACUUAUGUGUGUUCAUAUUAGUGCCGGGACAAUACCAGUAUCGCAAUAUUUCUUCCAUGUCAAAAAUGUAAACACGAAGCAGACCAAACUCUUUGGUCCUUUAAAAACCUGCUGUAUGUAAAAUAUUGUGUGCUAUAGCUUGGAAAAUAAAUACAUGGGAGACUGGAUGACAACAUGAUGUUUGUUUCCAACGUUAAGGCUGUUGUCCUAAAGAAGUGAAAUCUGCUUUGUGUUUUUGUUUCCUUGCCACAAUACUAACAAGUAUCGCGAUACUGAUAUCGUCCCGGCCCUAGUGCGUAUGUGUGUUUUUAUGUGUAUGCAUGCCUGUGUGUGUGUCUGUCAAUGUCAGUGAGUAUAUGUGCUUGCAUGGGGUGUGUCUUUGUAUGUGUGUUAUGCAUGUGUGUCAUAGUUUUUAUUUGCGCGCGUGCAGUUUGUGUGUGUGUGUAAAAGUCUAAAAGUGGAUCUUUAAGAGCAGUCUGGCCGUCUGUGUAGAUAACCUCUCAUUAAAUAGACGUGUGACCUCACACUCAGUGGUUUGGUCUGGUCGCCCAGCCAACACACUGAUGUAAGCCCAUCAACUAGACAUAAAGUACUGCUAGUCUACUGGAAUACUGAGACCGAUGGGCCUACUCUAUAGCCUCUCAUAUACUGUAUAGUCAUUAGGUCUCUCAAAGGCCAGGCUGUUUCAUAGAGGGUCUGUCUCUCUAAUGGUGUUGGUUUCUCUUUUUUGAAUGGCCCGCUGUUGAUCAUACUGUCACAAUGGAUGAUGUGUGAUGAGAUUAUUUUAUGGUACUUGUGUGGUAAAACCAAAGGCUAUUGUCUAUAUUUGGGUGGACAAAAAAGUGACAUUCUACUUGUGGGGUAAGUUGAGCAAUUAUUUACAUUGCGCAUCACUCCGUCAAGGGAAAUAUAGUAUUAUUUCUAACAAAGUUAUCUACAUAUAACACUGAGUGUACAACAUAUUAGGAACACCUUAACGUUGCAGUUCUUGACACACUCAAACCGGUGCGCCUGGCAUCGAUCACCAUAACCCGUUCAAAGGCACUUAAAUCUUUUGUCUUGCCCAUUCACCCUGUGAAUGGCACACAUACACAAUCCAUGUCUCAAUUUUCUCAAGGCUUAAAAAUCAUUCUAUAACCUGUCUCCUCCCCUUCAUCUACACUGACUGAAGUGGAUUUAACAAGUGACAUCAAUAAAGGAUCAUACGCUACAUGACCAAAAGUAUGUGGACACCUGCUCGUCAAAUAUCUCAUUCCAAAAUCAUGGGCAUUAAUACGGAGUUGGUCCCCCCUUUGCUGCUAUAACAGCCUCCACUUUUCUGGGAAGGCUUUCCACUAGAUGUUGAAACAUUGCUGCGGGGACUUGCUUCCAUUCAGCCACAAGCAUUAGUGAGGUCGGGCACUGUCGUUGGCCGAUUAGGCCUGGCUCGCAGUCUGCAUUCAAAUUCAUCCCAAAGGUGUUCGAUGGGUUUGAGGUCAGGGCUCUGUGCAGGCCAGUCAAGUGCUUCCACACCGAUCUCAACAAACCAUUUCUGUAUGGACCUCGCUUUGUGAACUGGGGCAUUGUCAUACUGAAACAGGAAAGGGCCUUCCAACUUUGUGGCAACAGUUUGGGGAAGCACAGAAUCGUCUAGAAUGUUAUUGUAUGCUGUAGCAUUAAGAUUUCCCUUCACUGGAACUAAGGGGCCUAGCCCGAACCAUGAAAAGAGCCCCAGACCAUUAUUCCUCCUCCACCAAACUUUACAGUUGGCACUAUGCAUUCGGGCAGGUAGCGUUCUCCUUGUAUCCGCCAAACCCAGAUUUGUCUGUCGGACUACCAGAUGGUGAAGGAUGAUUCAUCACUCCAGAGAACGCAUUUCCACUGCUCCAGAGUCCAAUGGCGGCGAGCUUAACACCACUCCAGCUGACGCUUGGAAUUGUGAUCUUAGGCUUGUGUGCGGCUGCUCUGCCAUGAAAACCCAUUUCAUGAAGCUCCCAACAAACAGUUCUUGUGCUGACGUUGCUUCGAGGUAGUUUGGAACUCGGUAGUGAGUGUUGCAACCGAGGACAGACUAUUUUUACGCGCUACGCACUUCAGCACUCUGCUGUCCCGUUCUGUGAGCUUGUGUGGCCUACCACUUCACAAUAACAGCACUUACAGUUGACUGGGGCAGCUCUAGCAGGAUAGAAAUUUGACGAACUGACUUGUUGGAAAGGUGGCAUCCUAUGACGGUACCACGUUGAAAGUCACUGAGCUCUUCAGUAAGGCCAUUCUACUGCCAAUGUUUGUCUAUGGAGAUUGCAUGGCUGUGUACUCGAUUUUAUACACCUGUCAGCAAAGGGUGUGGCUGAAAUAGCCGAAUCCACUAAUUUGAAAGGGUGUCCACACACUUUUAUAUAUAAAGUGUAGCUUUCACCUGCAUUCACCCGGUCAGUCUAUGUCAUGGAAAGAGCAAGUAUUCCUAAUGUUUUGUCCACUCAGUAUAUUUCAGGAUAUUAUUUGGUCAAAUGAUCAAUUUUGUGUAUGGUUUCCUAGAAGCAAGGGUGGCUCAACUUACCCCUUUGACUCAAUUUAUCUCACUCUCCCCUACUCUGAAUCAUGGCUAACAAAGUCCACACAUCAGCAUAAGCAUGUCUCUGUGCUGUGAAUAACUUUGGGGUAUAUUGCUACUGCAGAGAAGGGCUUGCUCCCUCUGUGGCCUGUUCUGGUCAGAAAAUCCACCGUUUCCCCCUCAUUUGGGAGAGGGAGAGGAAGAAUGAGAGCGGGAGGGAACGCUAAAGAGAGAGAGGGAGAGCAAGUUUCUUUUGGUACUGUAAAUAAUAGCCCCUGUUUGAGUUGGACAGCUUUCAGGGCUCCUUUUGUUCACAAUGACAUCUUAGGUUCCCUGAAGGCCUGGAGGGGAGGGCAGCAGAGGGCCCCCCCCAAUACUGUAGGUGAAAAGCAAACUGACAACAUUCCCCGGCUUCUUGAUCUGAGGCAUGCGCAUACAUGCAUAAAUACAUGGGCGCACACACGCUAUCAAACAGUAGCACACAUACAUACGGUUUUAGCUUUACCCCCUCUUCACCACCAGCAAAUGGAGGAAGCUUCACCCCACCUCCCUAAAACUCGUUUUGGACAGGAUUUCUGAGUAGAAGGCUGUUUUCAUGAGAACAGCUCUGUGGUAGCAUUGUGGCCUUCUCUCUGUUCUACACUGUAAUAUAGACUUAAGGUUUUUAAUUUUAAUAGCAAACACAUGGGUUCCCUCCAAUGCCCAAUUACACAUCUAUAGUGUGGUGGAUUUGAGAGGGACUUAGUACUCCCUAGUUAGUAGUGGUUUAAAAAAAGAAAAUGUCCCCAAACUGGUGCUCUGUGAUUUUCGAGCGUGCAUGCUUGGCCUGAAAUGGUCGACCACUUCACUUUAAACUUUGCUUACUCAUUCAAUGACGUUAUCUCUUUAUACUGCUAUCACACACAGUCUAAUUCCAAAGUUCAUCAUAAUCUGACAUGAGCUCAUUCAGCAGAACCAGGAAGUAAACAAUGAGACGUGUUAAACGACACCAUCAUCAGAACACAGCAUGAGAAUGGAAAAUCCCAGAUUAGACAGAUAAAGGAGUGGGGUUUCGACUGACUCCUCCGGAGGGAAACUGCUACUAAACGGAGAUGAUUCAUGUCCCAGGUGGAUGACAUCACUUCCUGUUUGACUCCUUAAUCUCCAAACAUCCGGAGCGGGACAGGAAGGGUUGGGGAGGCGUUUCCUGUGGAAGGUUGGGGCGAGUUCGAGGCUGUUAUUCGCUCCUCAUUACAUCUACAUUAGGGGUUUAUUUUGACUGGCCACUGAUUUUCCACCAAUACCACCUCUAGUGUGCUGCAAUGUCCCGCCUCUCUGUGACAAACACAUGUGCGCAGCCAAUGACGGUGGGUGCCUUUUACUCCUACACUCCUAACCUACUUUACAUGGUAAAUGCCUCUCCCAAUGCAUCUAUAUUCCCGGAUGGUGCAUGUGUAAGGUAGAUCGUAUGAAAUAAGUAGUCAAAAUAUUGUGUAAAUGAAUGCACUAUCUGCCUCUCUGUAGGUCAUUCUAGUAUUCCCCUCAUAAUAGGACCCUUGGGGCAUCUCCAUUCCACCCCCCCAGGAGCAGUCCUUAUUGUAUUGUUUAGGUUAUAUAAUCACUCCCCAUCUUUGGCAUCCUGUGUUGUGCUAAUACAUUAUUCUGUAGCCCAACCAAGGACAUUGCCCAAGGAUGUCAUACGGAGCAGCUAAUCUCUAUCAUCCUCCUCAUCUCUAGUAGCUCUGGGGUAUUGUGUGUCGUAUAGGCCUGGCACAAUUACCGUAUCAUCGGGUAACCGUUGAUUAUGGAGUAAAAUAACAGUCAUAACAGUCAUUUUUUGGGGGGGCUUACAGCUGACUGUAGACGGGACGGCCCGGUAUUCGUGCGGUUGAGUCCUUUUCCGCGUUAACAUGGAUUCUUUACAACGUGAUGAAGCUUUGUUGCUCCUUGCUCAAACAAGCAAGGUAUUGUAGCAAACAAGUCUUUGGUUGCCUAGGCACUGCCCCCUCCCUGCAGUCAGGAGUGGAGUCAGGAGUGGAGGAGAGGAGAAAAUGUGCGUGGUAUUCAAACGAUUUAUAACUUGACCGCGGUCAUCUGGCUGACCAAUAACAGUCAUCCAAAAUUCCAUGAACGUCACAGCAUUAGUGUCGUACACAUAUAGGUAUAUGUGUUUUUAAAGACAGUGUUUGUACUAUGUGAGUGUAGGGUGUUGUGUAUUGUGAGUGUAGGGUGUUGUGUAUUGUGAGUGUAGGGUGUAUUGUGAGUGUUAUUCCCUGCUCUCUGGGUGUGGCAGCCUGGUGAUUAUACAGGUUAAGAUAACAGCUGGUGACCCAUAUCCGACCUGCCCACAGAGUAUGGAUGGCCAUGGUCGGGCACCACAGACUAUAUGUCAUAGUCAAUGGUUAACAUUACUUACUGUAGUGAGUGUGUGUGUGUGAGACACACGCAUGUGCGUACAUACAGUGCAUGAGUGAUUUCCCCAGAAGGAUAACAUUGUCCAUUCCAAGGACAGUUUCAUAUUCCUAGAAAAUGAAAAUCCUUCACAGAGAGGACAUGGAAAUGAGGAAGUGAACUGGUGUUGGGAACUGACAGGGCUGUGAGGUAUCUGAAUCCCAGGCAGCCUGGUUGAAGUCAGGAGUGAGGAACGCCAUUGGCUCUCAGUGAGGGGACUUUCCUCUGGCCUGGCUGUGCACACUGCACUGAGGAUCCAGAACAAUGAGUCCCUACUACUCACACUCAAUUCAUUCAGAUAUGCAGGUAUGCGUACUUACACACACUUAUUCAUAUUCACUCACUCAUCAAGUUGUAAUGGAUCUGAACAGUUUGCUCCUAACUCUGCAAGUUCAACUGUUCAAGUCCAACUGUCUAAUGUAAUCUUUAUUUUCUAACCCUGCACUCCAAAACUGAGUCAGGAAUUGGGAGCAAUGGUGGUAGAGAGAUAGUGUUUGGGAGUGGUAGAGACCGAUAUUGGGACAGAAACAAUGGUAGAGAGAGGGAGGGAUUAGACUGAUCUGGUGCCGUGUCUCAGGGUUCUGGGUAAUGUGACCCAGUUGUGGUCUUUAUUUUUAGGGGAGGAAGAGACUGCUGCUGCUCGUCCUGGGGCUGUCCUCGAUAUCUCUCACCCUCUCACCCUUUCUCACUACCGAUCUCCAUUUUUUAUUUUUUUGCUAUCCACUCUCUCAUCCCUGACUUUUUAACUCUUAUAACUCAUUUGAAAUCCUUCAAUCCCUCUCUCCUUGUGCUUUCAUUGACAACCUCUUUCUCUCUCACUGUAAUUUAUAUCAUUUGUGCCGCCUGCAGUGUUGGCUGUUCUCCAGUUCUCCCAAUGAUAAUGAAUCCCUUAGCGUGUGUGUGUGUGUGUGUGUGUGUGUGUGUGUGUGUGUGUUACGAACAGAGAGGGCAGCGAGAAAGACAGAGAGGGGGGGGGGGGGGGGGGUGAGUGAGAGAGGGGGAGUGUGAGUGCGAGAAGGAGUGUGUGUGUUAGUGAGGGAGGGGGAGUGUGUGAGAGAAGGAGUGUGUGAGAGAAGGAGUGUGUGAGAGAGGGUGAGUGUGAGAGAGGGUGAGGGUAAGUGUGAGAGAGAGGGUGAGAGAGAGGGAGGGUGUCUAUUCUUUUGGAACUUUUGUGAGUGUGAUGUUUACUGUUCAUUUGUUAUUGUUUAUUUCACUUUUGUUUAUUAUCUAUUUCACUUGCUUUGGCAAACAUAUGUUUCCCAUGCCAAUAAAGCCCAUUGAGUUGAAAUUUGAGAGUGUGUGAUGGAGAGAGAGUGUGAGAUGGGGAGAGAGUGUGUGAUGGGGAGAGAGUGUGUGAUGGGGAGAGAGUGUGUGAUGGGGAGAGAGUGUGUGAUGGGGAGAGAGUGUGUGAUGGGGAGAGAGUGUGUGAUGGGGAGAGAGUGUGUGAUGGGGAGAGAGUGUGUGAUGGGGAGAGAGAGCGAGAGCUCUCUCUUGCAGCAGUAAUUGGUCAGGAUGUGGGCUGGCUGGACACGCGCUCCCUUUUCUCUUCCCUCCCAGUCCACUCCUUUCUGCUCACUUCUCUCUCUCUGAGCUGACUGACCUCAUAGAGGUGGAGACCUGUCUUUCCACUGACCAUCCCAAUAUACAGAAUAGCUCUCCGCUUUAGAGCGUGGACGUGUUUUAGUGUGUGUGUGUGAGGCAAAACUUCCCGAUGCAUGGAGAUGGAACUAAACAGUUAAAGGAUACUGGGAUAUAAUCAGCGGCUGGCUGCCUAGAGGAAAGACUAGCCGUUGGAACAGUCUCAAAGGUGAGGAGGGACUUCCUAACGCUGUUGUUUUGUAAUAUUGCUAUAUACUGUACACUUAUGCUGUGUGACUAUGAAUCAGACUUUGUCAGAGAGAUUCACAGCAGAGGUAUUUUUGAUACUGUGUAGCAGUUUUAAAGUAGUGAAUUUGUAAGGCUGAAAUAUGUGAUGCAGCUUCUGUGCUGAAGCUGAUCUCAACAUGACUCUCCUGUACAUUAACUCUAGACAUGGUUUUCCCCUUCCAGAGUCUCUGUGUUCAUUUAUUCAUCAUUAUGGUGGUUGAUGUGCCUGGGCUGCACUGAUCUGAAAUGACUCUGUCCAAGGUUUUAAUUUAGCCUGGAGCUAAUGGUAGUCUUGGAUCCCCCUUUAAUUAGAUGGCAGUCCAUUGGUCUUAUAGCGAUGAUAGACGCUAUCCUCUCUUCUGCAGAUAAGGUGAAGGUGUGUGUGUUUGUGUAUCACUGUCUAGUGUCUACUAGUUUCCAACAGUGUAUACAUCCUUCUGGUUCUCUGAAGCUUCAUGUUUGUGUUUUGAUCACGCGGGGCUGCAGUUUGGCAGGUACAGUAUCCUAUGUUUAGAGUGCCAGGAUGUGUGUGUGUGAUGGAGGGUUGUCGUAGGAUAAUAUAAUGAGAUGUUAGUGGGUUUUCUGUCUUGUUUUAUUGAAAUGGAAUGAAGAUGUGGUUCUGGGUCUUCUACACGUUCUAAGCCCUCUAUGAAAGAAAUGUGAGUGAGUUGUUUGAAAUUGUUGAUUUUGAGGAUGAUGAUGGAUUGAUAGGGGUUUGGGCUAUUUUCGUCAUGUUGAGGUUGUUGUUGUUGUCUGUCAAUCCCAGACUCUAGUAUCUCACCUUUUGAACACUAGUGUGUGUUUGUUUGUGGUUGUGUGUGUGUGUGCGCGCGGGUCCUUAUUGUGAGAGGGCUAACUGGGACAACCAGCCUAACUGCGUCACACACGGAGGAGGAGAGAACAACUUGAAAAGUACUUUGUCUUUGGAUCAUAUUUAGCCUUGAUUUAUUUUAACUUCUUUCAUAAUAAUAAAACAGUAUUGUUUUUGUUUACAUUUUGAUUUUCGUAAGCUUUUCCUCUCUCCCUCCCUCAUUUCCACUCCUCUUCCGCCUGUAGUGAUUUGUUUACUCAUUAAGCCGUUUAUGUGAAUACUAAACACUAUACUAAUUACUACCUUUUAUAGUAUUGGAUGUUGUAGUUUCUAUUGUGGUCAAAGGGCUGCUGCUGCUGUUGUUUCAGUGGCAAUGCUGUUUGUUGUUGCUGUUGUUUAGUCUGCUGUAAGGGAGAAGCUGCUCCUUGUUUUCCCGUGUCGGUUUUCCGGUUCCUCUGGUCAUUCCGAGGGAUCCAUGCUCUUAUAGGAGUUUUAUUCGCAGAGACGGAAUUCUGGCCCCUGGACUCACAUUCCUGGACUUGUCCCGGCACCGUGGCCAGACUGCUGCACGCUGCUCAGGGAAUAUGGGAAGCUCAUAAGGCAGGAAUCUUAGGAAAAUAAAUUAGACACAUUAUGGAGGCCACCAGGUGGAGGAUACUGCUUUUUAAUUGGUCUGUUUCAGUGUAGUAAUUAUUUUAUUCACUGCUAUUCAUAUGGACUUGUUGAAUUGUUCUGAAAACCCAUAUGAAACUCUUGUUGCACUGUUAGGCUUAAGUGAGGAAGUUGAAGUGAAAGUUGAUAUACUGUAUCAAACAGUACAGUCAAAUCUCAGAGAGAAUGCAAGAGUUGAGGUAUGCAGAAUGAAUGAUUGUUAUGUUGGCUUUCCUACAGUGACAUUUGGGGAAUGUGGACGAGAAGAAUGGAGCGUCCCUCAGAUCUACAGGUGAUCCAUCUCUGGAUUGACAGAGUGUAACAGGGUCACAGAAGGAGGAGAGGAGGGUAUCUGUAAAUAAAUGAACCCUCCCACUCUAUCUAGCCCUUUGUACAUGAAGGGAUCUGAACACCCCCCCCCCCCCCCCCCCCCCUCCUCUGCACCCCAAACUGGUUUACUGUAGAAACACACUGGCCUCAUUGUGACUGGCACAGCUGGGAAAACGAAGGAGCUGUCAGGUCAUCUGAGGAAGCGCACACACGCACUCUGUGCCGACUGCAAUAACAACCACCCCCUUUCCCCUCUGUAGCCCCCCUCCUCUUGGGACAGAUGCUCUGUUCUUGUAGUCAUGUGGAGUACAUACCACUUUUUUCCUUGGGCGCAGAACUUUUUCACAAAGUUUUGUUUGUCUCUUGUGUUCAAGCUCUCUGAUUGUGUGUGUGUGUGUGUGUGUGUGUGUGUGAUCGAACCCUUACCCCACUCCAAGUGUUUGUCUGUCUGAGUGUAAUGAGGAAUAGAGCGCUUUAUUUGACGCUACGCUCUCGGAGCCACUUUUCACUCCCUUCCUCUUUUCCUCCGACUCGGGGGUGAGCUGAGCGCAUGACUGUUGCCAUGGUGACCACAGCGCUAUAGCCUCGAUCAUCCUGGCAACCACACAAACCCUCGAACCCUAAGUGUGUGUGUGUGUGUGUGUGUGUGUGUGUGUGUGUGUGUGUGCGCGCCCUGUGUUAGCCCUGAAGUGGAGAGAGGCCUUGUGAUGAGCUGUUUUCUAUUACAGGCCUUCAGAAUAAUCGUUUUGCUUCUGAAGAGCCAGAGGAAAAGGGGAGGUUAUAAAAAGUUAUAUUAGUUAGGAGGAAACGGGGGUAAGAGACCUAAGAGCAGCUGUGCUGUAAGGUUGUCAGAUAGGAUAGGCUGUGACUGACUGUAGGGAUUUGUCCUUAAUGAACUGUCCAGACUUGGGAGCAGGAGCUCUGGUCAAUGGUGUUGUCUAUUUGCUUAGCUGGGGGUUCUCAUUAUGUGACAAGGGGAGAGAGCGGUCGAUGUUUGGGGUUUGGGGUUAGGGGGAGAGGGUGGGGGCAGAGGCCUUCAUGGGUCAGUGGGUUCCCUUAGUGCCAGAGAGGGGUCAUGCUGCUGGAGAUGGACUAGUUACUGGAGGCUGCCUGAGACCUGUUGGGGUGGGAUGGGGUGGGGUCUCUAGUUAGAGUUCCCACUGAGAUGGUUCACUGGCGUUGUACGGUAACCUACUGACCAGUGACCAGUAAGCUGCACUGACCAGUAGGGGGUAGGGGAUGGGGGGUCAGUAUUAUUGUUUGGUCAGUAAAAGGGGGAGGGUUUAGGGGACGCCCUGCUGCUGGGACCAGUACCUCUCCUCUGGAGAAGGGGGACAAAUAGCCGACAUACUCGUGUGUGUAUGUAUGUGCGGCAGCAGCAGCUAUUGUCUAAAACGUGUGGUCAUUAGCUGGUGUCUGUCCUGACGUGAGCUGAACUGUCCACAGACUAGGUGAUCACUCAAGAGAAUAUAUUGAAAUUAAAUAUUUGUAACCGUUUGUAAUAAACAAAUGGUGUUCAUUUGGAACAUGUGGCGAUUACCUUGGCUAAUGAUAGAAAUGUACUUCCUGUUGCAUUCCAUUCUUGUUUGAUGCACAGUGUACCUGCAUGUGUGCAUACGUACACUCUCUCACACUUGUCCCAUUACAAACCCAUUCUGCCUGUGAGAGAAUGUGUGUAUAGGGUGGAAAACUGAACACUAAACACAAGUAGUGGGCUGGGGGGAAGGGGUCAUUUUUUGUAUUUUGUUUGGGACGGCUCCCAGCUAUUGAUCAGGGCUAACCCCCCUUGUAAAGAGUGUGUGUGUGUGUGUGUGUGUGUGUGUGUGUGUAUUUGUGAAGUUUGAGAGUUAAUUCAGUUUUAGAGUACAUUUCCUGCAAUUCUACACAUUUGUCAAUGGGUCGCAGAGAAAAUGUUGCAGUUUUAAAGCAAGUUUGCUGGAAUUAUACAACUUUUGCCAUGGAGUGGAGAAAAGAUUUGGCAAUUUAACUAAUUUCAUGCAAUUCUACUCAUUUUGCCAUGGGGCGGAGAUAACAAUUUGAAGUUUUACAGCUAAUUUCCUGCAAUUAUACACAUUUUGCCAAUGCUUAUGCCAUGUUAACCAUUUGACACAUAUGAACACAUGGGUAUGAUCAUUCUACAGUGGUCCCUGCAGUGUAUGCUCAAACCGCUGUGAUUAGAACACUUAUUUAGAAUGUCCAGUCAGCGUUUGAGGUGGCCACACAGAAACAUUUUGCACAAUGUUGGAUGCAAUGAAUUGGUAUUAGGAUAUUGAAUUUGUAUUUAAUAUUUUUGAAUGUUUACUGCUCAAAUUGAAUCAUUGAAUUCAUACAUUGAACUUGUUUUUCAUGAUUUUAAACUGAAUUGAAUGAAUAUUGCGUUCAGUUUUAAAAUCUAAUGUAAAUGUAAUUGAAUAUUCAAAUUCAAUAUUUAUAUAUUCACUUUCAAAAUGGUAGAUAUUGCAUUCAUUGUCUAUCAAGUUUACAAACCAUAAUUUAAACUUCUCAUACUGGUACUUUGCCAGCCAGGAAAGGUAGAGGAGAAAAGAUAGAAUCAAACACACUCUGUGGUAAACAGAAGCUUCUGGUGGUUUCUGAAGCCAAUGUGGCAUGUUUAAUUUAUUUUCUUCUUAUGAAUUUGGCUCUAGUGUUUGAAACGCUUUGGCUAUGAGCUAUUAUGACCCCAUUCCAGAAAGCUAAGACUCGUUGGAGCAUGGAUGUGCAUUCUGUUUCCCUCUAUGAUGAUCACAAGCCAAGUUAGAAGGGAGUGUCACAAAAUAACGCAAUUUGUCCCCCAUAAGAAUGAGGGCUGACCCCAUUUUAGUCGAUUGUUUGGUCAAUAGGAUGUUGGUCGACCAAGAUUUUUUUUUUAGUCUAGCAGUCGCAAAUAUAUCUUAUAUAUAUAUUUUUUUAUGGCACACGAGACACCUGUCUGAUUCACGCCUGUCUCAGUGGACGAAUCCAUUGCGGAGGCCACGGUGAUGGCAUACCAGUAUCACCAUUAGUACAUUUUACCGUUAAUUCCCAUAAUUUCUAAUCUACAGUGUUUGGUUACGGUAAUUUCUGUUAAUGCAUUCAAUAUAUUAUUCGUCUUUUACCGUUCUCAUUGUCAGAGUGGACACGUUGUUUGCGGACCGCACAACCUAGGCUACACUUGUGAGGAACAAGUUUUGGUUUAUUUCAUUCCAUUUUUGAGUUGUCAAUUCAUUCACUGUCUUUUGUUUGUAGUGCUCCUGUCAAUGUUGAGUAAGGACGCGCACCUGAUUAUACAUAGAAGUAGGUCUAGGCCACCUGGCCCGCGUGCAAAUGUAGGCCUAUAAAUGUGCCCAUUUGGGGAUCUGAUAGUAUUUCUGAUUGUCUUAACUUACCACCACUGUGGAGCUUCUCAGUCGUUUUUUCCCCCACCUCAAACAGCAAGUAAACAGUCUGUUUUUACAUCCAUUGAGAAUGACAGGAGUUCCUCACGUAGCCUAUUUGAAAAAUCUUUCCAGCUCUCUUUUGAUAACCACUUGGCGUGAAAGGGGAAAAAAAUAUAAUGCUCUGAUCCAGUGAAAACUUCAUAAAAUAGGCCUACCCGGUUACUUCUUAUCCCUUGCACAAAUUGCCUACAGCUAUGUCUGUCCGGAGCUCACUGCUGCAGGAAACUUUGAGGGCCCAGAAUAUUUUAUACAAUGUUGCAAGUUUGCUAGUGCCAGCAUCAGGCUGGACCAAAGUUAAUAGUUGAUACAAUGUUUCAAGUUCCCUGCAGACAUCCAUGCGUAGCCAAUGUGAUUUAUAGGAUAUUUAUUUUUAGCAGGAUAUUGUCUACCUGCAGGCUGCAAUGCUUUUAUUUGUUGGCUUUAUGUAGGCUAUUUUUAGAAUUUUGAUUAACAUUUACAUUUUAGUCAUUUAGCAGACGCUCUUAUCCAGAGCGACUUACAGUUAGUCACAUGAUAAUGAUUUUGAGAUACCUGGGUAGCCUAUUAUCUACCUGCAACUUCAGGAGCGUAACAGCAGAAUCUGCAAAGGCCAGCAGCAGCGGGAGGAAGAGGAUCGGAAACAGUUUCUUUUUUUUUUUUUACUUCUGGUUAGGCUAUCUUGAUCUCUUGCUCCCUCUUCAGUCGUUUGUGUGUCUUCAUUAUUUAAUCACAGUGUGCUUAAAGCAUCAGACAUGCUCAGUAGCCUACAUAUAGUUUAUUUUAUUAACAGAUAGGGUGUGUCUAUAUAGGGAAAAAUACACGUAAACAUUUUUUUACCUAUCGAUUGGUCGAAAGGACAGACUACUCUAGGUCGACCAAGAUUUAGUCGGGGACAGCUCUAAUAAGAAUAUAGUUGAAUAGCCCUUCUAAGGAUAGCAUUUCCACUCCAGAUUUAAUCUUGCUCUUGUGAUUUGACUGGGUUCGAAUCAGGUCUCCUGCAUGUCACAAGACUGUGUUAGCCCACUUAGAUAAAGCCCAUAGGGAUUAGAUCAGGAAGCUAACACAAGUCUUCAAGUCUCCAGCAAGGUUCCUCAAACCACCUUGGUUACAUUUCACCCCCCUUUGAUUUCAUACUCAGAGAUCACGGCACCAAUAUAACUGACUGGGUUCGAAAUCAGGUCUACAGCACAACAACACUUUCUGUGGCAGACAGAAGCAGAAGGAUCUGUGCACCCCAUUUAAUGAGUGCAACAGGUGGUUUGGUGAUCCAUCCAUAUGAUGAGUAGCCUCGUAAUUACCAGACUGAUUACCGUGUGUAGCGAACCAUUCAUGUAAGCUCGCGGGAUCAGGCCGCUCACGAGGCUAUGUGAUGAGCAUCCUUGGCUGAGACAUGAAGACGUGUUAGUUUGACUGAUGGGGUUCUACCUCAGGUCUCCUGUGCACCAGACAAUGCAACUUUUCAGGUCUCAGACAAGUUAGAUUAGAUGAGUUUAUUAGUCACAUGCACAGCGUCACAGAUGUAAUUGCAGGGUACAGUGAAAUUCCUAAGCUCCGAGCUCCAACAGUUACUCAUCAUAUGAGUGUGGUCACUGAACCACCUGUUACAUUUCACCCCCCUUUGACCUCCUCCUUGAAGAGACCCAUCCAAGUCACAGGACCAAUGCCUAGGCUUUAGCUCAACAGGCUAACACAGUCUUAACCCAGUCAGUCACAUGUUAACCUUAUAAUGACUACCCUUGCCGGAGACUUGAAACUAGACUAUGUUUAACACAAAAUAACAUGUCAAACUAACAUGUCUUCAGGUCUCAGGCAAGGUUCUCAUCACAUAAGCAUGGGUCACCAAACCACGCGAGUAACCUUGCUGGAUCUUGAAGACUUGUAUUAGUGUAGCAGAUGGGAAUCUGUGAACUCUGAAGUGUUGCCCCUUGCGCAAUUGAAGAAGGCCUUUUUUAAUAGCACGAUGGGGUGGAACACUUCAGGAGGGCGGUCACGUGUGUUUGCGAGUUUGAGCUGUACUCGUUAAGCAAGCAGCGUGUCGUCCUUUACAUGAACUUCCUGAACUUAUCUCUAUAGGCUUUAGCUAAAUGGGCUAACACAGUCUUGUGAUAUGCAUGAGACCUGUUUUGAACCCAGUCAGUCACGAGCAAGAUUCAAUCUGGAGUGGAAAGGCUAUCCUUAGAAGGGCUGUGACGGGGCAUUUCAUCUAUAUUCUUUUGGGGCCAAUUUUUUGUUUUGUGAAAUUCCUUUCUAACUUGGCCUGUGAUGAUCAUAGAGGGGACCAGAAGGCACGUCCAUGCUCCAGAGAGUCUUAGGUUUCAGGAAUGGGGUCAUAAUAGCUCAUAGCCAAAAUUGUUCAAAUGCUAGAGUCAAAAUCAGUGUAAGAAAAUAAAUUCAACAUGCCACAUUGGCUUUAGAAUUAAUGCAAUAUCUACCAAAAUUGAAUUUUAAAACUGAAUGCAAUAUUCAUUCAAUUCAGUUUCAAAUCAUGAAAUACAAGUAACAUUUCUGGAUUCAAUUUUUUCAUUACAAAUAAAACAAUAUUACAUUCAAAUGUAAUCCUAAUACAAAUUCUAAAUUAUGGAAUUCAAAUACAAUUUCUGUUGGCACUGAAAUCGCUCCGUAGGGCUAGCGGUGUUCUGUGCUGUACAAUGUAGGCCUACAGUACAGGCUACAUGUGAUGGCAGAGUUUACGAAACAAAUGCCCUCCCGAUUGAUACAAAUCAUCAUGAUAUCAUUCUGCCGGGUAGGUCUACUUUGCAGUCAACAUUUAUUGGGAAGGUUUGUUGGGAAAGAAAUGUUCAUUCAAACAUCGUAUGAUGACUGCAUUGCGCAUCGCAACGAUUCAACCAAGACUUCGGACCAAACUUUUUCAAUGCCUGGCCUGCAUACCCAUUGUUGCCUUAGUUGGCAUUUACUGGUAGAUAUAAAUUGAAACGUCUUUCCAAUCCUACCGGGUACCGAUGUUGUUCACUGUUCUACUUUGAUACGCAUCAGUCGGGAUUAAGAAGUGAGUAUACGCAAUGCCUACUGAAAAUAAAAAUAAAUAGCCCCCACUACACCACUGGCACGUGCCCUACAUGCCCGGUUGAUAAUUCAACCAUGAUUACUACAAGUUUAUAUAGCUGGCUAGACUAAUUUAACCAGUCUCAGAUUAUUUUGCUGACAUGGGCUAAUUGAGUCAGUGUCAGUGACUGACAUAACGAGAGAGAAACUGCUAAUGUACAACCACAUUUCGAAAUUGCACCUUGUAUAUUCUACUUUUCUAACUCUCAACAGAGACAAUUGAGACACCGACUGAGUUCCCAAAAACAUUUUGGGGGUCGGAGGGCCCCCUAGCGGCCGGGGCCCUAAGCGACCAUUUAUGUCACUUAUACCUGGUGCCGGCCCUGGAGAGGGCACUUACUGUGGAACUCAGGUCCUUGUAAUUUGCUGUGGGAGAGGGGGGAGGAGUCAGGGGGAGGGGAAAGCCCAGUGGGGAGGGAACAGGGGAGCGCAAAGGCCAUUCAGUCUGAUACACACACACACACACACACACACACACACACAGAGAGAUAUACACACAUACACAGUGAAUGUGCUACCACCAGAGAGAGAGAGAGAGAGAAAUGUAGGCUGUCUGAAGGAGAGCGAGACCGAGAGCCCAAUGAGACAGUUUUAGCAAGCCAGCAAAGGAGAAAGAGAGAGAAAGCUAUAGAGAGAGCAUCAGAGAGAAAGAAAAGGAUAGCAAAAGUGGUCAGCUGCUGCACCAGUGAGAAGUCUGUGUGUGUGAUAGGUGGCAGAGUGAGUGUGUUUGUGAGUGUGUUGGGAGCAGCGGAUGGCACGCUUGCUCCCUGAAGAAGGAAAUGUAUUGGGCUGACUGAGAGAAUGUGAGGUGUGCUAUGGUAAUUCUGCUGGCUGCGUGAACUGGGAAUACUGCGAUCAGAGUAGUCUGCUCCCUGUGGAUAUUUGAAUUUUUCUGGACUGUUGUUUUCUUUCAAACCAUUCACUCAUCUUCAGGGGUUUGAACAAAUCUGUUAUUUUUGCUGAAGGAAAGUCAUAGCCAUUAUGCCAACUGGUAAGCAGAAUUUAUUUAAGGUAUUUCUACUGUAGACUGUUUUAUGUCCUAGGCUAUUUGAGAGCUCUUUCAACAGUAAAGGUUUAACAUCAUCAGUUUAUUUUAUUUUUUAUUUUUAUUUUUAAUCUGCAGUCAAAAGGUGCAUCAGAGUUUAGAUUUCUUUAUCUUUCAUAUCAUUUUGUUUUUUUGUGGUAAACUGGGGGCCUUUUCAUAACUGUCCUAGACCUCGUCUUUGAAAGUGAAUGCCUUGAUGGUGUGUCUGGUAUGAAUGAGUACUCCUGUUCAUGUUUUUAUUCACAUGGAUGUAAGAGCUGGCUCUGUUUUAGUUCAACAUGUAUUUCCUGCGUCUGGUAAAGGUCAUUUGAAUGAAACUUGUGUUGUGUGCUGUUAUCGUCCUUGUUUGUUGGUUAGUUGUGUGUUGUAUCUAGCCCUCUUAUUGCUGUCAGUUGUGGUCUUCUCCCUGCUGACACUGUUGUGUGAAGGAUGUGUGACCUCUUUGUCGAAUGGUUCUCUCUCCUGUGCUGUGUGAAGUGUUUUCUAGUUGUUUUCCUGCUGUGGCAGUUGAAUGGAACAUGUUUGCUUUCUCGCAGGGUUGUUGGUUCUUGAUAUUGCUGCUAUUCUAUUGCUGAUUACGAGCGAUUUUAAAUUUAGAUCAUCCUUAGUUCCUCUCCUGUAACUUGUCCCCCACAGUCGUUGUUCAUAGGUAGAGCCUAUUCUCACUGAUUGAGAGGUAGAGAUAUAUCCGGUAUAGAUACUUUCCUGUUAGUCAAUGGAGGAAGCUUCUCACUGAGGCUGUUGACAGAGAAGUUUAUACUCAAAUAUUUUUUUAUGUGUAAAAGUGUCUGGGCUAAAUGGACAUGGAGUUAUUUCCAUGCAACGUUGCUAUGUAGAGUUUAUUUUUCACAUGGGCCAUGAAUGGGCUAUGUCAGUGGUUUAGUAGUGCCUGGAGAAGUGGGUACUCUAAUUUUGCAAUAAAAAUCAAAAACGGCUCGCCCGGCGAAGUUAAGGCGCCCUUGUGUGAAAACUUCUAUGACAAACAGUGACACACUCUGAAUGACCUAAAAUGAUAAAUCACAUAUUGGUCUUUCACAGUCAGGCCAACUCAAGCUGUACUGUGCAAGUGGGCUAAUAGUAUUGAAAUAGCUCAAUGAGGCUGUCAGAAAUUCAGAGGUUUCAGAUGUCCUUUUUUAAUAGAAAAACAACAUAAUUGGGUGUUCUAAGUCCACGACAAAGCUUAAACCACAUUAGGGGACCACUUUUGAGGUCUUGGAAAAAUCUAAGACAUUUUAAUUUUGGCAUGUAGUUACCCUUUCAUUAACUGUGCUGCAGGCACCUAGCACUGUUGUUUGGUUAGCAUUGUUUCUGUAGCGCACAUGAGAUGGAGUUUGCUAAACAAAUGGCCAGUGGAUUGAUGCAAAUAAUCAUGAUAUCAUUCUGCCAGGUAGGCAUAGGCUACUUUGUAGCUAGUUAACAUUUAAUUUAGAAGGUUUUUGGGAAAGCCUUUCCAUCUACCAGAAGAUGGUUAGGCCUAUCAUUAGCAUCUCUAUAUUUUACCUGUUACUUCAUUGUUUGAAACCUGGACAUUUUACUUCAGAAUAUGAGGCAUGUCUUACCUUGCUUCAAAGUAGCCUAUAGCGUGGUGGCAAUUAUUUUAUAAAGACUUUCUUGUAUACGCUGUCCUGUUCUUUCAUUGUCUAGCAGCCAAAUACAUUUUCCUAGUCAUAUAGCAACCCAUAAUAGUUGUUGCAUCUUUAGAUCUUUCCUCUUUCAAAAUUUCUAACGGAUAUUUCCAUCUUUGUCCAUGAAACUGCUUGCAACCGCUUGCAUGUGCGGUGCGCAUUUUAGAAUGGUGUUUUUCCGCAAUUGCAUUUUGGAACAUUUUGCGCGUGUGCAUAUUGUUGCUCUUAAACUAUUAUAUAUCUUUACAUUUUAUCAACAUUUUAAGCUAAACGUUCUGAUCUGUUCCAUCAGCCGUAUUCAUUGAUAUGCGUAUACCUCCACUACACUACUUUGAUACGCAUCGUGGGGAUUAAGAAGUGAGUAUACGCAAUGCAAUGCCGUAUACCUGUGUAUACCCUCCACUACACCACUGGACUAUGUUGACUCUCUUUAAAUUGUGUCUUAUUUAAUUUCUCCAUCUCUGCACUCCUAGUAUCUCAGAGGGCCAUUUGUUAGUUGGUGUAUGUUGGUUUCCUCUCCCUGCCUGCCUGUAUGUCUGUCUGUUUGACAGAGUAGCUGUUUGGCUAGUGCUGAGAUGCCAUUCUGCAGCCCAUGACCCAAAUUAGAGCCCUCAGGGGUGGCAGGAGGGGGGCGAGGGGUUGAGGCGGGGGGGCUAGAGGGGGGCAUAAUUACUAUUGAGAGGCUUAGUGGACAAUACACCCCCCUCCUACCACCACCCUACCCCAGCUCAGUAGGACAUCUGCCCCCAUACUUAGCUAGCCCUGCUGGGGUGGGGACGGGGGAGGGAGCAUGGUGGGAGGGUGGGCGGUCAAUUUGGGUGAAAUCUCUCAAACAAAACAAAUCAAUAUCUUCCCCUUUCACCCUCAAAAGCUCUCAUGUCUAUUGGUGUGUGUAUUGUUAGAGGAGAGGUAGGGAGACUGAGGAAGGCUGUGGAAGGCUGUGGACGGCAAGCACAGGCUAGUGGGACAGAUGCAGACAUUCAAAAUGUGAGAAGUUGUAAGGGAUACUAGUGAGAGAGAGAAGUGGAAAUCUAUGUUGUCAGGCUUGAUGAGAGGGAGGGAUAGGAUAGGAACACAACUAUUUCAGUUCCUAUGGUAUGGAUUUCUGUGGUGUGGUGAGAUCCAAUCACUUUUGAGAAUAAGCCCAGCAUGUCACAUACUCAUAGGAAGGGCGAGAGUGUGUGCCAGGGGGCUUGUUGGUGUCCCAAAGGUGGGUGUGUGUGUGUCUGAAAAAAGGGGGUGUGAUUGGACUUUUCCCCACAGCGACUCUCUCUCGCUCUCUCCGCUUUCAGCUAUGCCACACCCCCCCCCCCCCUCUGAGCCCUGUCCCCCAGUUUUAAUAACACACAAUUAACACAAUACUAAUGUGUCCAUACUGUUAUUUUCAUGUUAAAAACACUACUAAGAUAUCUGAGGUGUUCAUCUCUUUGGUAGGUGGUGUUGUUAUACACUCUAUACAGUGCAUUCGGAAAGUAUUCAGUCCCCUUGACUUUUUCCCCAAUUUGUUACGUUACAGCCUUAUUCUAAAAUGUAUUAAAUAAAUGUUUUCCCUCAUCAAUCUACACACAAUACCCCAUAAUGACAAAGCGAAAACAGGUUUGUAGAAAUGUUUGCAAAUGUAUAAAAUAAAACAGAAAUACCUUAUUUACAUUAGUAUUCAGACCCUUUGCUAUGAGACUCAAAAUUGAGCUCAGGUGCGUCCUGUUUCCAUUGAUCAUCCUUGAUGUUUCUACAACUUGAUUGGAGUCCACCUGUGGUCAAUUCAAUUGAUUGGACAUGAUUUGGAAAGGCACACACCUGUCUAUAUAAGGUCCCACAGUUGCAGCACUCCACCAAUAAGGCCUUUAUGGUAGAGUGGCCAGAUGGAAGCCACUCCUCAGUAAAAGGCACAUGACAGCCCGCUUGGAAUUUGCCAAAAGGCACCUAAAGGACUCUCAGACCAUGAGAAACCUAGAUUCUCUGGUCUGAUGAAAUGAAGAUUGAACUCUUUGGCCUGAAAGCCAAGCGUCUCGUCUGGAGGAAACCUGGCACCAUCCCUACGGUGAAGCAUGGUGAUGGCAGCAUCAUGCUGUGGGGAUGUUUUUCAGUGGCAGGGACUGGGAGACUCAGGACCUCAGACUGGGGGAAGGUUCACCUUCCAACAGGACAACGAUCCUAAGCACACAGCCAAGACAACGUAGGAGUGGCUUCGGAACAAGUCUCUGAAUGUCCUUGAGUGGCCCAGCCAGAGCCCAGACUUGAACCCGAUCAAACAUCUCUGGAAAGACCAGAAAAUAGCUGUGCAGCGACGCUCCCCAUCCAACCUGACAGACCUUGAGAGGAUCUGCAGAGAAGAAUGGGAGAAACUCCCCAAAUACAGGUGUGCCAAGCUUGUAGCAUCAUACCCAAGAAGACUCAAGGCUGUAAUCUUUGCCAAAGGUGCUUCAACAAGGUACUGAGGAAAGGGUCUGAAUACUUCUGCAAAUGUGAUAUUUCAGUUUUUUUUUUUUUUUAUACAUUUGCAAAGGUUUCUUAAAACCAGUUUUUGCUUUUUCAUUAUGGGGUAUUGUGUGUAGAUUGAUGAGGGGAAAAAAACGAUUGAAUCCAUUUUAGAAUAAGGCUGUAACGUAACAAAGUGGAAAAAGUCAAGGGGUCUGAAUACUUUCCGAACAUUCUCAUUUACAGCAACGACCUGGGAAUAGUUACAGGGGAGAGGAGGGGGGAUGAAUGAGCCAAUUGGAAGCUGGGGAUGAUUAGGUGGCCGUGAUGGUAUGAGGGCCAGAUUGAGGAUUUAGCCCUGUGUGUGCCCGUGCGUGGCUUGCUUGGCUGCCUGUAUAGAGAUCUAAUGAGUUUACCUUGUUGUGUCUGUGCCAGAGAGACAGUGAUGUGGUUUAUGAUCAGUAUCAUCUCCAGUGUUUAGUCAUGACAGGCCCUCUUCAGGUUGAAAUACUAUCGUGCAGAUGUUGUUGCAGCAGCAUGCUUAUGCAGAGCCGAAGCAUUAAGUAUGGAAUGUUUUUUUCUUUAUCCACUCUGACACACACGCAUGCGAGUGUGCAUGCACACACAUGCAAUCUCUGUAGUUCACUAUGAUUCUCUCCUCUGUCUCUCUCUUUCUGUGUCUAACGUCUGUUCUGUAAUGAAUUGCCCAGUCAUUGUUCUGUAAUGUAUGGCCCAGUCAUGGCAGGUCUGUGUGUGUCAGGUAUUCUCUCCCCUUCUCUCCUCUCCUCCUCUCUCUAUUCCUUCUGUUCCUUUUGGAUUCAUUGGGCUGCAGUGUGAAAUCCUGAGUGACACUUUAAGUUGUUAAACGUCGGUGGAGAUCAGCCCUGCAUCUCUAUCAGAGAGAGAGAGAUACUUGGGAGGAUGAUAUUUCAGAGCCACAGAGAGGAGAGAUGAUUGAGAUCCACUCAGAGGUGUUUAUUAGAUGGAUACUAGCCUAAAUAUCCUAAUAGGUUGGAGGUAAGUCUAAUAGUGCAAGAGAGCUUUUUCAGACUAAGUGAAACUUUCAAGGGAGGAUUCCGAGUGAUGGGAAGAAAGGGUGGGAGAAGGAGGGAAUGAAGGAAGGGUGGUGUUUGACUGACUCUUUCUCUCCUCUUUUUUUUCCCUCAGUCACUCAUGUUCUCUCCCUCUUGGGUUAGUCCUUAUCUGAUUUAAUCACAGUUGAAACCGUUACCAUGACGUUGCUGAGCCGGAGAGACGGCCGUAACUCACGGCAACGCCUUUGGCCUAUUACAGCUACUCAUGUCCCCAUGAGUGUCCUCCGCCCCUCCUCCCAGACCCAAUACACACCCCACAUCUGGCACAAUUUGUACUUGGAUGUUGUUGUUACUUGUUUUUGUCUGUGUUCAACUCUCUUAUUGCAGACAUGUCAGACACCAUCCAUAAUGAUUGACUGUCACCAUAGAUUUAGCGCAAUGAGUAGAGGGCAAUAAACAAUUGUGUGGCAUAGACAUUGCUACCAGUUGGCAUUGUUGUUCUUCUCUAUUGUCCAUGCGGCAAACAAGAACACACAAGGUUGAUGGAAGUGGAGUGUUUGUGGUCAGACCCUGCCCAGUCAGAGGUGUUCCUCUCUGGGGUGAAGAAACCACAUUUGGCCCCUUGGUGAGAGAAGGGUUGGAAUUCAGUCUGACUUGAUUAAGAACCCAGUCCCAGAUUCUCUCUACUUCUUUCUCUGUUGUCCCUCUCUAUACAGUGGGGAAAACGUCAGAACUUCUGUAAAACAUCACAGUACAGUUGAAAAAUAUUUUGCAAAUAGAAAUCCAAUAUGGAUGGUGUUAAGAGAUAGAUGGGAGGUGUUGAAUGGAGCUGAAGGAUGGGACUAAUAACAACAACUAAUAACAACAAGAUAACUAAUGUAAAGCAUACUGUCUCCAUAAUAAGUAUAUACAGAAGGGGGAAAAAAGUAUUUAGUCAGCCACCAAUUGUGCAAGUUCUCCCACUUAAAAAGAUGAGAGAGGCCUGUAAUUUUCAUCAUAGGUACACGUCAACUAUGACAGACAAAUUGAGGAGAAAAAAUCCAGAAAAUCACAUUGUAGGAUUUUUAAUGAAUUUAUUUGCAAAUUAUGGUGGAAAAUAAGUAUUUGGUCACCUACAAACAAGCAAGAUUUCUGGCUCUCACAGACCUGUAACUUCUUCUUUAAGAGGCUCCUCUGUCCUCCACUCGUUACCUGUAUUAAUGGCACCUGUUUGAACUUGUUAUCAGUAUAAAAGACACCUGUCCACAACCUCAAACAGUCACACUCCAAACUCCACAAUGGCCAAGACCAAAGAGCUGUCAAAGGACACCAGAAACAAAAUUGUAGACCUGCACCAGGCUGGGAAGACUGAAUCUGCAAUAGGUAAGCAGCUUGGUUUGAAGAAAUCAACUGUGGGAGCAAUUAUUAGGAAAUGGAAGACAUACAAGACCACUGAUAAUCUCCCUCGAUCUGGGGCUCCACGCAAGAUCUCACCCCGUGGGGUCAAAAUGAUCACAAGAACGGUGAGCAAAAAUCCCAGAACCACACGGGGGGACCCAGUGAAUGACCUGCAGAGAGUUGGGACCAAAGUAACAAAGCCUACCAUCAGUAACACACUACGCCGCCAGGGACUCAAAUCCUGCAGUGCAAGACGUGUCCCCCUGCUUAAGCCAGUACAUGUCCAGGCCCGUCUGAAGUUUGCUAGAGUGCAUUUGGAUGAUCCAGAAGAGGACUGGGAGAAUGUCAUAUGGUCAGAUGAAACCAAAAUAGAACUUUUUGGUAAAAACUCAACUCGCGUGUUUGGAGGACAAAGAAUGCUGAGUUGCAUCCAAAGAACACCAUACCUACUGUGAAGCAUGGGGGUGGAAACAUCAUGCUUUGGGGCUGUUUUUCUGCAAAGGGACCAGGACGACUGAUCCAUGUAAAGGAAAGAAUGAAUGGGGCCAUUCUGGAUUUUUUUUUCUCAUUUUGUAUGUCAUAGUUGACGUGUACCUAUGAUAAAAAUUACAGGCCUCUCUCAUCUUUUUAAGUGGGAGAACUUGCACAAUUGGUGGCUGACUAAAUACUUUUUUCCCCCACUGUAUAUAGUAUCUCUAUGUAUAGACUGGCACCUGACUCCUUGGUAUGACAGGACAGCACAUCAUUGAUUCAACUUGAUAAGAUCCGGGUGAAAUCCCCUUUAACGUCUGAUGACCAAGCUAUGAGAGGAGAGGAGUCCAUGGCACUCUUACGGCUCCCACACCACUCCAUUAGCACUUCAUAUCAAUAUCAUAAAUGUUUAUCUGUCAUAUAGCUUCUUUAAAGUUUAUGGACUGAAGAUUUCAAGUGACAGUUGUAAUUGACAUGUUGUUAAGCAGUAUAAGAGAACUCUUAGUGUGAGAUUUGAGAAAGUGAACUAGACUUGGCCCACACAUGUUCUCUGUAUUCUAUGUGCCCUGGUCUGUAAGUGUAUAUAUAUGCUCUGCCAUGUGUGUAUAUUUUAAUAUGGUAAAGUAUAUGCUUGGAGCGGUUCGGAAUGACUCUCAGAAACCCUCUGGAAUCUCCCGGGCGACUUAUAGGGAAUGGUGGACUUGGCAAAGCUGUGAGGGCCAUUAUAUGACUUCCUAAACAUCAUGUCUCUAUGGAUGUCACUGACAUAGAAGAUCUGAAGAGGUGGCAGUUAUAUUUAUGAGUUGGGGGAAAGGAGGUAGGAAGGAAGGAAGAAAGGAAUGGAAGGAGGGAGAGAAGGGAAAUAAGUCAGAUGGAGAAAGGAAGCGGCCGAGAAAAGUGAGGAAGAAAAGAGGAGAGGGACACAGGGAGAAAGAAAAUGAGGGAGGGGUAGGGGAGGCCUAGAGCUCACAGGCCAGACCAUUGUCCUGAGUGGAGCUGAAUUAAAUUCCGUCAUGUUUUAGAGUGAGUCUCUCAGCAGUAGCACUCAACAAGGGCGUUAGGGAAAGGGGGAAGGGCUCCCUCCAUUUCUCCCUCGCUCCUUUUUUUAUCCUUCCCCUCUUUCUUCUCUAUCCAUCUUAACUUUCUUUCUCUCUCUCCUUUCCUUGGGUUUAGACAGAGUUGAUAGAUUAGAUAUGAAUGCGGGAGCUGCUUGUGGAUGUUUUCUAUUUUGGCGGGUUGAGGUGGGUGGGAUCAUGAGGGUAGGUAGAAAGGACGAGGUGUGCAUGGAGGGUGGGGGGGUGGGUGUCCUUUGUGUAGUGAGAGAUCUGACGGAUGAAAGCUGACUCGGGCUGUAUUGUGACAGAGGGGGGAGAGAAAAGAGAGAUAGAAAAGAGAGAGAAAGAGAGGACAGCAGCUGCUCUAUACACCCUAUACAGACCUGUUUCUAUCUGUGUCAUCUGCUGACUACGAAGGCUCAUACAGCAUCCAUAGGACAUCUGACUGUCAUUCAUCCUUCAGAAUCACCUUUAUUCGCCAAAAUACAUUUGAAUGUACAGGAAUUUGGCUCGUGAAAUGGUGCUGCCACUAAACAGAAUAUACGGACAGACAGUAAACCGAAUAUACGGACAGACAGUAAACCGAAUAUACGGACAGACAGUAAACCGAAUAUACGGACAGACAAUAAACAGAAUAUACGGACAGACAAUAAACAGAAUAUACUGACAAGAUAUAUAGAGAGAGACUCUACAAAAUCCACAUACAGUAUGUACACAAUGAACACCAAGCUAAAAACUACAGACUACACUAUAAACGCAAUAAGCUACGUUAUGAAUUGUGCCUGUAUAUACAGUAUGUAUAAAUGAGGCAAUUUACAGGAUGUGCAAUAGAAUAAAUAUACUGUAUAAAGGGUCUAUUAGGAUAAACUAAAUGUAUAUUAUGCUAUAACAUAUGAAGCUUCAUUGUGCUCCUGUAACUCUUACCACAUUCAUAUAAGUGUUGAUAAUCUGUUAUGAAGCUUUGUCACGUUCGUCGAUAGAAGUGGACCAAUGCGCAGCGUGAUGAGUGAACAUACUUUAAUUAUUAUUCACCACGAAACAAAACAACAAAACGAUACGUGAAGUCCUUGGUUUACAGACACAAACCAUACACGGAACAAGAUGCCACACCAAAACAAUGCCAAACGGCUACCUAAGUAUGGCUCCCAAUCAGAGACAACGAGCUACAGCCGUCUCUGAUUGGGAACCACCCUGGCCAACAUAGAAAUACCAAACUAGAACACAACAUAGAAACUCACACCCUGGCUCAACAUACAAGUGUCCCCAGAGCCAGGGCGUGACAAGCUUCAGUACUUGUAGAUGGAAUAGAUGGAGCACAUGAGGCUGUGAAGGUUGUGAAGAACGGUGAACCACGGAUCCCAUGGUUGUUUGUUGACCUCUCCCUGGUGAAGUGCACUUCAGCUGGCCAUAGAGUGUGCGACUGAAGUAGACUUGUUACAGUGCCUUCAGAAAGUAUUCACACCAAUUGACUUUGUCCACAUUUUGUUGUGUUACAGCCUGAAUUUAAAAUGGAUUAAAGUGAGAUGUUGUGUCGCUGGCCUACACACAAUACCCCAUAAUGUUAAAGUGGAAUUAUGUUUUUAGACAUUUUAACAAGUUAAUAACAAAAGAAAAGCUGAAAUGUCUUGAGUCAAUAAUUAUUCAACCACUUUGUUAUGUCAAGCCUAAAUAAGUUCAGGAGUAAACAUUUGCUUAAUAAGUCACAUAAUAUGGACUAACGGUGUGCAAUGAUUUUUGAACGACUACCUCAUCUCUGUACCCCACACACACACAAUUAUCUGUAACGUCCCUCAGUCGAGCAGUGAAUUUCAAACACAGAUUCAACCACGAAGACCAGGGAGGUUUUCAAAUGCCUCCCAAAAAAGGGCACCUAUUGGUAGAUGGGUUAAAAUAAAAAAAAGCAGACAUUGAAUAUCCCUUUGAGCAUGGUAAAGUUAUUAAUUACAUUUUGGAUGGUGUAUCAAUACACCCAGUCACUACAAAGAUACAGGCAUCCUGCCUAACUCAGUUGCCUGAGAGGAAGGAAACCGCUCAGGGAUUUCACCAUGAGGCCAAUGGUGAUUUUAAAACAGUUACAGAGUUUAAUGGCUGUGAUAGGAGAAAACUGAGGAUGGAUCAACAACAUUGUAGAUACUCCACAAUACUAACCUAAAUGACAGAGUGAAAAGAAGGAAGCCUGUACAGAAUAAAACUAUUCCAAAACAUGCAUCCUGUUUGCAAUAAGGCACUAAAGUAAAACUGUAGAGAAAUGAACUUUAUGUCCUGAAUACAAAGUGUUAUGUUUCGGGCAAAUCCAACACAUCACAUCACUGAGUACCACUCUUCAUAUUUUCAAGCAUGUUGGUGGCUGCAUCAGGUUAUGGGUGUGCUUGUCAUCGGCAAGGACUAUGUUGUUUAUUAGGAUAAAAAGAAAUUGAAUAGAGCUAAGCACAGGCAAAAUCCUAGAGGAAAACCUGGUUCAGUCUGCUUUCCAACAGACACUGAGAGACAAAUUCACCUUUCAGCAGGACAGUAACCUAAAACACAAGGCCAAAUAUACACUGGAGUUGCUUACCAAGACAUUGAAUGUUCAAUGAGUGGCCUAGUUACAGUUUUGACUUAAAUCAUCUUGAUGAACAACCAACUUGACAGAUAAUGAAUAAUUAAAAAAAUAAUAAUAUGCAAAUAUUGUACAAUUCAGGUGUGCAAAGCUCUUAGAGACUUACCCAGAAAGACUCACAGCUGUAAUCGCUGCCAAAGGUGAUUAUGGUCCUUGUGGUCCUCUGUAGCUCAGCUGGUAGAGCACGGCGCUUGAAACGCCAAGGUAGUGGGUUCGAUCCCCGGGACCACCCAUACACAAAAAUGUAUGCACGCAUGACUGUAAGUCGCUUUGGAUAAAAGCGUCUGCUAAAUGGCAUAUUAUUAUUAUUAUUAUUAUUAUUAUUAUUAUUAUUAUUAUAACAUGUAUUGACUAAGGGGUGUGAAUACUUAUGUAAAUGAAAUAUUUCUCUAUUUAAUUUUCAAUAAACUUGCAAAAAAAAUGUAGGCCUGGUCUUUGUGUCCUUAUUGAGUUAGCCUGAAUGUAGGCCAGAUUCUGAGAGCCACUGGUUCACUGUGUUGCUGUUCUGGCAGGAAAGGUAGAGCUCACAGCACUAAUACCAGUCUAAUCCCUGAACACACACACAGGCACACACAGGCACACACAGGCACACACAGGCACGCACACACAGACACACACAGACACAGACACUCAGACAUAGACACAUAGACAUGCACACGCAACAGUACCAACCCGGAGGCUUUAGGCCCAUAAUUAGAUAUUAUUUACACAGAUCAGGUUGAACAUUAUCUGUGCUGAAGGUAACCCCAAACUCCCCCCUGCCCACCUCACUCUCUCUCUACUUGUUCUAGUCCCAUUUUACCACUAUGUCACUCACACAGAGUUUGGGUGUGCGAGUGCGCGUGUAACAGGUUAAGUGUGUCCCAAACAGGGGGUCUGGGAGGUGCAGGGGAAGGGCUGGGUAAACAAAAGUUAGUAAGUCUUCGUCUGUUGUUUGGUUUUCACUAGGAGUGGAAACACAAAUGGUUUCUUUGUGUGGAUGUUGCUGGCCCUUGUCUAAUAGCUCUAAUGGCUAAAAGGAGUCCCACUAAAGCCAUUAGCUCAGUUAGCCUUAUCUCAGGGGUGAUAAACCAAAUGCAUGUAAGAAACACACACACGAAACACACAGCGAGUUCUUCCAAUCUCAUGUGAGUAAGUACCGUGGAGUGGAGCAGCGUUGAGGCUCUCUCUCACCUGACUCACUGUCCCUCCAUUCUCCCUCCCUCCGCUGAGAAAAGGGGACACAGUCUUCCAGCUGAUGGCGAAACUCAAGUCGCACUGCAUUAUUUCUGCCUCAUGCACCAAUUCAUGUUGUUACUCCUAUGACCAGAGAAAGUGAAAUAUUCCUCAAUAUUAAAGACACAAGCUGCUAAUAAUAACAACACAAGCUUAUCGAAACACUUUGCUAUACUCAUUCAUUGCAGCUGCAGUGCUGGUUGUAGCAUGAGUAGAAGUAGGGAGAAUGCACAUUUUAUGGCUUAUAAAAGUCUUGAACAAAGUUGACAGCACUGAAUAGCAACUUAAACAUGAAUUUACUCAUAAAAACAGCAGCUCUUUGCUGUAUUCGUUGAGUCUCUCUAGUCAUGGUUUUAAACGUUUUUAAAUCUCACAUUAUCAACUUUGCUGUGCGUUUUAAGGUUUCUUUUUAUAGUCUAUGGCUCGGGGAAACUGUGCAGACACGGUGAUCUCAGCUAUCUGAUUGGCCAGAGGUAGGCCUAUAGGUGCACUUGAUUUGCUAUCUGGGACUGCCUGGUAGGCAGAGUUCUACCUAAAGACACAUGAAAUGGUUGAAAAUGGGAACACUGCCUUCCCGGCGCGAAACACAUUUUUUAAAAAAUGGAACGCAAGGCUUUAUCGUUAUGUUUUUUAAAGAAAUGUUUGGUGAUCAACUAGGAAUGCCUUGGCGAUCGACCGGUUGGUGACCACUGCUCUAAGGCCUCUUAGUCAGGAUGAGAUACCAGAUAUACGGGGGUGGCAUUCUUUGAGUGUGUUCACGGUUUCACAUUUAAUGUUUCUGAUCGUGUGCCUUGAACUGCUUCUGAUCCCACAUGAUCACGUGUUUUGAUGUCAGAUGGUCUAACUACCUGCCUAGGUAGAGACAUGAAUACAUAUACACACAGGCAUCUUUAUAUCAGGGAGUUGAUCUUCAUGUUAGUAAAACAUCAAUGUUGCUGGGUAGCAAGAUUUCCCAUAGUAACAAAGAUUGGUGUCGGGCAUUUCCAUCUAAAAGGACCCAUGAGCACCAACAUGUGAAGUUCAUAGGAGCAUGUCAAAUUGGGUGUUACAUGAAAGCUAAGAAAAUUAAGGCAUAUAUAAAUUGUUCAACCAUUUUCCAUCUCUUUUUGAAUAAGAUGGAAAACAGAUGGAAAAGGGGUCUUAGAUAACUUCAACCUACUCAUUCAAGGGUGUUUCUUUAUUUUUACUAUUUUCUACAUUGUAGAAUAAUAGUGAAGACAUCAAAACUAUGAAAUAACACAUAUGGAAUCAUGUAGUAACCAACAAAGUGUUAAACGAAUCAAAUUAUAUUUUAUAUUUGAGAUUCUUCAAAUAGCCACACUUUGCCUUGAUGACAGCUUUGCACACUCUUGGCAUUCUCUCAACCAGCUUCAUGAGGUAGUCACCUGGAAUGCAUUUCAAUUAACAGGUGUGCCUUGUUAAAAGUUAAUUUGUGGAAUUUAUUUCCUUCUUAAUGUUUGAGCCAAUCAGUUGUGUUGUGACAAGGUAGGGUUGGUAUACAGAAGAUAGUCCUAUUUGGUAAAAGACCAAGUCCAUAUUAUGGCAAGAACAGCUCAAAUAAGCAAAGAGAAACGACAGUCCGUCAUUACUUUAAGACAUGAAGGUCAGUCAAUCCGGAAAAUUUCAAGAACUUUGAAAGUUUCUUCAAGGGCAGUCUCAAAAACCAUCAAGCGCUAUGAUGAAACUGGCUCUCAUGUGGACCGCCACAGGAAAGGAAGACCCAGAGUUACCUCUGCUGCAGUGGAUAAGUUCAUUAUAGUUACUUGCCUCAGAAAUUGCAGCCAAAAUAAAUGCAUCACAGAGUUCAAGUAACAGACACAUCUCAACAUCAACUGUUCAGAGGAGACUGCGUGAAUCAGGCCUUCAUGGUCAAAUUGCUGCAAAGAAACCACUACUAAAGGACACCAAUAAGAAGAAGAGACUUGCUUGGGCCAAGAAACACGAGCAAUGGACAUUAGACCGGUGGAAAUCUGUCCUUUGGUCUGAUGAGUCCAAAUUUGAGAUUUUUGGUUCCAACCGCAGUGUCUUUGUGAGACGCAGAGUAGGUGAACGGAUGAUCUCCGCAUGUGUGGUUCCCACUGUGAAGCAUGGAGGAGGAGGUGUGAUUGUGUGGGGGUGCUUUGCUGGUGACACUGUCUGUGAUUUACUUAGAAUUCAAGGCACACUUAACCAGCAUGGCUACCACAGCAUUCUGCAGCGAUACACAAUCCCAUCUGGUUUGGGCUUAGUGGGACUAUCAUUUUAUUUUCAACAGGACAAUGACCCAACACACCUCCAGGCUGUGUAAGGGCUAUUUUACCAAGAAGGAGAGUGAUGGAGUGCUGCAUCAGAUGACCUGGCCUCCACCAUCCCCCGACCUCAACCCAAUUUAGAUGGUUUGAGAUGAGUCGGACGGCAGAGUGAAAGAAAAGCAGCCAACAAGUGCUAAGCAUAUGUGGGAACUCCUUCAAGACUGUUGGAAAAGCAUUCCAGGUGAAGCUGGUUGAGAGAAUGCCAAGAGCGUGCAAAGCUGUCAUCAAGGCAAAGGGUAGCCAUUUGAAGAAUCUCAAAUAUAAAAUAUAUUUUGAUUUGUUUAACACUUUUUCGGUUACUAUAUGAUUCCAUAUGUGUUAUUUCAUAGUUUUGAAGUCUUCACUAUUAUUCUACAAUGUAAUAAAUAGUAAAAAAUAAAUAAACCCUUGAAUGAGUAGUUGUGUCCAAACUUUUGACUGGUACUGUAUGUGUAUAUAUAUAUAUAUAUAUAUAUAUAUAUAUAUAUAUAUAUAUAUAUAUAUAUAUAUAUAUAUAUAUAUAUAUAUAUAUAUAUAUAUAUAUAUUACUGAUAUCAAGUUUGAUUAAAACUUGUAAUUUUGUUACCAAAUCAGAAUUACUGCAAUUGAAUUGGCUACAAUGGGAGAUCAUAGUAGUCACAAACCAUAGUUGGGUCACCUGUUACUGUCCUCCCUUCCACUAGCAUACUGUUAUGUUCAGCUCAUACGUUUUUUUUCCCCUUCUCUUUCAGUCGUCUAGUGGUCAAAACAAGACUGUUUCACAGUCUGGACAAUCAUUCCAUCUUUCUCUCUCUCUCUGCCGCUCUCUCGCUCUUUUCUCUCCAGUUAAUUUCACCUCCCCCGGCUCUUACUGACCACUACCAUGACACCUACCACCUAACCUCUUUCCAUUUACUGUAACAAUCAUCCUCACCCACUGAGCACCAGCGGACGUCCAUGGACGUUGAAAAGUAGUUGAAAUUUGGUCAGUCUGCCCUGGCAAGACCCAAUCUGAACCAAUCAUAGACGUUUGUUUGAUGGACAGUACAGUAGAGCACAGUAGAGAACAGUACAGAAAAGUACAUUAGAGUACUGUACAGUAGAGUUCAGUAGAGCACACUAGAGUACUGUACUAUACUCUACUGUGCUGUACUGUGCUGUCUAAACUUGUGAAACAUAGACGUAUGAUUGUUUCAGAUUUGGUCUGGUCCGGACCAACCAAAUGUGGGGGCGGAGCUCAUUACAAUAAUAGCCAGUGUGUAGAAUGGCCAAAUAUGCAAAGGAGGAUAUUGCAUAUUUCUACAUUUUGUGUACCACAUAUUUCUACCUAUUCAGGAUACAUCACCAUGAAGAGAAUGACAUUUAUAUCCAUAAUUAUGCAUUUCUGUGUAGUACAGAUCAGGGACCCAUGAUGUAAUUCUGUUACCGUAGCAUUGCCCUGUCACCGUCUACUGUACCUGGGAUAUAGAAUCUCUCUCUCGCUCUCUCUCUCUCACCCCCUUCCUUCCUUCUCCCCUCACUCAAAGCUUUCUUUCUUCUGAGGGGAGAGACUCCAGUACAGUGCCAGUAGCAGAGAGACCCUGCCUGUGUGGUUUCACCCCCCCACACUAAAUUGACCACCUCAGACAAACACACGCACAUACUCACACACAGCCCCCUCUCUUCUGCAGAAAUAGGUCUGUUAAUCUGGUCAUUAAACCACCUCUGUCUGUCUCUGGACUGGCUCCAUCUUUCACACUCUCCCUCUCUUUCACUCAAGCACACUAUGUCCCUCUUUCACUCACUUACGCUCUCUCCCUCUCUUUCAGACUGAAUCCCAAAUCACCCCCUCGCCCCUCAGCCCUCCAUUUGUGCGUUCACGCUCCUCAGCCAUUUGCACAAGUGUCCCAAAGCUGAGGGAGUGAAAAUUAUCUAGGCUGUACUGGCUAAUUAGCCCCUCCGGUAGUUACUUCAACUGAGCCUGCAACGCUGCCGGCUUCAUGGUGAAGUGGAAUCCCAUAAGGCACCUCGUUAUUAUUGAGUUUGCGCAAUUUCACACAAAAUAAUGGAGAGGAGUGCCUAAUUAUAUGACACGUGCAUUUGUUUAUGUAAAAUAUGAAAUACCUCCCAUAUUAAAUGAUUAACUGUAACUGAGGUUUAGAUUUUGUAAAACGACUGAGGAUUUGUUCAGUUGAGGAGAGAUGGAGAGAGAGGCUUCCAGUGUCCAGUUAGGCUGUGGCCUGACAAGCUUGCCACUUGGGGGUUCACAUUUUAAAAACUUUUUAGGAUGGUUGAGGCCUUCUAAGCAUUUUCCUGUUUUGUGAGUAUUAACAUUGAUUGCUCUGAACUUGAUGAGAGGACAAGGAUAAAGGUCUCAGUUCUCACUCUUCCUUUUCUCUCCCUCUCUCACCUCCUCCUUUCAGACGAUUACACGGAUGCCCUCCCUCCUCUCCCGGAGAUUCCGGACGCCGGCUCGGUCCUGAGCUCAGUGGGCGUUCCGGGCCGCUUCCGCCACUCCCCCCUACGCUACUGCUCCGCCCACAGCAUGGACUCCUCCCCAGACAGUGCUGAGCGCCCAAUUAGCUACGGCUCCACCUCUUCCUCCGCCUCCUCCCGGGACAGCCACUGCUCACUGGGCAGCCGCUCCACCUUAGGCCCCUCCCCUCACUGUCAUCCCGCUCCGGACCGCGACCGGGACUCCGGGGGCGAUCCAAUUGGAGCUGGUUCCAGCCAGGCAGCUGGGAUGUGGGGAUGAGGAGGAGAGGAAUGAUGGAGGGACAGAGGCAGGAAGAGAGACCGUUAGACAGGUAUCUGCCCAGACCCCCCAGUCAGACACCAAGGCUGGGGAGAGAAGCUCCCCGGGGCCCAGGGUGCAGUAUGUGGACAGGGUGGUUCAGGAGAUACUGGACACUGAGAGGACCUACGUACAGGACCUGCACAGCAUCGUACAGGUAAGGAACAUGGUACCACACAACACCACUGGGGAGACACCAUGCAUCACUGCACCUACAUACAGCACAGGACUACAUUUUCAGACCGUUAGGUGAGAUGCAAACAGUAGGACAGCACAUUAAGUAUAAGUGUUUCCCAACUCCAGUCCUCCAGUACCCCCAACAGUACAUAUUGUUGUUGUAGCCCCAGACAAGCACACCUGAUUCAACUUGUCAACUAACCAUCAAGUCCCUCAGUGAGUUGAAUCAGGUGAGUUUGUCUGGGGCUACAAUAACAAUGUGUUCUGUUGGGACUGCUGGAGGACUGGCGAUGAAACACUGUUGGGACUGCUGGAGGACUGGCGAUGAAACACUGUUGGGACUGCUGGGGGACUGGCGAUGAAACACUGUUGGGACUGCUGGAGGACUGGGAUGAAACACUGUUGGGGACUGCUGGGGGGACUGGCGAUGAAACACUGUUGGGACUGCUGGAGGACUGGCGAUGAAACACUGUUGGGACUGCUGGAGGACUGGCGAUGAAACACUGUUGGGACUGCUGGAGGACUGGCGAUGAAACACUGUUGGGACUGCUGGAGGACUGGCGAUGAAACACUGUUGGGACUGCUGGAGGACUGGCGAUGAAACACUGUUGGGACUGCUGGAGGACUGGCGAUGAAACACUGCAGUAUAAGACUGGUAUAGGACAGAUAGUAGAAUAUAGAAGCAUAUUACUGAACAGCAUCAUACUAGUCAGAAAGAACAGGGGUCAAGAUGAGUGUCACUGACCGUGUCCAUAGAGUGCCCAUAGACAACACCCAUAUACAGGAGAAGUUGAUUCGGGUGGAAGGGUUGUCGUCAGAGGUCCCAACCAGCAGGAAACUGGACCUUUCAGAAAGAGAGGGAUAGGGGUGGGGGGGGCAGGGGAUGGUGGGGGUGGUGUGUGAGUUUGUUGUCGGGGAAAUAGUCUGUUUCCUCCCUCCCGCCCUGUCAGAGGGACCAAGAUUGAUGUUCCCCCCCAUCCCUCCUCGCUCUGUUCAGGGUGAGGAAAAGAGGAAAAGGAGAGCGGUGCUGUAGGAAGAGGAUUUAGAGCUGCAAUAACAAUGUCUAAAGUAGGUUAGCUAAACACUGAGCAGAGCUCACUUUAAAGAUGUAUACUCCCCUUACUUAGACCUGGACCCCCCUUACUCAACAAGACCCCCCUUAUCAGAUCUAUGGGGCAGGACACCCUCUCUUCCACUACACUUUUAGACAGGACCAUAAUGUACCCCUUUCUCCACCCUUAUUAAUGUCAAUCUCACUUAAUGCUAUUCAUCACCAUUGGAUUACAUUCAGAGCAGAUUGCCCUUCUAUAUCUAGCACUUAUCAGCAGGUCCCAUAUCACUUUACAUUGAGUGGGUGUAACACAUCGCACUCAUUCACCACCAUAUUCACCACCACCACCAAUGUACAGUAUAGCUUUCACCCUCCCCCCAUUACCCAGAAUCACUUGCGUGGCGCUUUCCGCAGGGUUAGAGGGGGUGACGGCCCAAACACAAAUAUUUAACCAGACUCCUGUGGGGUCACCUGUGCUCCACCUGUAAAUGACUGACGGUGAUGUGGCCUGCACAAGCAGUGUGUUUGUAUUGGUAUGUGCAUUGAUGUGUGUAGUGGUUUGUGUGUGUGUCACAUGAUGCAUGUAUAUGCAUGUAUAUGGUGGUUGUGCUUGCAGCACAUGCACAUGUAUGUGAUGUAUAGGUAUGUAUUCAGUGCAUUAGGAAAGUAUUCAGACCCUUUGACUUUUUCCACAUUUUGUUACGUUACAGCCUUAUUCUAAAAUUUUAGAAAUUUUUAUUUUUCCUCAUCAAUCUACACACAUUACCCCAGAAUGACAAAGCAAAAACAGGUUUUUAGAAAUGUUUGCACAUUUAUGAAAAACAUAAACAGAAAUACCUUAUUUACAUAAGUAUUCAGACCCUUUGCUAUGGGACUCGAAAUUGAGCGCAGGUGCAUCCUGUUCCCAUUGAUCAUCCUUGAGAUGUUUCUACAACUUGAUUGGAGUCCACCUGUGGUAAAUUCAAUUGAUUGGACAAGAUUUGGAAAGGCACACACCUGUCUAUAAAAGGUCCCACAGUUGACAGUGCAUGUCAGAGUAAAAACCAAGCCAUGAGGUCAAAGGAAUUGUCCGUAGAGCUCCGAGACAGGAUUGUGUCAAGGCACAGAUCUGGGGAAGGGUACCAAAACAUUUCUGCAGCAUUGAAGUUUGGAACCACCAAGACUCUUCCUAGAGCUGGCCGCCCAGCCAAACUGAGCAAUUGGGGGAGAAGGGCCUUGGUCAGGGAGGUCCCUCUGACAGAGCUCCAGUGUUCCUCUGUGGAGAUGGAAGAACCUUCCAGAAGGGCAACCAUCUCUGCAGCACUUCACCAAUCAGGCCUUUAUGGUAGAGUGGCCAGACGGAAGCCACUCCUCAGUAAAAGGCACAUGACAGCCCGCUUGGAGUUUGCCAAAAGGCACGUAAUGGACUCUCAGACCAUGAGAAACUAGAUUCUCUGGUCUGAUGAAACCAAGAUUGAACUCUUUGGCCUGAAUGCCAAGCGUCACGUCUGGAGGAAACCUGGCACCAUCCCUACGGGGAACCAUGUUUUUCAGCGGCAGGGACUGGGAGACUAGUCAGGAUCAAGGGAAAGAUGAACGGAAGCAAAGUACAGAGAGAUCCUUGAUGAAAACCUGCUCCAGAGAGCUCAGGACCUCAGACUGGGGCGACGGUUUACCUUCCAACAGGACAUCGACCAUAAGCGCACAGCCAAGACAACGCAGAAGUGGCUUCAGGACAAGUCUCUGAAUAAUAAUAAUAAUAAUAAUAAUAAUAAUAUGCCAUUUAGCAGACGCUUUUAUCCAAAGCGACUUACAGUCAUGUGUGCAUAAAUUUUUACGUAUGGGUGGUCCCGGGGAUUGAACCUACUACCCUGGCGUUACAAGCGCCAUGCUCUACCAAUUGAGCUACAGAGGACCAGCCAGAGCCCGGACUUGAACCCGAUCUAACAUCUCUGGAGAGACCUGAAAAUAGCUGUGCUGCGACGCUCUCCAUCCAACCUGACAGAGCUUGAGAGGAUCUGCAGAGAAGAAUUGGAGAAACUCCCCAAAUACAGGUGUGCCAAGCUUGUAGCGUCAUACCCAAGAAGACUCGGCUGUAAUUACUGCCAAAGGUGCUUCAACAAAGUACUGGGUAAAGGGUCUGAAUACUUAUGUAAAUGUAUUAUUUCCGUUUUUAAUUUUUAAUACAUUAGCAAAAAUGUAUAAAAAAAACGGUUUUUUGCUUUGUCAUUAUGGGGUAUUGUGUGUAGAUUGAUGAGGGGGGAAAAAACAAUUCAAUCAAUUUUAGAAUAAGGCAGUAAUGUUAAAAAAAAUGUGGAAAAAGUCAAGGGGUCUGAAUACUUUCCAAAUGCACUGUAACUGUAUGUGAUUAGUGCAUGGUAGAUGCACCCUAUGUAUGGUGUCUGUCUGUACACUGUAAUUGUCCUUCCCUGGCUGAAUAACUGUGUUUUAAUGAACCUAUCAGGCUUCUCCAAACAAACUCACAAAGAAACCUGGAGAACGGCUUUUAUCCCAUUUUGCCUGCUCCACUCCCAGACCUGGAACACAUAUUUUAUCCCAUUCCCCCUGCUCCACUCCCAGACCUGGAACACAAAUGUUAUCCCGUUCCCCCUGCUCCAGCCCCAGACCUGGAACACAUCGGAAGGCUGUUUGAUGUUGACCAGGAAAAAUCACAGCACCUCUGGGCAUUCUCAGCAGAGGCUUGUGGGGUUCCAGAAAUGGAAUAUGGAUGUUUUGGAGUUAGCAUGUCCUAGUGAACUGGCUUUCACAUGGGCGUAUGGAGUGAGGAGACGGUGUCGGUGUAUGUUAGAUUCAGAGAAAUAGAGAGAAAGUGUGUGUGUCUUAAUGUGUAACGUGGGGAAUCGUCAAAUGCAGUUUAUAUUUAGUCUCAAACGUUUGAGAAGCUUAGCUGGGGGUGUGUGUGCGUUUGUUUUGGAAUUGUGUGUGUUUUAAGAUGUGUGUAUGGUUUUGCUAUCCUUGUGCGGACCAGAAGGGGUGGGGUUUAACACUUUGUGUGUGUGUGAUCAGGCUCAGACUAGGCUGUGUUGAUUGACUGGGUCAGGGCAGGUCACAUGGCUAAUAAAGUCUCACCUUACACCUUAACCAUGGCCAACAACCCCAACCCUCAACAUGACCCUGGUCCCCUACCGUGACUCCACCAACCACCAUUAUCCUAGCUGCAACCCAACUCUUACCUCCCAACCUGACCCUAAACCAUUACCCCGAAACGCCCAUAUCUGCCUAUUCACCCCGUGUAGCUCAGUUGGUAGAGCAUGGCGUUUGCAAUGCCAGGGUUGUGGGUUCGAUUCCCACGGGGGGUCAGUAUGAAAAUGUAUGCACUCACUAACUGUAAGUCGCUCUGGAUAAGAGCGUCUGCUAAAUGACUAAAAUGUAAAUCCAAACUGUCUCCUCUUACCUCAGAACCUUGACCCAUGCUUCUCUUUUACACAAUGGUUCAGUCAGAGUUCCCCCUCUGGGAGAGGAUGACCUCACCAAACAAUCUAAGAGUGUUGUGUGUGUUAGAGAGGGGGAGGGGGGUGUUGACGCAGUGUGUGUUUGGGGUGAGACGCAGGUUGGCUACUUUGUGUAGCCUGCAGAUAUAGAUGGUAUCAGUGUGAGAGAAUGUACUUAUCCCAUCUGUCAACGAGACGGAGACGAGAGGAGAAACAGGAUGAGGGAGAGACUGAAAGUGUGUAUGCGCGUGCCGGACCGUGUCUGUGUACACGUGGAGAGAAAGCUGAGGCGUAUAAUCACUAUUGGUAGCUGAACAUGUCAUGGCUGAGAUGGUGGGAUAAGAGACUGUCUGAACAGACACAGCUUCAGUUCCUUAAACACUUCUCUACAAGCCUCUCACCAGUGUAUCCUAUCCUAUUAGCUACUGUAGGCCCUAAGACAUUUUGCUGUGCUGGUCAAACAGCCAUCUGGACAAAGAGGAGUACCGACUGAAUAGUCUCUAGUUAAGUAGGCGGAUUAAGACUGGACUGAAGUCAGGGAGAAGUGGGCUGUGGGCCCAGUUGUUUUACUAGACAGGAACUCUCUUUAUCUAAAGCAGAUUGAAUGUGUGCUGAAUAAGUGUGAGAAGUGUGUGUGGUCUCAAAGAGUUUACGAUGCUGUGUGUAUCUAUAAGUGGAGAGUAUGUUUUCAUAGUGUGUGUGUGUUCAGAGUGUGUGUUGGUGGGGGGUUGGCAGAGUGAUGCCAGGGAGCAUGUCAGGCAUACUGUCCCUCUCGCAUGGCUGUUGAUGGGAUAUUCCUCAAAACACUUUGUUGUGGGUGUCAUAACUGACCUCUCUCUCCCCAUCACUCUCUCCGUCUCUCUCUCUUGCUCUCUCUCUUGCUCUCUCCGUCUCUCUCUCUCUCUCUCUCUCUCUCUCUCUCUUGCUCUCUCUCUUGCUCUCUCCGUCUCUCUCUCUCUCUCUCUCGGUCUCUGGCUGUCUCUCUGGCUGUCUCUUGCUCUCACUUUCACUCAAUUCAAUAUGGUUUUUUGGCAUGAAAUAUAUUCUGUCAUUGCCAAUGUAUAAAACGAUACAUUUAGAAGUCGAAAGUACAAUUGCAUAAAGACACGUACAUUGUUUCUCAGAAAACAUAUAUUUUUCUCUCUCUCUGUAGGAUUACCUGGAGUGUAUCAGUAACCAGUCUUGCCUGGCACUGAGCUCAGAGGAGAGAGGCUCUCUAUUCGGGAACAUACGAGACAUCUACCACUUCAACAGGUAAGCACACUCACCUACUGUACCACUUCAAAGAGGUAAACGCACACAUACACACACACACACCCCUAAAACAAAUACAGAGUGCGUUCUCCAAAUAAUCUACAGAAUGAGGAUAGUUUGUCUCACCUGUCGAUAUGUGGGGGGCCAGUGACCAAUGGACAUUGUGUGUCCAUUAUGUUUUGUCCAUCUGAGGAGUGUGUGUGUGUGUGUGUGUGUGUUCAAGACCACCAGGCCUGCUGCAAGCCUAGUCACUCAGACUGUCAGCUGUCACAUAAAGACACACAGCAACACAGGGACAGAGAGAAAAACCUAGAGAGAGAAUUCACAUAGUGGGGGAGUUUGGUUUGACACAAACUCCUUACAAACAGUCCCAAUGACCUCAUUCCCUAGACAUGUAACAAUGGCUACACCAGUUGACCAUGUUUCCAUCAACCAAGAAGAAUUACGGACACACGCACACAGAAACUAUUUCAAUUAACGGAAGUUACUUUUUGUUGUAAGCAGAGCACCCUAGGACCUAAUACUGUGUCCCAAGUACAUUUGUUCCUGAACAUUUUUGUUGUUUAUUACAAAGAGCAAUGGGGAGCAGUUUGUAUUCCAAUGAUUGAAUUAAGUGUGUGGAGUGUGAGUGGUUAAAGUACUGAUACCCUGAUGUGAUAAACAUUUUUGUUUACAGAGAUCUGCUUCAUGACCUGGAAAAGUGUAAUUCGGACCCUGUGGCCAUCGCAGAGUGCUUCGUAGCCAAGGUAAGUCACUUCUUUCUUUCUUUCUUGUCGAAGCCUGUCUGAACAGCUGAUUCGGAACAAAAAAACACUCCAAGCAUGUACGUACACACACUCAACCAAAACAUUAUUUAGGUUACAAACUAACCAAAAUCGUAAUCAUACUUCGUCAUACUGACAGAGAAGGAGAAUUUCUGACAAAAUGUAAGGGACGGCCAAAUGUAUAACCACCAUUUACUGGUGAGGGCUAAUAGUAAUACUUCAACAACAACUGAGCAAAAAAACUCUGCUCCUCUCGUUUCUCUUAGCUCUGUGUGUGUGGGUCUAUAACUGUGUUUGGUCUUCUUUCCAUUCCUUUUCCACAUUAAAUCAUUCUAUUUCAUGAUAACUGCAUACCAACACUUACUCAACAGACGUAUCUCUAUCAAUACCACAAUAAGUACACAGUAAUCUGUCUGUAACAAGAGUUUAUCAGUCUGGACAUGCACAAACACACUAGUCAUUUCACCAUGGUCUGUGCCAGUGUGUACGAUAGUAGCUCUUGUUGAAACACAAGUUUUAUAGUUACCCAGUCCAUGCUACACAUAUUCAUUAUCCCCAUACCAUUAAUAAUGCACUUCAGAAAGUAUUCAUACCCCUUGACUGAUUCCAUAUUUUGUUGCCCCCCCCCCGACUUAGUCACAACUCGGCAAAGCGUUUGAAGGAGUGAAAAAACAGACCAUAAAUCCAUCCCUCCCUCCUUCUCUUGGAGGUUAAUCGUCUAUCUGUCCUGAUGUUCCUUACCCUGCUUUCAGUGAAAUGUGUUGAGUAAGCAGCCUAGUCUUUAUGGGUCCCUACAUGCUGACUGCACCACUGUUGCACAAUUAAAACAAGAUCAUAAAGUUUUAUCAUCUGGUAGAAAGAAAUCUCUCCUCUUCAGCGUUUAGCUGAUCUCCUAACCCCUAGCUCCUCAAGCCAGUCUAGACCUCUCAGCCUGCCAGCCGGUCAAUACAGAAGCAAAACCAAUUACUAUAUAACAUCCCAUAAUGCUUUAGUCCUAUCAUGAUGAUGAUGAUGAUGAGCAGCACAGUCUGGAGAUGUACUAUCUAUAAAUCUAAAUCUAUGGUAGCUCAGCAGAAAUCCUCAGGUCCAGUCUCUGCCUUGCUGUUCUGAGAUGAUCUAAACUUCACUAUCUAUUAAUUAAGGAUGUUUUUUUUAAAAAAUAAUUUCACUGUUUGAAUAGUAUGCUGAAUUGUCGUCGCAUAUCCACAUAUUCGAAAUACAUGUUUGUUUUUUUAAACAGAAGUUUUUAACCUGAGCACUGCUGCAAAAGGGGGGAGUGGCUGGCGCUAUAUUGCUGCAGCUGCAGAGGUGGCGUUGUAUGUAGCGAAUAGACGGAGCGAGAGAGAUGCCAAGGCAACUCGGCUACAGCCAAGAAUAGCUAACUUGUAGCAGCCACAAUGUUAUUUAUCAUCCCAUAUAACAGUGCCUGUCUUGACUGGAGUAGCUGAGAGAAGCUAACUAGCUAAGCCAGCCAGCUAUAGCUAGCUAGGCUAAUUGAGGCCACAUGCUGCGCUUUCUCCCCAACCUCAUUCAGAUAAAACAACAGCCGUAACGGUUGGUUGCUUAUUAUAGCCUACUCCUUCUCAUUUCGCAAACUUUUAAUACCGUAAUUUGAUUCCAUCUUGCAGUGCAUUAGUGAACUCUCACUCCACUUGCUACACAUUGAGCCUCUAUGCCGCUUUGACAAAUGCACAACAUACACAACAACCUACGCACCUGAAGGCUACCUUUUUUUAUGGGGCGCACCAUGCAUGUCAUAACUACAUUGGAAAGAUUUUUGUUUUAUUGACAUAAUCAUUAGAAAUGUCAUGGUAUAUCCUUGUAUGUACAGUGAGGGAAAAAAGUAUUUGAUCCCCUGCUGAUUUUGUACGUUUGCCCACUGACAAAGAAAUGAUCAGUCUAUAAUUUUAGUGGUAGGUUUAUUUGAACAGUGAGAGACAGAAUAACAACAAAUAAAUCGAGAAAAAAUUAUGUUAUAAAAUGUUAUAAAUUGAUUUGCAUUUUAAUGAGGGAAAUAAGUAUUUGACUCCCUCUCAAUCAGAAAGAUCUCUGGCUCCCAGGUGUAUUUUAUAAAGGUAACGUGCUGAGAUUAGGAGCACACUCUUAAAGGGAGUGCUCCUAAUCUCAGCUUGUUACCUAAUUAAAAGACACCUGUCCACAGAAGCAAUCAAUCAAUCAGAUUCCAAACUCUCCACCAUGGCCAAGACCAAAUAGCUCUCCAAGGAUGUCAGGGACAAGAUUGUAGACCUACACAAGGCUGGAAUGGGCUACAAGACCAUCGCCAAGCAGAUUGGUGAGAAGGUGACAACAGUUGGUGCAAUUAUUCGCAAAUGGAAGAAACACAAAAUAACUGUCAAUCUCCCUCGGCCUGGGGCUCCAUGCAAGAUCUCACCUCAUGGAGUUGCAAUGAUCAUAAGAACGGUGAGGAAUCAGCCCAGAACUACACAGGAGGAUCUUGUCAAUGAUCUCAAGGCAGCUGGGACCAUAGUCACCAAGAAAACAAUUGGUAACACACUACGCCGUGAAGGACUGAAAUCCUGCAGCGCCCGCAAGGUCCCCCUGCUCAAGAAAGCACAUAUACAGGCCCGUCUGAAGUUUGCCAAUGAACAUCUGAAUGAUUCAGAGGAGAACUGGGUGAAAGUGUUGUGGUCAGAUGAGACCAAAAUGGAGCUCUUUGGCAUCAACUCUACUCGCCGUGUUUGGAGGAGGAGGAAUGCUGCCUAUGACCCCAAGAACACCAUCCCCACCGUCAAACAUGGAGGUGGAAACAUUAUGCUUUGGGGGUGUUUUUCUGCUAAGGGGACAGGAUAACUUCACUGCAUCAAAGGGACGAUGGACGGGGCCAUGUACCGUCAAAUCUUGGGUGAGAACCUCCUUCCCUCAGCCAGGGCAUUGAAAAUGGGUCGUGGAUGGAUAUUCCAGCAUGACAAUGACCCAAAACACACGGCCAAGGCAACAAAGGAGUGGCUCAAGAAGAAGCACAUUAAGGUCCUGGAGUAGUCUAGCCAGUCUCCAGACCUUAAUCCCAUAGAAAAUCUGUGGAGGGAGAUGAAAAAUCGAGUUGCCAAAUGUCAGCCUUGAAACCUUAAUGACUUAGAGAAGAUCUGCAAAGAGGAGUGGGACAAAAUCCCUCCUGAGAUGUGUGCAAACCUGGUGGCCAACUACAAGAAACGUCUGACCUCUGUGAUUGCCAACAAGGUUUUUGCCACCAAGUACUAAGUAAUGUUUUGCAGAUGGGUGAAAUACUUAUUUCCCUCAUUAAAAUGCAAAUCAAUUUAUAACAUUUUUGACAUGUGUUUUUCUGGAUUUUUUUGUUUGUUAUUCUGUCUCUCACUGUUCAAAUAAACCUACCAUUAAAAUUAUAGACUGAUCAUGUCUUUGUCAGUGGGCAAACGUACAAAAUCAGCAGGGGAUCAAAUACUUUUUUCCCUCACUGUAACAACGUCACAUGGACAUUUUAAUCUAAGUUAGAAAAGGCCUUUUCAGUGUUAAAAUAGGACAUACAAAAAUUCUCUAAAAAUGAAUACUCACACUACUAUUAAUCUAUAUCUAUGUUAUAUCAGAAGUGAUUGAUCAUGUCAUUUAGAAAAUGUCCUCACUGAUCAAAGCUGAGCAGAAAUCCACAGAUUCCAUCUCUGCCUUGCUGUAUGAUGUCAGGGUUUCUACUGUAGUCCUUUCUAGCUCAGUUGGUAGAGCAUGGCACUUGAAAUGCCAGGGUAGUAGGUUCGAUUCCCGGGACUACCCAAUACGUAAAAUAUAUGCACGCAUGACUGUAAGUCGCUUUGGAUAAAAGUGUCUGCUAAAUGGCAUGCAUAUAUAUAUAUAUAUAUAUAUACAGUGGGGAAAAAAAGUAUAUAGUCAGCCACCAAUUGUGCAAGUUCUCCCAUUUAAAAAGAUGAGAGAGGCCUGUAAUUUUCAUCAUAGGUGCACGUCAACUAUGAAAGACAAAUUGAGAAAAAAAAUCCAGAAAAUCACAUUGUAGGAUUUUUAAUGAAUUUAUUUGCAAAUUAUGGUGGAAAAUAAGUAUUUGGUCACCUACAAACAAGCAAGAUUUCUGGCUCUCACAGACCUGUAACUUCUUCUUUUAGAGGCUCCUCUGUCCUCCACUCGUUACCUGUAUUAAUGGCACUUGUUUGAACUUGUUAUCAGUAUAAAAGACACCUGUCCACAACCUCAAACAGUCACACUCCAAACUCCACUAUGGACAAGACCAAAGAGCUGUCAAAGGACAAAAUUGUAGACCUGCACCAGGCUGGGAAGACUGAAUCUGCAAUAGGUAAGCAGCUUGGUUUGAAGAAAUAAACCGUGGGAGCAAUUAUUAGGAAAUGGAAGACAUACAAGACCACUGAUAAUCUCCCUUGAUCUGGGACUCCACGCAAGAUCUCACCCCGUGGGGUCAAAAUGAUCACAAGAACGGUGAGCAAAAAUCCCAGAACCACACGGGGGGACCUAGUGAAUGACCUGCAGAGAGCUGGGACCAAAGUAACAAAGCCUACCAUCAGUAACACACUACGCCGCCAGGGACUCAAAUCCUGCAGUGCCAGACGUGUCCCCCUGCUUAAGCCAGUACAUGUCCAGGCACGUCUGAAGUUUGCUAGAGUGCAUUUGGAUGAUCCAGAAGAGGAUUGGGAGAAUGUCAUAUGGUCAGAUGAAACCAAAAUAGAACUUUUUGGUAAAAACUCAACUCGUCGUGUUUGGAGGACAAAGAAUGCUGAGUUGCAUCCAAAGAACAACAUACCUACUGUGAAGCAUGGGGGUGGAAACAUCAUGCUUUGGGGCUGUUUUUCUGCAAAGGGACCAGGACGACUGAUCCGUGUAAAGGAAAGAAUGAAUGGGGCCAUGUAUCGUGAGAUUUUGAGUGAAAACCUCCUUCCAUCAGCAAGGGCAUUGAAGAUUAAACGUGGCUGGGUCUUUCAGCAUGACAAUGAUCCCAAACACACCGCCCGGGCAACGAAGGAGUGGCUUCGUAAGAAGCAUUUCAAGGUCCUGGAGUGGCCUAGCCAGUCUCCAGAUCUCAACCCCAUAGAAAAUCUUUGGAGGGAGUUGAAAGUCCGUGUUGCCCAGCGACAGCCCCAAAACAUCACUGCUCUAGAGGAGAUCUGCAUGGAGGAAUGGGCCAAAAUACCAGCAACAGUGUGUGAAAACCUUGUGAAGACUUACAGAAAACGUUUGACCUGUGUCAUUGCCAACAAAGGGUAUAUAACAAAGUAUUGAGAAACUUUUGUUAUUGACCAAAUACUUAUUUUCCACCAUAAUUUGGAAUAAUAGGAACUGAGAAGUGGUCUGUGGUCACCACAUGCAAAACCACUCCUUUAUUGGGGGUGUCUUGCUAAUUGCCUAUAAUUUCCUCCUGUUGUCUAUUCCAUUUGCACAACAGCAUGUGAAAUUUAUUGUCAAUCAGUGUUGCUUCCUAAGUGGACAGUUUGAUUUCACAGAAGUGUGAUUGACUUGGAGUUACAUUGUGUUGUUUAAGUGUUCCCUUUAAUUUGAGAAAGGAAGGAGGGUAUGGAGAGAUGGACAUUAGGUGAGGAGAGGGAUAAGAAAGCUAGAGGGCUAUAGACGGAACAUGAGAGGGGGAAGUAUGGAAAGAUGGUAGGAGAUAUGUAAUGGCAUAAGUAGUGAGAGACUGUGAUCAAGAGCGAAAGAGCGUGAACAGAAGAAACCAAGACAUUCAGCGAGAUGGAGGUAGAGAAAAAGGGAUGAGGAAGAGAGCGAGGUUCAUUCCAGCUUUGAUAAGUCAUGCUGCCUCUGAUGUCUUUGAAGUACAGGGAGGCAUGAGAGGUGGAAACGGCAAAUUAAAGGGGUGGGUAUGGGAAUAAGAGGGCAUUUAAUCAGUGUCUACAGCAUAGCGCCCCACAUUGCCUUUAACGGUCAAUAAGCAGUUGCUACAUACAUUUUGGUACUAAUAAAAAACGUAUACAUUUGAUUCUUGAAGAAUAUAACUUAUAAAUUCCUCAUGAGUAGUUAAACUGUCGUACCCCAUCAGAAAUCAAAAUAUAAGCUUGUUUUACUCCAAUGUUUGUUCAUAAAUAAAAUGUAAACAAACACGGUAUAGCCUCAAAACAUGGUUAAACUAUUCAUUUGAUAUCAUGGAUAGCUCUGUCUAUGAAUUUGAGACUGGUUACAUUUCUCCAACCCCGUCCCUCAGCUUUUUACCGAAACGGGCGGUGAGUAGCCUUUGUUAUUGUUUCAACUGCUGAUUGAAGCUUUAAGACAUGGAUACUGGUCAUCAAGGUUCACUUUCAUUCUCUGCCUUUAAACUGAGUUGAGAGGCCUCCUUAUUCCCUGUUUCUAGAUCAGUGAGCAUAGCUCAGGAAUGCUUGACCACUGACUCACCCAGUGCAACCUCCCCCCUUCCCCUUGAUACAAACACACACUCAUCCAUUUACUGUAAAUGUAAACUCACUCUGUCUUCCCUUUUGGCACACAUUUUACAAGGUUUUGAAAGUUCUCAAGUCAAGAGAGGAAUUUAGGGAGGAUAGUUUGUAUCAUUUUACAUUUACAUUUUAGUCAUUUAGCAGACGCUCUUAUCCAGAGCGACUUACAGGAGCAAUUAGGGUUAAGUGCCUUGCUCAAGGGCACAUUUACGUCAUUUAGCAGACGCUCUUAUCCAGAGCGACUCACAAAUUGGUGCAUUCACCCUAUAGCCAGUGGGAUAACCACUUUACAAAAAUUUUUUUUUGGGGGGGGGGGGGGGGGGGGGGUAGAAGGAUUACUUUAUCCUAUCCCAGGUAUUCCUUAAAGAGGUGGGGUUUCAAAUGUCUCCGGAAGGUGGUGAGUGACUCCGCUGUCCUGGCGUCGUGAGGGAGCUUGUUCCACCAUUGGGGUGCCAGAGCAGCGAACAGUUUUGACUGGGCUGAGCGGGAACUAUGCUUCCGCAGAGGAAGGGGAGCCAGCAGGCCAGAGGUGGAUGAACGCAAUGCCCUCGUUUGGGUGUAGGGACUGAUCAGAGCCCGAAGGUACAGAGGUGCCGUUCCCCUCACUGCUCCAUAGGCAAGCACCAUGGUCUUGUAACGGAUGCGAGCUUCAACUGGAAGCCAGUGGAGUGUGCGGAGGAGGGGGGUGACGUGAGAGAACUUGGGAAGGUUGAACACCAGACGGGCUGCGGCGUUCUGGAUGAGUUGUAGGGGUUUAAUGGCACAGGCAGGGAGGCCAGCCAACAGCGAGUUGCAGUAAUCCAGACGGGAGAUGACAAGUGCCUGGAUUAGGACCUGUGCCGCUUCCUGUGUAAGGCAGGGUCGUACUCUCCGAAUGUUGUAGAGCAUGAACCUGCAGGAGCGGGUCACCGCCUUGAUGUUAGCGGAGAACGACAGGGUGUUGUCCAGGGUCACGCCAAGGCUCUUCGCACUCUGGGAGGAGGACACAACGGAGUUGUCAACCGUGAUGGCGAGAUCAUGGAACGGGCAGUCCUUCCCCGGGAGGAAGAGCAGUUCCGUCUUGCCAGGGUUCAGCUUGAGGUGGUGAUCCGUCAUCCAUACUGAUAUGUCUGCCAGACAUGCAGAGAUGCGAUUCGCCACCUGGUUAUCAGAAGGGGGAAAGGAGAAGAUUAGUUGUGUAUCGUCAGCGUAGCAAUGAUAGGAGAGGCCAUGUGAGGAUAUGACAGAGCCAAGUGACUUGGUGUAUAGGGAGAAAAGGAGAGGGCCUAGAACUGAGCCCUGGGGGACACCAGUGGUGAGAGCACGUGGUGCGGAGACAGCUUCUCGCCACGCCACUUGGUAGGAGCGACCGGUCAGGUAGGACGCAAUCCAGGAGUGAGCCGCGCCGGAGAUGCCCAGCUCGGAGAGGGUGGAGAGGAGGAUCUGAUGGUUCACAGUAUCAAAGGCAGCAGACAGGUCUAGAAGGACAAGAGCAGAGGAGAGAGAGUUAGCUUUAGCAGUGCGGAGAGCCUCCGUGACACAGAGAAGAGCAGUCUCAGUUGAAUGACCAGUCCUGAAACCUGACUGGUUUGGAUCAAGAAGGUCAUUCUGAGAGAGAUAGCAAGAGAGUUGGCUAAAGACGGCACGCUCAAUAGUUUUGGAAAGAAAAGAAAGAAGGGAUACUGGUCUGUAGUUGUUGACAUCAGUGGGAUCGAGUGUUGGUUUUUUGAGAAGGGGAGCAACUCUCGCUCUCUUGAAGACGGAAGGGACAUGGCCAGCGGUCAAGGAUGAGUUGAUCAGCGAGGUGAGGUAGGGGAGAAGGUCACCGGAGAUGGUCUGGAGAAGAGAGGAGGGGAUGGGGUCAAGCGGGCAGGUUGUUGGGCGGCCUGCAGUCACAAGUCGCAGGAUUUUAUCUGGAGAGAGAGGGGAGAAAGAAGUCAAAGCAUAGGGUAGGGCAGUGUGAGUAGGACCAGCAGUGUCAUUAGACUUAACAAACGAGGAUCGGAUGUCGUCAACCUUCUUUUCAAAGUGGUUGACGAAGUCAUCCACAGAGAGAGAGGAGGGGGGGGGGGGAGGGGGGGAGGAUUCAGGAGGGAGGAAAAUGUGGCAAAGAGCUUCCUAGGGUUAGAGGCAGAUGCUUGGAAUUUAGAGUGGUAGAAAGUGGCCUUAGCAGCAGAAACAGAUGAAGAAAAUGUAGAGAGGAGGGAGUGAAAAGAUGCCAGGUCGGCAGGGAGUUUAGUUUUCUUCCAUUUCCGCUCCGCUGCCCGGAGCUCUGUUCUGUGAGCUCGCAAUGAGUCAUCAAGCCACGGAGCUGGAGGGGAGGACCGAGCCGGCCGGGAGGAUAGGGGACACAGAGAGUCAAAGGAUGCAGAAAGGGAGGAGAGGAGGGUUGAGGAGGCAGAAUCAGGAGAUUGGAGGGAGAAGGAUUGAGCAGAGGGAAGAGAUGAUAGGAUGGAAGAGGAGAGAGUAGUGGGAGAGAGAGAGCGAAGGUUGCGGCGGCGCAUUACCAUCUGUGUAGGGGCAGAGUGAGUAGUGUUGGAGGAGAGCGAGAGAGAAAAGGAAACAAAGUAGUGGUCGGAGACAUGGAGGGGAGUUGCAGUGAGAUUAGUAGAAGAGCAGCAUCUAGUAAAGAUAAGGUCAAGCGUAUUGCCUGCCUUGUGAGUAGGGGGGGACGGUGAGAGGGUGAGGUCAAAAGAGGAGAGGAGUGGAAAGAAGGAGGCAGAGAGAAAUGAGUCAAAUGUGGACAUAGGGAGGUUGAAAUCCCCCAAAACUGUGAGGGGUGAGCCAUCCUCAGGAAAGGAACUUAUCAAGGCGUCAAGCUCAUUGAUGAACUCUCCAAGGGAACCUGGAGGGCGAUAGAUGACAAGGAUAUUAAGCUUAAAUGGGCUAGUGACUGUGACAGCAUGGAAUUCAAAUGAGGAGAUAGACAGGUGGGUUAGGGGAAAAAUUGAGAAUGUCCACUUGGGAGAGAUGAGGAUUCCUGUGCCACCACCCCUCUGACCAGAUGCUCUCGGGGUAUGCGAGAACACAUGGUCAGACGAGGAGAGAGCAGUAGGAGUAGCAGUGUUUUCAGUGGUAAUCCAUGUUUCCGUCAGCGCCAGAAAGUCGAGGGACUGGAGGUUAGCAUAGGCUGGGAUGAAGUCAUCUUUGUUGGCAGCAGAACGGCAGUUCCAGAGGCUGCCUGAGACCUGGAACUCCAGGUGUGGGGUGCGUGCAGGGACCACCAGGUUAGAGAGGCAGCAGCCACGCGGUGUGAGGCGUUUGUGUAGCCUGUGCAGAGAGGAGAGAACAGGGAUAGGCAGAGGCAUAGUUGACAGGCUGUAGCAAAUGGCUACAAUAAUGCAGAGGAGAUCGGAAUGAAAUGAACUAAACAUCUGGAAGAAGAGAGAGCAGGGCCUCCCUCACCAAAACUUCCACCUCAGAAACUAUAAUUGUUUCACUGAACCACCCGAACAAAAACUCUCCCAACUUCCACCUUUAGAAAUCAGAAUUGUUGUGAACCACAGCGGUUCAAUGUUUAAAGGAGUAGACUAGCACCAACACUUGGUCACAACAAACCACCAAUAGUGUGUUAACACACUAAGCAGAUAAUUCGUGUCCGUGUCUAGUUCCUUUCAUAACGCAGCAAUAAUUAAACGUUGGCUAGCUUAGCACAAAUAUAUUGUAUUUAGCUGCCACAGUACAGCACACAAUGGCUACUGUGUUGACUCUGUUCGAAAAACGGCUAGCUAGCUAGCUUCGUGCUACACCGAAGACAAUGCCAACCUACAGUAACUACCCACAACAGCCCACGAUGCCUAACUAUGACACCAUAGCUAACUAGCAUGCUAGCAUCCAAUAACACACAGUUUAGCACCAAUACUUGGUUACAACAGACUACCAAUAGUGUGUUAACACACUAAACAGAUCAUUCGUGUCCGUGUCUAGUUCCUUUCAUAACGCAGCAAUAAUUAAACGUUGGCUAGCUAGCAUAAGUAUAUUGUAUUUAGCUACUAACUAUCCUCUUCUGCUGUUACUGGUAUGAGUGAUUUCAUAUGAGUGAUUUCAGGGACUGAUGCCAAUGCAACAUUAAUAAUAAUAAUAUAAUAUGCCAUUUAGCAGACGCUUUUAUCCAAAGCGACUUACAGUCAUGUGUGCAUACAUUUUUGUGUAUGGGUGGUCCCGGGGAUCGAACCCACUACCCUGGCGUUACAAGCGCCGUGCUCUACCAGCUGAGCUACAGAGGACCACAUUAAUGUAAUAAUUUGAUCAAGGACUGAUGCCAAUACAACAUUAAUGUAAUUAUUUGAUCAAGGACUGAUGCCAAUACAACAUUAAUGUAAUUAUUUGAUCAGGGACUGAUGCCAAUAUAACAUUAAUGUCAUUAUUUUGUCUUUCUUUCCCAGAGUGAAGAGUUCCACAUUUACACUCAGUACUGCACCAACUACCCAAGGUAAGCAACCCCAACUAUGACUUCUGACACAAGAUAUCGGUUUUGCAUAUAGCACUUUUCAUAAACACUGAGUAUACCAAACAUUAGGAACACCUUCCUAAUAUUGAGUUGUACCCCCCCGCCUUUUGCCCUCAGAACAGCCUCAAUUCGUCGGGGCGUUCCUACAAGGUGUUGAAAGCGUUCCACAGGGAUGCUGGCCCAUGUUGACUCCAUUGCUUCCCACAGUUGUGUCAAGUUGGCUAGAUGUCCUUUGGGUGGUGGACCAUUUCUUGAUACACACGGGAGUGUGAAAAACCCAGCAGUGUUGUAGCUCUUGACACAAACCCGUUCGUCUGGCACCUACUACCAUACCCCGUUCAAAGGCACUUAAAUAUUUUGUCUUGCCCAUUCACCCUUUGAAUGGCACACAUACACAAUCCAUGUCUUGUCUCAAGGCUUAAAAAUCAUUCUUUAACCGGUCUCCUCCCCUUCAUCUACAAUGAUUUGAAGUUAAUUUAACAAGUGACAUCAAUAAGGGAUCAUAGCUUACACCUGGAUUCACCUGGUCAGUCUAUGUCAUGGAAAGAGCAGGUGUUCUUAAUGUUUUGUAUACUCAGUGUAGUCUGCCCCACUUUCAUUGUGUGUGCAUCAGAGGAUGCUGGUGGGAGGAGCCAUAGGACGACGGGCUAAUUGUAAUGGCUGGAAUGAAAUAAAUGGAACGGUAUCAAACUUAUGGAAACCACAUGUUUGGCUCCGUUCCAUUCAUUCCACUUCAGUCAUUACACUGAGCCUGUCCUCCUAUAGCUCUUCCCACCAGCCUCCUGUGGUGCGUGUUUGACAGUCUGUAGUAUGAACAUAUAUACUAGUAUUAUCUUUCGCCUUGUUAUCCAAUGUGAUCUGGAUUUGCAUACAGGUGAAUCUCACGUUCACGUUCUUGAUUCCCAGAGUGUCGUAUAUCUUUAUAGAGCUACAGUACACCAGCCUCGCUCUCUGGGUAGCCCUGAUAUACAGCCCAACCCAACAGGAGUCUGUCUGUCUCUCCCUCUCUAAUUCCUUCUUUAUUUGAUAUGGAGCCUGUUGACAGAGUUACAGCCCCUACUCUGACAGAUGGGUAUUAUACCCGUCACCUUAUCAUACUCAGUGGCUGGCUUUAAUGUUUUAUUUCACCUUGUGUGAACGACAUCUUGUAAUAGGAAACCAUGUGCCCCUGUGACUGGGGGACAAAAAUGUGAGACAAUGAAACCUAAUGAGAGCAGUGUGUUUCACAAUGGUUGUGCCACACUACAAGCAGCACACUUUUGGAUGCGGCAUGUCUGAAGUGUAUUAUUUUAGCAUUGUGAUGAAACACACACAUUACCCGCUACUACUGACAAGUGAUUAUUUAGUAGUUAUCGAUGAUGGUGAUUAUGUAAGUAGUUAGAGAUUGUGUGUUUGUGUGUGUGCGCGCGCAUGUGUCCACAUUCCAGUGCAGCUCCACACAGGCCUCACAUUGUUGUCUCUGAGAAACCCGACCCGAGAGCUCAGAAUGACCGAGAUACAUCUACAGCCUCGGUUCCUACUGUAAUUGUGUGUGUGUGUGUCGGUCGUGUGUGACCUUAGCUAGGGUCACCAGCUGUGUGGGGGGGUGGUUGACACACACACACACACACACACACACAUACAUACAUACAUACAUACAUACAUACAUACAUACAUACAUACAUACAUACAAACAGUGCAUUCGGAAAGUAUUCAGACCCCUUGACUGUUUCCACAUUUUGUUACGUUACUGCCUUGUUCUAAAAUGGAUUAAAUAUUUUUUUUCCCUCAUCAAUCUACACACAAUACCCCAUAAAGACAAAGCAAAAACAGGUUUUUAGACAUUUUUGCACAUUUAUGAAAAAUUAAAAUACGGAAAUAUCACAUUUACACAAGUAUUCAGACCCUUUACUCAGUACUUUGUUGAAACACCUUUGGCAGCGAUUACAGCCUUGAGUCUUCUUGGGUAUGACGCUACAAGCUUGGCACACCUGUAUUUGGGGAGUUUCUCCCAUUCUUUUACUGAGGAGUGGCUUCUGUCUGGUCACUCUACCGUAAAGGCCUGAUUGGUGGAGUGCUGCAGAGAUGGUUGUCCUUCUGGAAGGUUCUCCCAUCUCCACAGAGGGUUCUUGGUCCAUCGGGUUCUUGGUCAACUCCCUGACCAAGGCCCUUCUCCCCCGAUUGCUCAGUUUGGCCGGCCGGCCAGCUCUAGGAAGAGUCUUGUUGGUUCCAAACUUCUUCCAUUUAAGAAUGAUGGAGGCCACUGUGUUCUUGGGGAUCUUCAAUGCUGCAGAAAUGUUUUGGUACCCUUCCCCAGAUCUGUGCCUCGACACAAUCCUGUCUCGGAGCUCUACAGACUAUUCCUUCGACCUUAUGGCUUGGUUUUUGCUCUGACAUGCACUGUCAACUGUGGGAUCUUAUAUAGACAGGUAUGUGCCUUUCCAAAUUAUGUCCAAUCAAUUUAAUUUACCACAGGUGGACUCCAAUGAAGUUGUAGAAGGAUGAUCAAUGGAAACAGGAUGCACCUGAGCUCAAUUGAGUCUCAUAGCAAAGGGUCUGAAUACUUUUGCAAAAUAAAUUUGCAAAAAUGUCUAAAAACCUGUUUUCGCUUUGUCAUUAUGGGGUAUUGUGUGUGGAUUGAUGAGGGGAAAAAAAUAUUGAAUCCAUUUUAGAAUAAGGCUGUAAUUUAACAAAAUGUGGAAAAAGUCAAGAGGUCUGAAUACUUUCCGAAUGCACUGUACAUACAUACAUACAUACAUACAUACAUACAUACAUACAUACAUUACCGUUCAAAAGUUUGGGGUCACUUAGAGAUUUCCUUGUUUUCCAUGAAAACAUACAUGAAAUGAGCUUGAAUAGGAAAUAUAGCAAAAUGCAUAGGAAAGGUAGUCAUUGACAAGGUUAGAAAUAAUGAUUUUUAAUAGAAAUAAUAAUUGUGUCCUUCAAACUUUGCUUUCGUCAAAGAAUCCUCCAUUUGCAGCAAUUACAGCAUAGCAGACCUUUGGCAUUCUAGUUGUCAAUUUGUUGAGGUAAUCUGAAGAGAUUUCACCCCAUGCUUCCUGAAGCACCUUCCACAAGUUGGAUCGGCUUGAUGGGCACUUCUUACGGUCAAGCUGCUCCCACAACAGCACAAUAGGGUUGAGAUCCGGUGACUGUGCUGGCCACUCCAAUAUAGACAGAAUACCAGCUGACUGCUUCUUCCCUAAAAUAAUUAUUGCAUAGUUUGGAGCUGUGCUUUGGGUCAUUGUCCUGUUGUAGGAGGAAAUUGGCUCCAAUCAAGCGCCGUCCACAGGGUAUGGCAUGGCGUUACAAAAUGGAGUGAUAGCCUUCCUUCUUCAAGAUCCCUUUUACUCUGUACAAAUCUCCCACUUUACCACCACCAAAGCACCCACAGACCAUCACAUUGCCUUCUCCAGCAUCUUUUAAUUUGGUCUGCGUCUCACCAAUGUUCUUCUUUGUGGUCCGAACACCUCAAACUUUGAUUUGUCUGUCCAUAACACUUUUUUCCAAUCUUCCUCUGUCCAGUGUCUGUGUUCUUUUGCCCAUCUUUUAAUCUUUUCUUUUUAUUGGCCAGUCUGAGAUAUGGCAUUUUCUUUGCAACUCUGCCUAGAAGGUCAGCAACCCGGAGUCGCCUCUUCAUUGUUGACGUUGAGACUGGUGUUUUGUGGGUACUAUUUAAUGAAGCUGCCAGUUGAGGACCUGUGAGGCAUCUGUUUCUCAAACUAGACACUCUAAUGUAUUUGUCCUCUUGCUCAGUUGUGCAUCAGGGCCUCCCACUCCUCUUUCAAUUCUGGUUAGAGACAGUUUGCGCUGUUCUGUGAAGGGAGUAGUACACAGCGUUGUACGAGAUCUUCAGUUUCUUGGCAAUUUCUCGCAUGGAAUAGCCUUCAUUUCUCAGAACAAGAAUAGACUGAUGAGUUUCAGAAGAAAGUUAUUUGUUUCUGGCCAUUUUUAUCCUGUAAUCAAACCCACAAUUGCUGAUGCUCCAGAUACUCAACUAGUCUCAAGAAGGCCAGUUUUAUUGCUUCUUUAAUCAGCACAACAGUUUUCAGCUGCGCUAACAUAAUUGCAAAAGGGUUUUCUAAUUAUCAAUUAGCCGUUUAAAAUGCUAAACUUGGAUUAGCAAACACAACGUGCCAUUGGAACACAGGACUGAUGGUUGCUGAUAAUGGGCCUCUGUACGCCUAUGUAGAUAUUCCAUUAACAAUCAGCCGUUUCCAGCAACAAUAGCCAUUUACAACAUUAACAAUGUCUACACUGUAUUUCUGAUCAAUUUGAUGUUAUUUUAAUGGACAUAAAAAUUGCUUUUCUUUCGAAAACAAGGACAUUUCUAAGUGACCCCAAACUUUUGAACGGUAGUGUACAUACAUACAUACAUAUUAUUAUUAUUAUUAUUAUUAUUAUUAUUAUUACACAUGCUCAAAUCCUUUCAUAUGGCCUUUUUUUUCUGUAAAUCAUGUCAUAGAAAAUACAUCUACUUACAAACACUGAUCUAACAUUGGCCUUUACCUGACCUUGCACUGUUCUCUCAGACAGGACUGUGUGUGUAUGUGAUCUGUCAUUCUGUAUUUUAAUUGGGCUACAAUAUCUGUCAUUAAUAUCAGAUUUCCUUUUUCCUUCUCUCCCUCCAUCUCUCUCUCUGCAGGUCAGUGGCUGUGUUGACUGAGUGUAUGAGGAAUAAGGUGUUGGCCAAGUUUUUCCGGGAGCGUCAGGAAUCUCUGAGACACUCCCUGCCUCUGGGCUCCUACCUGCUCAAGCCAGUGCAGAGGAUCCUCAAGUACCACCUACUGCUGCACGUCAGUAACACACCUAAGCACACACACACUGACACCUACAUCACACUAGCAAAACCCCACAUAAGCCAAACACUCAGACCAGAAAGAACUGUGUGUGUACAGUUAUCUGUAAUGUACUGUAUAUUAAGUUAGCCACCAGUCUAUUUUUGAACAAGCUAACCCUACUGCCAAGAAAUACCGAGCCAACAUAGCUGGCUACUGCAGAAACAGAUGGUACCCAGUCUAACGUACAGCUAUCCGUGUACAUUACCCACUCUAACCCUGGGUGUGUUUUCUGUCCCCUGUAGGAGAUAGCCAACCACCUGGAGAAGGACACAGAGACAUAUGACGUGGUGCAGGAAGCCAUUGACACCAUGCAGAGAGUGGCCUGGCACAUCAACGACAUGAAGAGGAAACACGAACACGCUGUCAGGCUGCAGGUAAGACUACACUUGCAAAUUAACAUGCACACACACAUAUACACAUAGGCACACAUGCUCACACAUACCUGCAUAUGCAGUCAGGACUCCGGUUUUUACUGUAGUCUGGUCAUGGCAAUUCACUUAUGUAAAGCAGGUACAAGCACAUACACACACACACCUGACAUGUUACAAGUUGGUCAACACACACACACGUUUAUUCUGCUCCAACAAAGUACAUUUGAAAUAGUCUGCAUCUUAGUGGUUUGAAUUAGUUUGUGACAUUAGUGGCUGUCCACAGAUCCUCCCAUUGUUUCCCUAGCUUUCACCAGUCUAGUUUGCUUCCCAAAUGGCACCCUAUUUCAUACAUAGUGCACUACUUCUGAUAAAAGCCCUAUGGAUGGGUCAAAAGUAGUGCACUAUAUAGGGAAUAGUGUGCCAUUUGGGAUGCACACUCUGUCUGUCUCCGCUAGGUUAUGCAAGACAUUGUUUUCCAGGGCUAAUGAUGGCCUUGCAUAACACAGCCGGCAGAUAAAAGAGAAAGUGUAGCUUUAUUCUGUGGGGAGGAGGAUGAUCAGAUGAGUGAAGAAAUGUGUGCGGAAGUAUUUACUCAGGAUCUGAGGAAGAGUGCUUAGCUGACCUGUCUAAUUCUCUCCGUCCUUUUUUGUCUCGCUCCUUUCCUUCCUCUCUUCUCUCCUCUUUCUCAUGUCAUUUCUUGUCCUUCUUUUGUUCUCUCACCUGUUUCUCUUAACUCAUUCUCAUCCUAUUCCUCUCUCUUUCCCUCUCCUCACUCUCCCCCCUCUCCUCCUCCGCUCUCUCUUUCCCUCUCCCUCUCACUUAUUAUUCCCUCUGUCCUCUUCCUCCUCUCCCUUUCCCUCCUCUCACUCACUCUCCCCCUCUCCUCUUCCUCCUCCCUGUCUUCCCUCCCCCUGUCUCAGGAGAUCCAGAGUCUGCUAACCAACUGGAAGGGGCCUGAUCUGAUUGGCUACGGGGAGCUGGUUUUGGAGGGGACAUUCCGUCUGCAGCGGGCCAAGAAUGAGCGCACGCUCUUCCUGUUCGACAAACUGUUGCUGGUAACCAAGAAACGCGAGGAGGCCUUCACCUACAAGGCCCACAUCCUGGUCAGUCACAACACUAAUACCUCCCAAAACGUCCUAAGGUGUACCAGUCUUUAUACUUCUACCCAAAGUGAGACAUUCAUCAUACUAACCAUGUCUCUGUCAUUAUAGUGUUGUAACCUGAUGUUGGUGGAAAUCAUUCCAAAGGAGCCACUCAGCUUCAGUGUGUUCCACUACAAGAACCCCAAACUACAGCACACUGUACAGGUAAAGCAAAAUUACACCCCACAAACCCAAAUUCUAGCAUAUUCCACAGUCGAUUGUACAGCAUAGAGGAAAAGUAGCCUGUACUAUCCCACUUGUGCUCUGCCAAGCCCACCACUCCUACGUGCCCAGACAUGUUGAAUUGUUAACGGUGAAUGAGAAGGGCUUGUUGUUUCUCAACAUGAGUGUUUUUGAAGGGACUUCAAACACCACCAUAAUCUGUUUUAUGUAACAAGAUAAAAGAGUCGAAGGGCAUAUCCCACUAUUGUUAUGGGUUUGUCAUAAUCAUAUUAUACGUUGUUAAAGUUAGAAUCCUUAAUUUAAACAAUUUCUCCCCGCUCCUGUUUAGCUAAAAAGCUAAGGGAUUGGCCUGGAGAAAUGUAACAACUCUCAAAUUCAUAGACCGAGCUAUGGAUGCAAGGACUGACCAUCCAUGAUAUCAAAUGAAUAGUUUAACCAUGUUUUGAGGCUUUGUUUACAUUUGUUGUUUCCAAACAUUGGAAUAAAACAAGCUUAUAUGUUGUGUUCUAAUGGGGUCUGACAGUUGAACUAAGCUCAUGAGGCAUUUAUAAGUUAUAUUCUUCAAGAAUCAAUGGGUAUAUAUAAUAAUUUAUAAGUACCAAAAUGGAUGUAGCAACUAAGGAUUCAAAAUGUAAAGUCUAGUUUAAUGUCUCUCUUCUUCUGUCCUCUCUGUUGUGCUCCGCCCCGCCCCCAGGCUAAGUCCCAGCAGGACAAACGCAUGUGGAUCCUACACCUGAAGAGACUCAUACUGGAAAACCACCCGGCUAAAAUCCCAGCCAAGGUGAGACACGGAGCAAGCAAUGUGUGUGCUCACUAAUGACAUAAACACAACCCUGAGUGGGAGGAGGUGGAAUGGUCUCACUCUCCCUCUUUCUUUUUCGAUCACCCUCUCUUUCUUCUCUCCUCCUCUCCUUGGCUCUGGUUCAUAUGGAAAAUUAUGCUUUUGUCUGGAGGAAAUCCUUGAGAGGGUUCAUUGUAAUUACAAUAAAGGGAUCUCUUGUUAAACUUGAUGCUUGUAAAGUGGUCAGGUUCUGUUGGAAAAGACUACUGUCUGGCGCCAUCUAGUGUCUGGUAGCCCCAUGUCCUCAACCUCAAUUAUAGGCUAACUGAACUCUGGAAUAUGGAGCUCACUUUAGUGUUUUGUUUUUUAUCUUGAUUUUCAGGCCAAGCAGGCCAUUUUGGAGAUGGAUGCUAUGCGUAAGUAUUCAUUUGAUAUUGGUUGAAGCCUCUUCUGACUAUUGUCAGAUCAUUAAGUUUAUUGGAGUUUAUUUGGGUGUGUGUAACAUUCCCUCUCUCCUCUGUCCUCUCCAGACCACCCAGGGUUCCACUACAGUCCCGACGGGGACAAGAGGAGCCCCCACACCAAGGAGGGCUCCAACCCUCGACGGGUCCGCAGGAAGUCAGGUGAGAAACAGGAGGGACAGGAACAAGGUACUGUAAAUGAUCAGUGCUGAUGCCAAUGGACGGGGCCAGUUUCUCUGACAUGUCCUGUCCUGUCUGUCUCUCCUCAGAGCCUUUGUCCAAGUUACUGAAGAACGCUAAACAUGGUGUAAAGGAAGAUGGCUCAAAGGUGAGCUUAAACCCACAUUAGUAAUUUAUGGAUGGUGACACAAUGCUACAGUUACACAAAGAAACAGUGUUAUAUCCAUAGAGAUCCUAUUAAAUUAAUAGAGGGGCUAUGUCAUGAACCCCCAAAGUUCCAGAAUGGUAUGAUAAUGGCUGCUUUUGUGGUCAGGGAGAAAUCCCUGUCUUAACAUGCAGUCUAGACCGGGCACACGCGUGCGCCAUAGCGCACAUGUUGAUUUUGUACAUCCACACCAGACGCGAUCCAGACACGCUGGUUGAAAUAUCAAAACGAACUCUGAACCAACUAUAUUAAUUUGGUGGCACAUGGACAUUUAGCUAGCUAGCUUGCUGUUGCUAGCUAAUUUGUCCUGGGAUAUAAACAUUGGGUUGUUAUUUUACCUGAAGUGCACAAGGUACAAAAUCGUGUGUUCUCUACUCUGACAUUUAAUCCACAGAUGAUAAAAUCGUUUCUAGUAAUCUCUCCUCCUUCAGUAGUAGUCUUCUUCUUCUUCUUCUGUGGACUUUAUGUCGGUUGGCAACCAACUUUAAUAAAUAAUAAUAAUAUGCCAUUUAGCAGACGCUUUUAUCCAAAGCGACUUACAGUCAUGCGUGCAUACAUUUUUUUUGUGUAUGGGUGGUCCCGGGGAUCGAACCCACUACCUUGGCGUUACAAGCGCUGUGCUCUACCAGCUGAGCUACAGAGGACCAUAAUGCAUUUAAGGUGCAUUACCACCACCAACUGGACUGGAGUGUGGACCUCAGUUCAUCUUUCAAUCACCUACGUGGGUAUAUGCUCCUAAAAACCAAUGAGGAGAUGGGAAAGGCGGGACUGGCAGCGCAUCUAGCGUUAAAAAAAUAUAACCAAAUUCUAUUUUAGCGCCUGGCUACGCAUACGCUCGUGAGCAGUUUGGAUGAAAUGAUUGAAUAACAUGUACACUAAAUGUACACAUCCAUGUUAUUCAAUCAUUGCAUCCACACUGCUCGCAAGCGUCUGCGUAGCCAGGUGCUAAAAUAGAACUUGGUUCUAUUUGUGACACUUGAUGCGCUGCAAGUCCCACCUCUCCCAUCUCCUCAUGGGUUUUUAGGAGCAUAUACCCACGUGGGUGAUUGAAAAAUUAACUGAGAUCCAUUUGGUGGUGGUAAUGCACCUUAAUUAAACUAUGAAAUAACACAUAUGGAAUCAUGUAGUAAUCAAAAAAGUGUUAAACAAAUCAAAAUAUAUUUGAGAUUUUUCAAAUAGGCACCCUUUGCCUUCAUGACAGCUUUGCACACUCUUGGCAUUCUCUCAACCAGCUUCACCUGGAAUGCUUUUCCAACAGUCUUUAAGGAAUUCCCACAUAUGCUGAGCACUUGUUGGCUGCUUUUCCUUCACUCUGCCGUCCGACUCAUCCCAAACCAUCUCAAUUUGGUUGAGGUCGGGGGAUUGUGUGUUGGGUCAUUGUCCUGUUGAAAAACAAAUGAUAGUCCCACUAAGCCCAAACCAGAUGGGAUGGCGUAUCGCUGCAGAAUGCUGGGGUAGCCAUGCUGGUUAAGUGUGCCUUGAAUUCUAAAUAGAUUACAGACAGUGUCACCAGCAAAGCACCCCCACACCAUAACACCUCCUCCUCCAUGCUUUACGGUGGGAAAUACACAUGCGGAGAUCAUCCGUUCACCCACACCGCGUCUCACAAAGACACAGCAGUUGGAACCAUAAAUCUCCAAUUUGGACUCCAGACCAAAGGACAAAUUCCACCGGUCUAAUGUCCAUUGCUCGUGUUUCUUGGCCCAAGCAAGGUCUCUUCUUCUUAUUGGUGUCCUUUAGUAGUGGUUUCUUUGCAGCAAUUUGACCAUGAAGGCCUGAUUCACACAGUCCCCUCUGAACAGUUGAUGUUGAGAUGUCUCUGUGACUUGAACUCUGUGAAGCAUUUAUUUGCGCUGCAAUUUCUGAGGCUUGUAACUCUAAUGAACUUAUCCUCUGCAGCAGAGGUAACUCUGGGUCUUCCAUUCCUGUGGCGGUCCUCAUGAGAGCCAGUUUCAUCAUAGCGCUUGAUGGUUCUUGCGACUGCACUUGAAGAAACGUUCAAAGUUCUUGAAAUGUUUCGUAUUGACUGACCUUCAUGUCUUAAAGUGUCAAGGCGUCAGUGUAAUGCGGUAGGACUAAGUCAGGCGCAGGACACAGAGCUGAUCGAAAAACGUACUUUACUCGUAGGUAUCUUAAUGAACAUACCUCCACGCAGGGAGGAAACAAACCCGCUCACAUACGACAACCAAAACAUGGACAAACAUGCACAACACACAGUGUGAGCCAGAGGGUUAAAUAGGGAAGACAAUAUUACAUGAUGGGAAACAGGUGAGACCAAUACAGACAAAACAAGUAGAACAUAGAAACAUGGAUCGGUAGCAGCUAGUACUCUGGUGACGACGAACGCCGAAGCCUUCCCGAGCAAGGAGGAGGGACAGCCUCGGCUGAAUUCGUGACAUAAAGUAAUGAUGGACUGUCGUUUCUCUUUGCUUAUUUGAGCUGUUCUUGCCAUAAUAUGGACUUGGUCUUUUACCAAAUAGGGCUAUCUUCUGUAUACCCCCCUACCUUGUCCCAACACAACUGAUUGGCUCAAACGCAUUAAGAGGGAAAGAAAUUCCACAAAUUAACUUUUAAGAAGGCACACCUGUUAAUUGAAAUGCAUUCCAGGUGACUACCUCAUGAGGUGUGUCCAAACUUUUGACUGGUAGUGUAUAUUGCAACGCUCGCGCAUGAAAUGCAAGCGGUGUGGUCAGCAUGUAAGGCUUGAUAUAUCAGAAAUUGUGUAAUAGAAUUAUUGUCAACCUAAGAUAUUGUCAUAUAAUUAUAAAUAGUUUAUACUGGUUUUAUAUACAGUUCUGUAUAAAUAGCCUCUAAAAUAUAUGUAAACAUAUAUUUAUAUGAAAACUAAAUUUGUGUUUUUUUGGAAAGCUGUUUUUUGCAGUGUUAUUAUAUGAUACAAUAUCAGUACAUGUUGCAUUUACAACUUGUCUAAGUCCUAUCAUCAACUGAUUUCAGCCAGUGUAUGGCUGUGUAUUGACUGCGUUCUUUGAAUGGAAUAUUGGCAGUUAAUGUGAAACAUUUAUGGAAUCAUUCAACUUAAACUGGCUGGCUAGCUACCUAACAAACAUACAGUGCAGAUAAUCUUCAAAUUCAUUGUUUUGCACUAUAUCUUAUCACAGCACUGGCUGACCAUGGUUGACCAACUCCCUUACCAAAAUUGCUGACCUUAUAUACUGUCAUAAGAAGGUUAAUGUCCAUUUUAGUAUUAUAAUUCCUAAUUCUAUGAUUAUAUUCCCAUUAUAGAGUAAAAGUUUCAGAUAGUUUAGGUGUUAUUUGCAACGCUUGCUAAACCCCUCAAUCAUGCACACAUUUAACACUCUGGCUUAUCACCCUCUCUCUGUAGCGGACGAGUCUGGGUGCCACCCUGCUCUCCCCCGUGUCCCAGCUGGCUCUGGGCACUAUUGGUCGCAGCCGCAGCCUGGUCAACCAAUCACAGGAGUCCCUGGACCCUGGCGACCAUUUUGACCAUAGCGACAGGGAGGAUGGGGAGGAGCCACACCAGCAGGAUGCCGACGAUGAGGACGACAGUGGCCUGGUGAGUCUCUCCUACCUACCCACAAUGCAUCAGUUUGACCUUUUGAACCUCUUUCUCUUCAUUCAAGUUUAUCAGAUUUGCCUGAUUUGAUUUCGAUCCUUAGCCCCUUGCUCUAGCCCCUUUACAGGUAUGAAGGGAUUAGAUAGGUAAAGGCAUGUUCAUUACAACAUUUUCUAAAUGUGUGUGUAGGGUGGGGGAAAGAGGCUGCGAGUCCCAGAGAAGUCUAGCAGGAAGAAGUUGAACCAACAGGCAUCUAUGGACAGCAGCAUCGACCAAUGGAAGACCUUCAACAUGAGCGCUUCAGACCUACAGGUGACUGACCCGAACAGUGUGAUGAGAAUGACUAGUAGGAAUAGUUGUGUACAGGACUUAACUCUAAUUUAAUAAAGUUCUACAUCAACAUUUGCACAUUUACAAAAUAAUGUAAUUUCUCCUCCCUCCAUCUCUCCUCUCCAGAGGGCUAACAAAUCUCUUCAGGGAGGUCACCACCCUCCUCUCCUCAGGACGCCCCGUGUGACAGAGGAACCCCCGGACACCCAUGUCCCCUCCAUGCUGGUCCCGGGGGGUGACCCGCAGACGGUGGGGAACAUCUGGGCAGACCACCGUGUCCGCAGAGCCAUGUUCCCCACGCGUCAGCGCACCAUGAACCCAGACGAAGAGGACGAGGACAUCUACCAGAUGUUUGUCCCCACUGAGCUCGGCGGGCCAGAACCAGAACCACUUCCUGUUAGGUCAGAGGUCACAUCGUCUCCCAGCAGGACCCAGGGGCGACCCUGCAGCUGGCACAUGGAGCAGGUGCCCACGGUGCAGAUAGACCCCCCGUCCACCGGGGACAGCAGAGGGCUGCGGAGAGCCAGCAGCGUGGGGGAGAAACAGACUGGCGGCCGACAGAGCCAGCCUGGUCAGGAUGACGACCAGGAAGGGAUGAUCCACGCCGAAUCCUCCAGCAAUGACAUCUCGGGUUCGUCGUCGGCCGAGCAGCUGAUGAUAGACGACAUAGAGAACAUUUACGACAACAUCAGCUAUGAGGACCUGAAGAGCAUGGGGCUUAUCAGGAGGGAGCAGGAGGAUCGUGGGGCCCAAAGAGAGGCCCCUAGAGACACACAGGGGCCUGGGGCUCUAAACACUGGGGUCACUGGGGGUAUUACAGAGCCUCUCAUCGAGCCAGACUGCUUGUCUGACAGUAACCACUCCUCCACCGCCCAGGAGGGGGUGCCAUUUGGGACGUGUGCGCUGAAGAUCGUGGAGGAGGAGAACAUCUAUGACACUAUCUGCUUUAGGGAACCCCCAGCCAAGGGUGACAGGGAUGGGGACAGCCUGGGGGGCUUCGUGUCCGAGGAGAGCCUCCAUUUUGGGGAAGACGAGGGGACGGAGGAUAACUCCCACCCAGUCCACGGCACCUCCGAACCGGACUAUUCCUCCUCAUCUGCCUCGGAAACGUUCUCCCAACGUUCCCACACCGGUGACCAGAUGUCGGAGCAGGUGGACGAGAUCUGGAACGAUUUGGAAAACUACAUCAAGAAGAACGAGAAGAAAGCGGACCGCCUUCCUGCCGCGUUUCCCGUGAGUGCCAGUGAGGCCCCCAAGAAGACCUCGUCGGUCAAGAGCAGCCCCAAAAAGAACAGCUCCCAAAAACACAGCUCCCUUACCAAGAGCCCCCCAGCCCGCAAUCCCAACCCCCCCACUGUGACCCCCCCUCACCAAUUCACCAUCCCCAUCUUCCCAGAGCUGCUCAGAGAGGCUACCUUUGAAGAGGAAGACCAUUACCCCUCCCCCUCUCCCCUCACUCCCCCGUCCCUCCCCUUGCCUGCCAUCCCAGACCCUGCCCCUCCCGGGACAGUCAAGAGCAUCCGUAACAGACUGGCCCGCCUCAGCAGUGGCAGCUUCCGUCUAGAGGAUGAUGAUGAGCUGGGGGAGCUGCCCCAACGGGACCCCAGCCAGAGGGACCCCUCCAUCAGGAACCUCCACAACCUGUUCCCUGGGGAGCUGACCGGGCUGGGGGGUCUGGACUCCCCCCUGGCCGCCUCUUCUCUCCUUCCGGGGGACUCAGUGGACAGCUUCUCCCAGGAGCUCAUGGACAAGACCAAGAACCGUGUGUUCCUGAUGGCUCGCCAAUACAGCCAGAAGAUCAAGAAGGCCAAUCAGCUGCUCCGCAUGAAGAGCAUGGACCCCGGCGACAUGGGGUCAGGAGGACACAACAGGGAGGAGAAGAAGCAGCAGAAAGACCUGGAGAAGAAGCAGAAAGACCUGGCAGCCAUUUUGGAGGAUAAGAAGCAAGGCGGGGCUGCCAUAGGUAACAAACAUAAUCAGUAGUUGUUUAUCUAGUCAUGAUAUGUACAGCUAACUACAGUCAGGUCCAUAAUUAUUGGCACCUUUGAUAAUGAUGAGCGAAAAAGACUGUAUAAAAUAAAUAAUACAAAUACUGAGCUAUAUUGCAUGCAACAUUUUAUUGGCACCCCUGUUUUCAGUACACCCUCCCCUUGCGAAGAUAACGACACUGAGACAUUUUCUAAAAUGUUUUAUGAGAUUGGAGAACACAUUGAGAGUGAUCUUAGACCAUUCCUCCACACAUAAUAUUUUCCAGAUCCUUGAUAUCUUUCGUCUGCGCUUAUGGACUGCUCUCUUCAAUUCAAACCACAGGUUAUUAAUGGGGUUCAAGAUCGCCAUUUGCUUCCAAUGGUCCUGUGGCCCUUGUUAAGGUCUACGGCAUCAUGAACUUUACUACCAGGAAAUUUUAGCCAAAAACCUGGUUGCCUCUUCAAGGAAGCUGACACUUCAAUGGCCGCAAGUGGAUCUUCCAGCAAGACAAAUAACUCUAAGCACUAAUCAAAAUCCACAAAAAAAUGGUUAAUUGACCACAACAUCAACAUAUUGCAAUGGCAAUCACAGUCUCCGGACUUGAACCCCAUUGAUAACCUGUGGUUUGAAUUGAAGAGGGCAGUCCAUAAGAGCAGACUAAGGAUAUCAAGGAUCUGGAAAUAUUCUGUAUGGAGGAAUGGUCUAAGAUCGUCCCCAACGAGUUCUCCAAUCUCAUAACACAUUGUAGAAAAAGGAUGUGUCGUUAUCCUUGUAAGGGGAGUGUGAUAGAGUAUUGAAAACAUUUGCCUUUUUAGAUUUUUUUAAAUUACUUGUUAAACAACAUCUCUUUCUCUGAGCAAUUGUAUUAGUAUAAAAUAAUAGUAUUUCCAAAAAAAGUAUUUAUUUUAUACAGUAUUUUUUGCUCAUCUUUAUCAAGGGUGCCAAUAAUGGUGGCCCUGACUGUGUUUGGUUAAUAAAAUGACUAAACAUGAAUUCUGUGUAUUUUAUUAAUGUCACUUAUUGUCUCCUUAUCUCCUCUCUCUCUCUCUCUCUCUCUCUCUCUCUCUCUCUCUCUCUCUCUCUCUCUCUCUCUCUCUCUCUCUCUCUCUCCCUCUCUCCCUCUCUCCCUCCCUCUCAGGUGCGAGGAUAGCCGAGUACUCCCAGCUGUAUGACCAGGUGAUGUUUAAAAACCCUUCAGGUCAGGGCUCCAGCAGCCCGGGCCCUCCUGGCUCGCACCAUGCCCACCCAGGGCUGCCCUCCUCCCCAUCCCUGCCUGAGACCUGCUCCUCCCUGGGCCUAGGGCUGGAGGAUGACUGGCUCCUCUCCACCUACAGCAAUGGGGAGCUGGCCAGCUUUGUGUCAGAGAUACGGUCCUCCACCCCCCAGUGCAGGCUCACCGCAGCCUGCUCCGUCCCCACCCUAAAGAUCCUACCUCCCUCCCCAGAGACCUCACCCACCCAGCGGUGGAGCUCUUGUGUCUCCGCCCCCAGCGAGAAGGAGGAGCAUGUGUACAGUUCUAUUAAACGACACACCUCCUUUAACUCCCCCUCCUCUUCCUCGUCCUCCUCUAAACCACCUACCAGCCGCUGCCAGUCUAUCUGCUCACUGGGCGACCGGCAGCAGGAGAAGGAGAAUGACUGUACCAGGUCCAACCGUGGCCCGGCUGUGGUCCAGAGUUCCUCAGAAAGACUCCAUGGCCCCAGCAGUCUGGGCCGGGCCGGUCGGCAGAGCAGCCUCCCGGAGCGGUCCAGUUGCGGUCACAGUCACUCUGACCUCACCCUGCAAGACGGUCAGCAGGUGGUAGUCCUGAACCGUGCCUCCCCACUGAGCAUGCUCACAGCCACCCAGAACUACCUGGUCAACUUCAAGGACAAUGGAGACGACGAUGACGACGAUUACGUAGAGAUCCGCUCUGAGGAUGAGAGCGAGCGCGAGCGGUACCAGGACUGCUCUGGGCAGCGUAACAGCGGUGGUGGUGUUGGCUCCAGAGGGCCAGCCCAGAGCCAGACCCAGAGUCUGCCCUGCACCCCGUCGAGGUCCUCCUGUGGGCUGACGGACCGGGAGCGUCUGCAGGAGUACCUGUGGGCGGAGCAGCAGGCGCAGCAGAACCAGCCCAACAUCGUCCAGUCACUCAGAGAGAAGUUCCAAUGCCUCAGCUCCAGUAGCUUCGCCUGAGUUGCCAUGACCACCCAUAACACACCACCAUAUGAAUAUACUAGUGCAUGUAGUUUAAGCAGGUCUGUAGCUUUGCCUGUCUCAUCAUGACAGCAAAUAACACCACACGAAAGACAAAAAAUGACAUUGUUUUCUUCCAUCCACAACACGCUGGAGUUUUGUUGACAAAGAAUGACACACUAAAUGCUAAAUUCAACACACUACUGUACACAUAACACUACACACAACACAGGUCUCUAGCUUUGCCAAUAUGCAUUUUUGCCUGAUUCACUGUUACGACAUCACACACAACAUGCAAUACUGCAGCUUUGCCAAAGUCACAUGGUCAAAUUUCCACAUAUCACAAAACAACAUGCCAAAUACCGCACCUGAGUAGUCAUGGCAACAUACAUGUACAGGAACAUAUUAGUACUACAAAGGCACUCCACCGCCACAGCACUUCCUUACAGUCUUCCAUGUCAAGCAGAUUGACUUCCGUAUCUAUUUUAGAUACGUUGAAAAAUAACUAUGAAACUGUAAAAAUGAUCAUUUUUAGCAAACUGGAUGAGUCCAACACAGUGUGGAAAGGGGCUCAGAGUGUAUGGGCUUAAGGUUUAAAGGGAAGCAUACAGGUCAUCUUUUUGAGAUGUUGGAAAUGAGUAUUCCAUAUACUGUACAGAUAUUUCUGUUAUAAAUAGUAAGAAAUAGAAAAUGAUCCAUUAAUUCUAACUGUUCCCCCUUCAACAGAAACACUGAUAACCCAAAAAUGUAAUUUGGUAGACUGCUGUAGUCUGCUAGCAUCUCUUGAUGAGGAAAUGGCACUGGCUGAAUUUGAGUUAUGUUGCUGUAAUUUCCUCUUCUGAACACUAUCAUUUUAGUAAACAACCAACUAAUCAAGGUUUUUAACCUUUUGUUUGAGUUACUCUGAAAAUAUCUUCCUUUUUAAAGGUUGUUUUAGCAUAUUUAACUUCCUAUAGCUGAGCUUACCCCUUAUCAGAGGGAUGAUCCUAUGUGACUAGUUGUCAGUGGUAGUGUUUUAACUGUGCAUAAUACAGUGUCAACCAAUUUAACAAUCUGUACAAGCAGCUUAAUGAAUUUGCAAUUAGCUCAGGAUUAUAGGCUAGGUAUGGACAUCUUAUCAGCGAUAAUAUAAGGAAGAGGAUCCACGUGCCCUUUUUAAGCAUGGAGCCUCCACACAUAGUACCUUGCUGUUCAUUAGGUUGAGUAUAUUUUACAUUGGGCUAUGGUGACGUCAAGCGUAGAUAGCCUGUACCAGUCUUUCUAUAAUGAUUGGGUUUUCUCAACCUGCUCAAACGCCUUGGUCAUGACUAGGGGAUCGCGCUUUAAACAGAAAAAUCUUAAAAUCAAGAGAAAAGUGUGUUGAUAUUUCAAAGAUAUUCAAUAAGCAGCCGCGAUAGGAGUUAUCUAUUUAUUUUGAAUCUGUGGGUCUGAAAGUGUUAAUAAGUAUAUAUUAGUCUUCUGCGUACACUAUGUAGGUUGAGUGGCAUAAUGCAUCUUAAUAAGAGAAACCUAAAAUGUUAUUUUAUCUUAUUCAUUUUAAAAUGUUGUUUCUAAGAGGGACCAUGGAGGAGAGCGUUAAAUGAGUGCAGUACUGUGUUUUGAUGUACAUUUCUCUUAAACCUCACAGAACUUCGGGUCAGAUUUUUUGUUUACUUCAUGGGACACCCCCCCACCUUCACACUACUGAUCAGCACCCCACCCCUCCCACUCCCUUUCUAAACACGUUAUGCCUGAAUAUCAUCCAAUAAUCCUGAUUCAUUAAAAUAUUCACAAUAGUCAUAUUAGGAUAGAUUGUCACAUACAUUGAGUUGACUUUUUGUUUUAACUCGGACGUCACUUUACAGUUUCAGUAGUGCGGAUACACACUUAUUAAGAAUUUGUUUCAUGUUUGAUCUCAUCUUCAACUUACAAUGUCUUAUUUAUUUACAAAAAAUCCCUAUUCUUGACCGCACACAUCGCUAUUAUGAAACGCCACAGCCAGUUUGUAAAUUAGAAAAACAUUUAUUUAUUAAGAGGUUGGCUUCUUGAUGAAUUUCGGGACACUUUGGAUAAAAUUUGGUUCAUUUGUUUACUGUGAAUGUUACAAAAAUGUUUAGUUUUUUAUUUUAUGCACUGUUUGAUAUUUUCCUUAUCAAAAUAAUAAAUGAAAAGUUGGAAUGCACAAUAUCAUGGCCUACUGUUCAAAUCAAUGUAAUGUAUCCAAAACAACUUAAAAAUAUGAAGUAUGUUUUUUGUUCAUUGUAUAUUUUGUUUCUCGUGUUUCACUGGUGGGGAUUGUCAACCUUCAUUGAAAUUGAAUUGACUCUUGCACUUUUUCUUUCUUUUUUAACAUUUGAUUUGUAAACACUUUGUAAAGAUGUACAUUUUAGGAGAGUUAUUAUUGUAUGCCAUAGGUUUGCUUUAUAAUGAUUUAAUGUUUAACUUAAGUGUACUGUACAUUUUUUUAACUGCUAGUUGGCAUUGCUCAAGAAAACAAAUGUAUUUGAGGCAAUAAAUAAAAGAUAAAAUGUG
This is a messenger RNA of Coregonus sp. 'balchen', 91424 nucleotides long. NCBI's taxonomy places the organism in Eukaryota, Metazoa, Chordata, Actinopteri, Salmoniformes, Salmonidae. The record is from the annotation of a GenBank genome assembly.